GCGAAUCCCUGUGGGGUACCUCAUCCUCGGCAUCGCGGUCGGACUUUCAGUCGGUACGGAGAAAGCGUUAGAGGAGUUUGGCAUUAACGUUUUUGCAGGCACAUUUGCGGAAAUCGUAUCUCAGUACAAAUACAUAAUAAAGAAAUCGCUGAUUCCUGUAACGGCGAUUGCACUCGCGAAACGAUUUUUUUUGGUAAGUAUAAUAUAGAAUUAUAACACAGUUGCUCGUAGUUUAAAAUUGUAUAUAUAUAUGUAUAUAAUUUAUUGAAGAAAUAAAAAAGUUAAAAUUACUCGUAGAUUGUAUUAAUGUUAUGAUGGAUUUUUUUUUUUGAGAUUCUGAGUGCUGUGGGAAAUUUAUUGUGCCGGUAAACCACUUUUCAACCAAAAAUCUUAUCGUACAUUUUUUUUCCAGACGAAAAAUAACAUUGACUUUUUUGUUCAAUUUUGAAUCUAGUUGGUACAUUAAGUAGGUUGUUUUUUGGUUUUCUAGCGGUUUUCGUAAUAAUUGGGGAAAAACCGAACAAAACGUAUAAGAAAAACGAGCAAAUAAUUACGCCGUUUACGAUUUAAUUUGUUUGGUUUUUAUUUUUUACUAGAAAUUUCAUAUUGAAGUGUAAGUGUAUAUAUUUUCUGAAACAAAAUUUUGUCUACAUUGUAUAUAAGAAAAUACCUUAUUAAAACUAAAAAAAUUUAGGAAAAGAGGAAAAGUUUACGUCAUUAACGAAUUUGUUAUAUUUAAUGUUGUUAUUAUUAUUUUAUUUAUUUAUAAUUUGAUUAAAAAUAUUCGUAAAGACAUGGAACUUUCAAAGAAGAAUAGUUACUUAGGUAUAUAAGUUUAAAGAAAAUUUUCUUGGUGUGGUUAAAUCGUGGAAAAAUUCUGGCGAUUAUUGAACUAUUUAUAGGCAUUUAAUAAUUUCGAGUUUAUUAAACUUUUUAAAGUAGAUAAAGUUUUUUUGCUAAACAGAAAUGUUUGUAAAUUUAUUAAUUUAACUAAGUAUUGAAAAAAAGCUGAAUGCAAUGAAGUAGUUUUUUUUACGUUUUAUAUUUAAACGAAAAUCGAAAAUAAUUUUAUGUAUUCUAUUUUCUCAACCUAUGGUAGUGUGAUACACUCAUCUUCGGCAAGAAUCGGCUUUGUGUUUUCAUAAUAUUAUAGGUUACUUUUGUCAUGUCUGCAGUUUAUUUUGGAACUGAUAAUACAUAAAAAAUGGUAUUAGGUACAGAAAAUAUGUAUGUUUAUUGAUAACAAUAAUACAUUUUUGUUCUAUAAUUGUUGACGGGUUUUUUUAUGCACACAAUUACAUAACAUACGUUUAGAUCUUGAGAAAAUAAACUCGGAUACAAGGCCAAUUUAAUUCAUUUUUUAAUAAUAAUUUAUUGUUCUGGUUAUCAAUCUCACCUCCGAUUGAUUCAGUGUAUGCCAUACACGCAUUAUGUUUUUUUCUGUCUUACAAACGCGUACGAAAUAGCGAAUUUGCUAAACCAAUUUUGUACUUGUUUUAAUUUUAGUUUAGAUAAAUUAACUUAUAACCGAAAUUAAAGGCAAGUACAAUAGUAUACGUAGGCAGUUUUGAUAUUUUAAUUUCAAAACGAGAUAUAAGCAUUUUCAAAUGGUAAUAUUUCGCAUUCUUGCGUUAAUAUUAAAAAAAAAAAAUAAAAAAUAAAGCAACUAAGUUAAAUUUAAUAAUGGCGCAAAAUUGUUUCUGCCGAACGAAAAUUUGCUAUGUCGUUUAUAAGGUGGAGACGACGAAUGAGUGUGUUGCGUACUCUCAUCACUAAAACGCUAAAAGCUCUGUAAGUAUGAACCACUCCCUCUAGGUUUUACUGAUUUUUUCACACAAUUUAUUGACAUGAGUUUAACGAGUACCACGAUAACGUAACGUCAACGAGUUCACUUAUGUUAUAUUAUUCGAUGUGAUGAAAAGUAUUACGCUACAAUUAAUUAUUGUACAUACUAUUAUAACGUAUUUUUAUAGAAGUUGUCACGUUAGAUAUUAAUUUCGUUUAAUUUAUCUCAUUUGGGCCGUAUUAUUGUUAAAAUUAUAUUACUUAUGACAAGGGAGUGGAAAAAAAAAAAAGAAAGAAAAAAUUGGAGCAAUACAGUAUCGAUACUUUUGUUUUAUAAAGGCCUUACAAUUACCUUUAUUAAUUUCGAUCUAUUAACUAAAUAUUGUAUUUAUCUCGUAAUGUAUUAAGACGACGAGAUUUUUUUUGCAUUUUAUCAGAAAAAAAUUCGCAACGUUAAAUCAAUUUUCAUUAUCCAAUGUUAAGAUAUAUUAAUUUAUAGGUAGCUGCAUGUUAUUUAAAAAGAAAGAAAAUCCAAAAUUCCAUCGAAUAUAUUUGUAUAUUUACUGGACGAACAUAAUAAUUACAUAAAUAUAUUACAGUAUUUGCACUAACAAUAUUAUUGAAAAUAUGAUAAUUUGUCGGUAGAUAUGUAAUAUCUGUGAAUGGUGAUAAGCUGAUAAUAACGUGCUAUGAAGUUGGCCCACUUACCUUAUUAAAAACUGACAAAACUAGUGUCAAUAUAGCAAGAAUUUAUAAAUUUGAUUUUGAAAUUUACAUAUUAUUGUUUUAUGUUUAUAUUUGUGAUAAAAAUAAAAAAGGUAGGCUAAUUUCAUGUUGACCAACUACUUAAACCAUUGUGGAAGAACAUCCACGUAUCGUAUAAGAAUGGAAAAUUAUAUUCUCAAACUACUCGUAUCCGUAUAUAAACUUCGUUUCAAUCUUCCGGUUUAAAGUGGGUGACAUAAGUUAAGUUGGCGUUUUUUAAAUUUUUAUCGAUAAUGUGAAAAUAAUGACUUGCAAAUUCUUGCUAAUUACUUGCUAAAUAUUGACACUAGUUUCGUCGAUUUCUGUUAAUGUUGUAUUCCAGUGACGUGUGUCGUGUGCUAUUUGUCGUAUUCUGAUUGACCAUUAUAGUCUUGAAAAUACAGUAACCUGCAAGAUCUACCGGGAAAUGUCUAAAGUCGGACUGGGUUUGUGUUUUCUUUCGUUUGGAUUACAAUGAUGGCCACUGGUCAGUUGUUAUACUUUUGUAGUUUUUGUAAACACAACACGACAAACAGCGUCGCUGAAAAUUGCCCGGAACGGAAUACCACAUUAAGAUGCUAUACGUAUAGAAAAAAUAUAGUGGACAUAUUAUGAUAUAAGCAAACAAUGCAUAACACGAUUAACCCUAGUGAUGUGCAUUUCCGAAUAGUGAUUUUACUAUCUAUUUAUAGUUUUUGAUAGUUUAGAUGAUCUAUUGAAUAUUUCAAUCCAUCAAAUGAAGGACCAAUUAUGCAUUGAAAGGGAAAAAACAGAUUCCUUUCAUAUGUCACCUAUAUUUUAAUAUUAAUAAUAUUUUGAUCGACCAUCCCCCGAUUAUUCAAUGGUUUCUUCAAUCUCUUGAUAUUCAAAAGAUGUCUGUCCACAUCAUUAGGUUUCUUUUCUUUCCUCGGGGCGGUUCCUUUGAUUCUUCUUUUAGCUAGGAUCUAGUUUCGUGAUCCUUCUUACUUUACUAGAGUGUAUAUGCUAUUUUAUGUUUCUUUUUAUUCCACUGAUUAUAGCAAUAAUCAUUCUCUAUACCGCAUGCUUCAAAAUUAUAAUAUCAGGCAGUUAGUUAUAGUGAUACUUUCAUUUCUUAUGCUAGGUUUUCAUUAAAUAAAUUUGUAUCUGUAAGUGUUCCAUAUGGGAUUCUUAUAAUGAUUUCCAUUGGUGUUAAUAAAAAAAAAAAAAAAACAAAAAAAACAAAUAAAAUAUUUCGAAAAACUUAAAAGUAGUUUUUCAUAACUAAUUUAUUCUAACAGUUUUCAAUUUGUCGAAUAUUUCGAAUGUGAUCAACUCUUGAAUAGAUCGAAUCUAUAAUGACUCUAUGGCUGUGAAAAACACUAAUAUUAAUACUUGUAUCUAAAACUUAAUUUUUGAUAUACAAAAAUAUACGGUUAAAUUUUGAAUAUUGAUUCGGUGUGAUUUUUAUUUGACGUCGCUAAUUUCGGAUAUUUCGAUUAUUGACAAUGAAAAUGCCGCUGUAGUACCCGACAGCAGUAGGUACCUAUAUUAUUGUAGUUUUACUAAAUUAACACACAUCGAUAUUUGUUUUCUGGUUGAACUUGUGCUAUAAUUUUGAUAUUAAUUUUUUACGGUUUAGCUCUAUAUACAUAAGAUAACAACACUAUCUAUAUUAUUUUUGACGCAUAUGUUUAAAAUGUAAUCCACGAUCGUAUCGUCCAUUUUAAAUUGAAUACUUAUACAACACGACGCAUUGUAUCUAUAAUAUACCACAGCGUUUUAAUACAAUUUGUAUUAGUUUUAACUUUACUUUUAAGAUUUUCAGUAUAGAUUAUAAACCCGAAUCCACGAGGCCUGUAAAUAAAAAUAAUCAAACUAAUAAAUGAAAAUAAUAUUAUACAGUUAGAACGUUUUCCUAGGAACCAGUUAAAAACCGCAUAUUAAGUGGGAAAUCAAUAUAGGAAAAUUAAUACGUGACAAAAAAAUAGUACAUACUUGAGCAUAGUAAAUUAUUAUUACAUUAAAUUUAUACUUUUAUCAUUUAAACUCCCAUCAUUAGCAAAGGAUUAGCUUGGUAUAGUUUACACGACCAGCGUCCUUCCUCCGAAAAGAAGCGUAUUUAGUCACGCCCAAGCCUUAAAAUCGUUUUACAUAAAUUACUUCUCCAACUUCGAUCAUAUCAGUAACCUGAGACGCUCAGAUCUAUCGGAGUUAACUACUAUUAAACUAAGACCCUUACAGUGAGUCCUUCAUUAUUAAACCAUCAUUAACCAUAAUUAUUCCAGUAAAUGCGUUAGCCUGGUAUGGAUGACCUUUGAGUUUCAUAUACAGCAAAGUAAGGAUUUAGUCACAGUUUCAAAUUUUCAAAUCGAUAACUACUCAAACUACUGGAUAUUUGAAGAACCAAAGACAUGAAGACAAAUCCAAUAUUUACGACGACCAGCCAGCAGCCAAUAUCGACCGCCGACUAUAAGUCACCUAAGUCGAGGACAAUGAAGCAACCUUCGGCUUCUCGCUGCAACGAUCCACCAGAUCGUUGACUCCUGACUGGGCUCCAUUAAGGUUAACUAUCGAAACGUGUUGUCUUGUUUAAGUGGCCUAAUCUGACACGCCCUGAAAUAAUUAUUAGUCAUUGUCCGUUGUGACAUUAGCGAAUGGUGUAUUCCAGGUUGUCUAUCCAAAUCGAAGUGCUGGCUCAAACUUUAUUUUCCGGCCCAGCGUCAGUAUACAAACGCGACAUUUCCAAUCAAGCCUAUGAUCAUCGUAUUCCUUCAUCCCUUCUAGAUUGUCUGGAAAUAAUAAGGCACCCGAACUUGACAUUAACAAGUUGGAUAACCGAACAUCUGCGUAAGCCACGUCAAAUGGCCUUGGCCCCUCUGCCCCAGUUAUAUUAAUUAAUCAUUUCAAAAUAACAAAACAGAAUACGUGAUACUGAUAACUCUUGUGGUAUUUAAUUUUACGAGGCGGUUUUGCACUAAUACGUAGGCACCGAUUCAAGUACUUACAUCAGAAAAUAAAAUCUUAUCAGUAAUUAUAUGAAUAUUAUAUUAUUCAAACAUAAUCCAACUGGUUGGUUAAUUUAAAGUUAAAAAUAAGUACUAAAAAAAAAAACGGAUAAAAUGAUGUAAUAUUAUAGGCAAUGAGAUAUUUCGAAGUGACAUUCUUGUAAAUCAUAAUUUUUUAUUGUAUCGCUUGUUAUUUUUUAAAUAAUAAUCGAAAAAAAAAAUAAAAAUUUAAAUUAGUUUAUUUUGUAAUCUUUUAUUAUAUUUGUAAUGACAUUAUAACGACGAUUAUAAAGUAUAUUUACGUGCCUAUCUAUACAUAUUAAUUCUAAUACCUACUAUAUUUAUUCAAUUCUGAACACAUCUAGAAAUGUAUUGGUUUUAUUAUAAUAAUAAAACAAACACGAAAUUAUUAAAAUCGUUAAUAUUCGUAAAUAAAUAUAUAAAUAAAAAAGAAACAAAUGAAUGAAUGUGUCGUCUGGAGUAUUAUGAUAAGUGUAUAUACGACCGAACUAAAAAUUCAUCAUUAGGUAUAUCACAGUCAAUAUGUAAAACGCGACUGAAUAUAAAAAAAAUAAAUGGAGGAAUACAUAGAAAAAAAUUAUACAAAUUGGUCAUUUUACAUAGAAAUAAUUUAUUUUAAUAGGAGAGAUUAUUUAAAUUGGAUUAUUAUUAGAUAAAGAAAUGUUAAGAAACAUAAAUUAUUUGAUAAAUAUUUAUUAUCUAUUAUUUUUUAAAUAGGUUUGUGUAAUUAAAAUGUCAUUAAAAUUAUUUUUCUUUAUUUCAUUGUAUUUAUGUAAUUCUUCUAAAACUGAAUUGAUGUAAAUACUAUUUUGAGUAUUUAAUAUUUCUAAGUCAGUAUUAAUAUCAAAGCUUUUAGCGAAAUUUGAAUUAGUGGCAGACUUUUUUAAUUUUAUUUCAGAAAUGUGUUCUUUAUAUCUUAUUUUAAAAUUUCUAUUUGUCUUACCUGUAUAAAAUGUAUUACAGUUAUAUUUAAGUUUAUACAUACCAGCAUAGUAGCAUUUUCAAAAGAAGGAGGAUUUUUGUGAAGUUUUCAGUGCUAUUGUUUAUGUGUUUGAUUAAAUUAUUAUUAGUCUUAAAAGCAAAUUUUACAUUGCUUGUAUUAUUCUUUAGAAUUUUAGCGAAUUUGUUUGACAUAUUAUUUUGAUUUCAUACUACAAUAGUUAACAACAUUAUUCGGUGAGUUAUGUAUUAUUAGAUUCCGAGCGUAGCGAGGGAUCUAUUGGUUUUACUAAGAUGUUUAUUUCUUUUUUUUUCUAGUCUGUGGAAAUUUUUUUUCCUAAUAAACUUGCUCAGAUUUUAACGCGUAGCAACUUUUCUGAAAGCUCAAGUAAUCAUUUCCAGAUUUUCGAUACCAUUUUUUAAAAAAAGCACGUAAGUGGAAAAAACGUAGGAAAACGUAAGGAAAACGUACAAUUUCACGAUUUCAUUAUUUUAUAAAAACACAGAUGUUUUCUACCAGAAAAAAUUAUUUAAUCGAAAAAUCACAAAAUACCUUUUAUUGUUGCCUUUUUGAUUUAAUUUCUUACGGUAUCAUCGCCAAAACUUUUGAGUCACAUUUGAGAUAUUAAGGAAUUUUAAUUUUUGGUAGUUUUUUUGCUGUAACUCAGUUAUUAAUACACGUAGAGAUUUUAAAUUUGAUAAUAAUACUUAUAUUGGACUUAUCUAGACGUUGUAAAAUUUUCAAAAUCAUCAGACGACAAUUUCCUUUUUUUAAUUUUUUUACAAUGGCAUUUUAUUUUUUUUUUUAUACUGUAGACUACUUUUAUCCUAGAAAACUUGCUCCAAUGUAUAAGUAUAGCAACUUUUCUGAAACUAAAAUUUAUCUACUUGGUAAAUACAUGGGUCAUUUUUUGAUUUUCGAAACGAUAUUUAGAAUAAAAACGAUUAACUGGGAAAAAUAAUACGAUUUCGUUAUUUUAUAUAAGUACCUACCACGUUUUCCAGUACAAAUAUGGUUCCAAUUGAAAAACGACAAGAGACCAUAUUUUUGUUGAAUUUUUUUUUAAUAGGUGUUUUGAAAUCAAAUUUAAACGAAAAUCGUAAAAAAAAUUACGGCACUUCAAAUUAUGUAUUACCGAACUGCGCUCGAACUGCGUUGCUUACAGAUAUAAAUAAAAUAACCUUAUGUAUUCUACCUUCUCAACUUCCCACCUACAACAGUGGCUGCACCCGUCCCCAGUAUCAGCUUUUUUUCUUUAAUACGUUUGUGUAUUUUUUUAAUAGUAUUUAAAUUGAAAUUAUUUCUAUGGGCUUUAUUAUAGAUAAUAUUAAGCUCGUGUUAUUAAUUAAAUUUAUUUAACGAAAUACGUUCAAGCCUAUAGAAUAUUGAAUUAAAAAAUUAUAUUUUUUUAAAAUUAGUGUGAUUAGAAUCAUGUGGUAUUGUAGUGUGUAGGUUUUCUGUAAAUACUAAAAUCAAAUUAAUUGUUUAUUAUGGAAAUUGUAAGAUCUAAGAAAUUUAAUUUAUUAUUAAUUUUUUUCUCGAAUGAUUGAACGAAAAAUUGAAUGUUUUUAUUUAUUUUAUUUAAGAAGUUAACUAAAUUUUCUACUUGUCUAUUUGAUCCUCUAAAUAAAAUGAAAGUGUCAUCAACAUAUUUAUAAUAUGCUUUUAUAUAUGGACUGUAUAUUUUGUUGUUAAUAAUAUUAUUAGUUUCAUAAUUUUGCAUGUAAAUUUCAGAUAAAAAGGGCACUUAAAGGACCACCCAUAACUAACCCUUCUUUUUACCAAUAUAAUUUAUUAUUAUAUUAGAAAUAGUUUUGAUCAAUAAUUACAUUGAUUGAUUGAAUAACUUUUCGUUAGUAUUAAAUUUAUUACUAUGUAUAAGUUUAUUUUUAAAAAAAUUACUGUUUCGUGUUUAGGAAAUAGGAAUGGAUGUAUAUACAUUUUUGACGGAAAGAUAAAUCAUUUUGUAACUUGGCUCAAUAAUAAUUUUAUUAAUUUUUUUAAGAAAAUCAGAAGUGUUUUUUGAUAGAAAUAUCAGUAUUCAUGUUUAAUUUUUCUUUUAUGAUAAAGUCUAAAUAUUUAUCAAGGUUAUAUUAUAUAUUAUAAGCUGGAGCAGUUUUAAAAUUAAUUAAUGGACGAAUCGGAUUAUCUUGUUUAUGUAAUUUUAUGAAUAGAAGUAAGUGUAGAGCCUCUAUUUUGUAAUCAGAUGUUAAUAAUAUUUUUCUUUGGACUUAAGCUAUUAUUUCUUUCGAAUUUGUUAUCAGUUUAUUAAUUUAUUCAGUGAAAAUUAUAGUUGGGUCAUGCGUUAAGUUUCGAAUAUUAUUAUUAUUUAUAAAAUCUAAAGUUUUUUUUUAUGAAUUUUAUUAGUAUAAAUGACAACAUUAGAUUUAUCCACCGGCACUAUUUCUGAAUUAUUUGUUUUUUAUUUAUUCACUAUAUUGUUAAUAAUUGUAUUUUAUCGUUUAACUAUUCUAUUUUGUUUUAAUAUUUUAUCAGGCUUAUUUUUGUAGUUUUUAUUGGUGUUGUUUAUUAAGUUACAGCUUGUUCUAUAUAAUCCUAUAUAAUUCUAUAUAGUUUUUUAACCGAUUCAUAUUGUAUUAAUUGUUUUUUAAAUUUAUUGAAAGUUUAAUUUUUGAUACGUAUUGAAUUUAUUACCUUUAUUUAAUAAAUUGUUUUCAGCUUCAUCAUAAUACUUUAAGUGAUGCAAUUGUUCAUUUAUUUAUUUUUUUCUUUUAUAUACCCAUACAUUUUUUAUUAAUAUAUUUAUUAUAAUAUUAUGUGUGCUUUUGUGAAUGUCUGAAAACAACUGUUUUAUCGGAAAUCUUUCUCCGGAUUUCAAAUCUAGCAUAUUUUUUGAAAGAAAAUUAUUUCUAGUUAAUGAAUUAGACGGGUUAUUAUUUUUUCUUACUAUUUUGAUAAUAAUAAGUACAGACCGGUAAAGUUAACGGAAAUAACGAUUUUAUUAUGGUAUACAAGAAUUCAUAGACGACUAUAAAAUCAUAACCUUAACACAGUAUAUAUUUUAAAAACCGAAGAGUAGUAGGAGUUCAAAGGAUACGUGUGAAUAUUACCUCGAUGGUCGUCAUCCAAACACGACACAAUGAUCACGUACAACCCAGCGGCCACCCAGUCAUAAUUCGACGACAGUUCAUAGAUUCUGACCUCUUGUUGGGAAAUGUUUUAUUUUCCCCCUAUUAUUAUCUAAAUCUAGAGGCAUUUAGGAAAGUGACCUUUUUUAAAAUAUUAUCUAAAUUCACAAUAUUUCAAAAAAAAGUUUUUUUGAAGUUUUUGAUUGGAUUGGAUGAUGCCAUCAAGUUAAAAACCUGAACUGCAAUCCGAUAAUCGAAAAGUUGACAUCAAAGGAUUUCUGCACACCUGAAAAUUCCUGUAUAAUAAAAAAAAAACACAAACGUGCCGUUACAUAUAUACAGUAACGUGCUGGCUUAACUGCUUCAAACUCGUUGAAUUUAUUUUAAACGUAUACCUGAUAACCUUAGAAUUUGACCGUCACAAUGACCGUAAUGACGUAAGUACCCAUCUGCUGUCUAUAUAUAAUGAACGUAUUUUAUAUUAUAAUAAUAUCGUCUUUUAUCCGACCAAAAUUGUACUCGUAACCGUCAUCAGUCACACACGAAAAUUGUCGAGUAGAUAGAUAAUUCAAUUUUCAUAUCGAUUUCAUAUAAUAUUAUUUGGUAUACCUAACAAUACGUUUUGGGCGUUUCAUAGGCAAUUUCGUUACACGCGUGUGCAUAUUAGGUUUUUGAACGCGUUUGCCAAUAAUAGUUCUAAACUUUCAAAUCAGAUUUCGAUUUUUUUUUUUUUUUAGAUUCGGAGAGUAGUGAGAGAUCUAUUGAUUUUACUAUAUGGUGUGCUCAAUUCUGAGCGAAUAGAGGAAUAUAAAGGUUUUAAAAUGAUGUUUAUUUAGCUUUGUACUAUUUUUUUUUUUAUCUGUAAACAAAUUUUCUACCAGAAAUCUUGCUCCGAUUUUCAAGUGUAGGACUUUUCCUAAAAGAAAAUUUUAUCUGGGUGGUAUUUUAUGGAGGUAAUUACUUGGUUUACAAAAUAUAAGUAUUGUAAUAUCAAAUAUUGAUGAAAAUCGUAAAUAUUACGGCCUUUUAAAACACGUACAACCGAAUUCCGCUCAGUAUCGUUUUUCGUUAGCAAUUACUAUUCUUUGCGUACAAAUAUACCUUAAAUUUUCCUUCUACUUUUCCAACUUCCUACUUACGACAGUGGCGCCACAUAUCAACACUAUAAGCUCUUUAUAAAAUUAUAAUAACUAGAACUACAGAUAAUAAAGUCCCUUGUCGUCUGUCUCUCUUCCUUAAAGUUACUGUGGAACAUUACAGUACGUACAUUCCUAGCUGAACUCUGAAUCUAAAAAUAGUAUGACGCGCAUUUUAGAAAACUUUAUAUCUACUCGAAGAACCUUUGUUUUUUUCUAUUCGAUACUAAUUAUUCAAUACAUUUGUCGACAUUUCCAGAAGGUGAAUAUUAUUAAUGGUGUCUGCACACACUAUACGCUCUGUCGCUCUGGUGACGGGACGGGACUAUUUGGCAAUCGCUGUCGAAUGCUUCGAUUAAAUUGUUUUUCGACGGUUGGUGCCUUCUUUUUUUUUUUGAAAUAUUAUUUACCAUAAAAAGGAAAAAAUCUAACUUACUGGAAAACAAUAAACUCAACAAUAUUAUUAUGUAAUGUAUACGCGAAGAAUAUAUUUUGCAUAAGAGUGCAACGCGGUUUAAAAUAUACGAUAAUAUUUUUAAAUUUGUAUUUUAUGAAUUCUAGGCUAUACGUUGUAGAUGUAUACAUAUUAUACAAUUGAAUUUAUAUUUCGAAAAGAAAGAAAAGGUAAUAUUCGUAUAAAAACAAUACUUAUGUGCAAACGGCGGGUAUUGUUGGGUUCUCACUACUCUCGCUUAUGUUAUUGCAUUUUCCACGAUGACGAUCGAAAUAUAAUAUUUAUUUUGUAAAUCCAAAUACAACAACACUUUCGUUCGUCACAAUUGACUGUUCAAAUCAGUGGCGUUUGUAAGAAUUAUUUUCACCGAACGGGCCAAUUUACCGCCACCAGCAUCUGGGAUUUAUAAUCCCGGAAUAUUAUAAUAUGCCAUAACAAUUACAAUAGCAGAUAUACAUUUCCUCGUUGAUUCCUUAAGAACGUUUUUAUUCAACCUAUGAUAUAGGUCGAACAACUCUUUUUAAUAGUUGUAGUGGUAACGUUUAUGGGUAUACAAUAGAACAUGACGUUGGAAAUUUAGGGGGAAAUUCAUCUGUGUUACAUUUCUUGAAAUCUUCAAUAGUAUUUUUUUUUUUUUUGGAAUACUGUUAGAACUUAAGAAAAUACUUAGUUUCCAGUUACUGAUAUACAGUUUCCAUUUAUCUUUCAUAAUUUAUGAAUUUAUAAGUUAACUUCAUAAAAUGUUUUUAUUUAACCUAAAAUUUUACUAUGGGCGAUGGCCCAGGUGCUUCUUACCCCCAUAUAUAUAUAUAUAUAGAGAGAGAGAGGUGUGUGUUUCUCGUUAAAAUAUUAUUUAACUCCACGGUAUACGAUGUCUGGUGUAUAAAUUGUUUUUUAAUAAACGUCAUCAUAAAAUCACACGAUUGAGGAUUUUGCAAGCUUCUAUACCAAUAAGUGCCUCCAUCUAUUUCGACCUAUUGGAUUCUACAUUUUAACUGACUCUUAGAUAUCCCUUAUAUCUUUUGUUUACAAUUUAUUUACUUUUUCUAUUUCCAACCACCACUGGCGUUGUCAUGUCCUUGGCUUUUUUUUUAAAAAGAUUUCUGUCAACUCGCCAAAUAUAGCCAGCCCACUCCAAUCUUUUUGCCCGGAGAAACAUUCUGAUAUUUGGUCUGUUGUACAACCUACCUGGUAAAAUCAUAUAAAUUAAAUUAAACGCUGUUUACAUCCUAUUGUAUAUAAAAACGAACGAAGAUAAAUGUAUACAUUUAACACGCGGUAAGUUGUUUUUCGUUUAAAACACCUACGUUUAAGGUGCUCAAAUACUUUGCAGUUAUAACAAAAAACAUAUACGAAAUGUAUAUGUUACAAAAUGUGUAUUGUGCAUUCUGUUGAUAACGGCAAACAAAUAUUGAACGCCCUAUAUAAUUACUAUAACACUUGGCGACGGUCUACUAACAUACACAGCUGAAUAAAACUUUAAAUUAAAUUUCCGUUCGAGUGUAAUCGCAUGAUGAAAUAGCUACUAUUUUCUGCUCCUUAUUUUGAUAAUAAGUCGGACAUUGUAACAUUAUUAUUUUUUUUUAAAUAUUAUUUUCCACAGCGUUACGAAAGAGAGAAUAUAUAUAAUACGAGAUUUUAGCCUCUCUUCUCAACGUAGUUACCGACGCUGAAAUAAUUUUUCUAUUACAAUAAUAUUACACAAAAAAAUAAAAAUAAAAAAGUAGAUUCCUUGCGAAUAAAAAUUUUCGUUCUUCGUACUGAAAUUAUUUGAUCGGCAGGUUUCAUUUAAUUGUUCUAAAUAAAACAAGGGAACACAUUUUAUGAUUUGUGUUGUAAAUUUGUUCGUACAAAAUGCCCAAACAAAAGAGACACAAAAAUGAACUCAUCGAGUGUAAUUAAUAAUACCUAUCUAAAAAUAUGUUACACUCAAUAAAAAGCACCUAAUAAGAUAAAAAUAUUUCCAUUAGGACAUUUUGAUCCAUUGAAUAUUCUUUAAGAUUAAUAAUUUCUUAGUACCACAAUAGGCGUUAAAUGAUAAUUGGAAGGUAAAUAAUAAAUAGUUAUUCCGCGUGGUUUAGUCAUCUGCCUCAAUCGUAUUCAAAUUAUUUAAAACAGUUACCUAAAAAUUCAAACGUCAUAAUGAACGCUAAUCUUAAUAAAAAUAAUCAAUAUACAUAAAAGCUGAUACUGCUGAUGGGUGCACCACUGUUGUAGGUGGGAAGUUGUAAAGGUAUAAAGGUAUAAACACAUAAAGUUAUUUAAUUUGUAUACAUAACUAAACGAUAAACUAGUGCUAACGAAAAACGUUUCUGAGCGAAGUUUGAUUAUACAUGGUUUGAAAGGCCGUAAUAUAUACGAUUUUCUUCAAAAUUUGAUCUUAAAACCAUUAAACGAAAUUACUAUAUUACACGUACAUUUUUUUUUUGACCACUUAGUACAACAUAUAAUUAAUCUCCUGUUAAAUUGUUAAGCAUUUCGGCUUACUUAAAUAAUUAUAUCUACAUAGUACCUACCAAAUAAAAACUUCAUAUAAAAACUCACCAAUAUAAAAUGCCUAUAAAAAGCUCAAAAAUGGGAAAAAUAUUUUAAACAUUUUACUACGAUUAGAAAAAGUAAAUAUAAGUUUUCUCUUUAAAUUUCAAGUCUCCACGAAUAUUUUCAACUAAAUUUUAAUAAAAAAAUAAAACUUUUCAUUAGCAAUAGUUUAUCGUUACUCACCGAUAUAAAUUAAAUAACUUUAAUCCAUCCUACCUUCCUAACUUUCCAUUAUAUGACAGUGACACAUCCAUCAGCAGUAUUAGCUCUUUUUAUUUUAAUUUAAAUCAGUUUUUUUUAUGCAUUAACCGAUGACUGAAAACGUACAAAAACCCUAUACUGAUAUGCUAAGGUAUAAAAAAUAAUAUUUCAUAUAUUAAGUCAGUUUAAUUUUGUACGUAAUAAAUUUAAUUAUUUCAAACAUUUAAUUUAUGUACCUAAUGGUUUUUAUUAAAAAGCUCAUAACUUAUAACUACUUAUUUGGUAAAAAUACCUUAAUAAUUUAAUUGAAUAUUAAUGUUUAUUCACAAAGAUUUUUAAAGUAAAUUUAGAAAUCUUGAAGUAGGUAUAAAAAAUAUAUAGGUUACUAACAAGUUAAACAAGUUUAAGCAAAAUGAAACUAACCAAUUAUUAUUAUUCUUUUCGUAAUUUCGAAGAAGAUAAAAAUUAAAUUAAAAUUAAAUCAAAAAUUAUGUUAUUAAACUACUAAUUAAAAUAAGAGUUAUAAAUUAUUGAUUUUAAUAAUUCAAAUUUAUUAUGUUUUAUUAUUAUUAUUUGCUUGUAGAAUUAACUUACCAUGGUAAAAACCAAAAUACAACUUUUAUAGUUUUAUUACUUUUAAUUACUUUUAAUCGUCAAACCGAUGUUUGAUAAAAACUAAAGAAAUUAACUAAAGAAUUAACUCGAUAGUUUUAUUAAUAGCGCGCCUAUAUUUAUUAAUAAUGAUAAAAUGUGUAUUUAAUAAUACAUACAAUAUAUUUUUUAUAAAAAUAUAUAAAAUCAUUUCAUUAAGUGUAUGCCCGCAUUAAGACAAUUAGAGGUCUAAAUCCCAAGGCUAAACUUUUCAACGAAUCUUUCGUUGAAAGACUAAUAUUAUAACAUUUUAAACAUAUUUAGUUAUUAAUAUGUUUUAACAAAAGAAAAUUAAUAAAUAGUAUGGACAUCAUAUACCAUAGAUAAAGAUUCAAAAGCCACAAGUAUUGUUUAAAUAAAUAAAUGUAUUAUUUUUAACAAAAUUAGUAUAUUUUCUACUAUGUAAUAAUACGAAUAAGAGUAGCCAGUACGGGCCAGUACGGGCCUACUUGUAGGAGAGUUCGACUUCCCGGCGAUCUUGAUUCCCUCAGCUCAAAUCGUCAGGGAGUUGAAAUCAUUAAUUACACUGGGUCACAUGGACAAAAUUGUUUUUAAAUAUUUCAAAAAUUUGUUCAAAAAAAGGUUCAGACUAUUUGCUAUCAAAGGAUAGGUAUCAAAUAUUAUAUUGAAAAAAUUAAUUUCUUUUUCAGCGUUCAGUCUAGAAUAAAUAAAUUCAGCUGAAUCAAAUUCCUACAAAUACGCGUAAGAGUCAACUAUAACUGCAACUGCUACAGUAUGGACUAUAUAAGGGAGUUUGAUAUACGAUUAGACAAAGAAAUGUUUUACGCCGGAGAACUUUUGGAAGGUCACGUGGUUUUGGACACGAUCGAAAACUUCAAGUUAAAAGGUAAGUAUCACUUGAAAAGAUAUUUUUCUAAUUUUAUUUUAAUUCGUCUACAUUAAAGAUGUACUCACUAACAACACGUAGGAAAUCACAUGACAAAUUAGACAAGAACUAACAUUUUGGGUGGGCAGAAUUAUAUUAAUUAAAUCCGAGCAAGUCUGCUGGUAGAAAAUUUCCGGACAGAUAAAAAAAAAAUUAACAUCUUUGUAAAACUAUACGCUAAAUCCGAAUCUAAAAAUAACAUGUAAAAUUCUAGAGCUGCUUGUUUCUUAAAUUAUCUAUAAUGAGUGUCUUACGAUAGAUUAAUUACCUUGUAUAUAAUUAUUUGUUUUGGGUUACUGUGCGAGAGCUCAAUAAUCAUCAAUCAUAUUUAAAUUAUACACAAUUAUACUCAGAGAUUGCCUAUAAAAAUUCAUCUCUCGAAACCGUCCGGUUGUUAUCCCAGAAAUCUCAACUACACAUCCAAUAAACGCCAAAACGAGUCUAUAAAAUUCCUCCUAUUCAAAAAUCAUACAUUUGUGUGCAACAAAAUGUCAAACGACCUCGUGCGAACAAAAGAUCUAUAGUAUUAUUAUUUAUGAAUAAGAACACAAUAUACAUUUAUUUUUUGAACAUUUUACUGAACGCAUAUAUUUUAUAGACAUAGACAAGUAUUAUUACUUAUUUUUUUUAUUGAAAUACAUUUACAGCAGUUACGGUCAUUGGAGUUAAAAUAAUACAAUAUACAAUAUUACUCUUAAAACUAAUUACCUACAUUUACAUAUGAUUUUAUUAUUAUUAUUAAUUUAAGUUUUCUAUUUUGAAUUUCUUUUAAGAUUUGUAUUUUAAUAUUAUUUUACGUUUAGUUUGUUCUAAAUGUUAUUGCCUUGUGAUAAAGCUCACAAUGCAAAAUUAACGAUUAGUACAGGAAAUAAAAUGCUUUAUGAUUCUGUAAACCAAAACAUAUCAAAACUGUAUAACUUUGAAGUUUGAAGUAAAUGGUCUCAUAUAUAUAUUUGUAUUACAGCGAUGUAACUGAAAUCUUAUAUCUCGUGUUGAGUCUUCGAGGGUACACUGGCACUUUGUUCUCCUCCCUCGGUCCUGUAACAUUAUUCCGGCUUUGCAUCCGCGCCGUCGCUUCGUGUCCUGUAUACUUCCGUCUCACCGAGUAGUGUAACCAUUUACCGGAACAACGUUUCCUAAAUGACUAAAAUAUAUCCUUACUCACGAGGACGAUAUCACAUCGUUUGAAUCAACCGGCCCUUAGUCCACUCUGUAGUUGAUUUUCCUCCUUAAGAACUUUCCUAAAACAACAUUUUCAAACUUUUUUUUUCAUUCCCUACAUAGUUGUAGUAGUAAUUAUUUUGUACUGGUUCACUGCUCAGUAACCAAAAUCAUGGUGAUAUUCGUGGCAUAAGGUGAAUUGCGUACCAUUAUCGCCUAUAAUCACCAAAAAUACUGGGGACGCAAUUUACCUAGUCACUACAACAUUUUUUUUCCGAACGUAAUUUAUCAAGUGUGAUAUUUUUUAAUCAAUUUUAACAAUUUUUCUGUAAACAAUUCAGUAAUUUAUCCGUAAACAAAAUCUCUGUACUUUUUGUUAUCGAUUUUUUAUCAACAUUUUUCUGGGCUUGCAGAGAUUUUUGACAUAGUAUAGAAUAUAGAUAGGUACUUAUAGUACAAAAAAAUUUUCAUUUUAUUUAAUGAUAAACUAUCUGUAUCAAAUUAGUAAAAAAACGGACAGAGAUUUUGGUUACUAAUUCUGUAUAAAAUAUUAUUACUAUAUUAAAAUAACUUAGUUCCCUCUACUUUUAAAUCUCUGCACUUGCACUGCGCUCCAAGUACGUGAUUGUUCAUUAAUAAUUCAAGAGAUAUUUUUUUUACACGAUGAUACGAACCGUUUUAGACAAAUUUCAUUUUAUAAAGUUUUUUCCGCCAAUAACCUUCUAUUUUUUUUCUCGCGUAUCUCGUCAGACUCACGUUACAUAUUGUAUUACCCUUGUUGCGAAACUAAUAUUGUCGGACUGGUAAUAUUUUGUUUUUGUCAUGUACCGUCACCGCCAGUGCCGUAUUUAGGCGGGGGAGUGUAGAAAACACACGGUGUUGUCAGUGUAAGUAUGCACUUUAAGUAUAUUGACUGCGGCGGGCACCGCGAAAUUCGCUCGUUGCUAAGCGAUUGCAGACCGAUAUUCGCGUCAUUCCCGGCCGCGUUUCUUAUACGUUUUCGACAUGUCGUCGGACUAGUUCACGGGGUUCCUGUAGGAAAAAAAUAAAAUUAGAUUUAUAGUUUUAGACUGUUGACACUUUGGCAGUGUAGCUGGUAUAGACUUACCGGGCGCACGUAUAGUAUUAUUGUGUCAGUCGUUAUACCCGCCACCGUACCAGGUGCCUAUAUAAUAGUGACGGUAUGCAUCCGUUAACUUCCGACUCAAACUUAAUAGCAUUGGUGUGCACAGGAUUUUGUGCCUGUUGCAGUACGCUUUUUUAACCGGCUCAAACAGAACAAUAAACAGCUCACUUUAUUAUCUGGGCGUAUCCACGUGGACAGUAAUCGGGUGACCCCCUGGGAAUAUUAAAAAAAAAAUUAUCAUAUGAUAUGAUACUAAUAAAUAAACCGAUUAAGGGUUUAAUAAUCUAAACCGAUUAUUUCAAAUAUUUAUUAGUAGAUAAUAUUCUAUUAAAAUUGUAAUUACCCCCCCCCCCUUGAAUUAUUUCUGGAUCUCUUAGCACUUCAUUAAGCCACAGAUAUAUUAAAUACAAUAAAUAAAAAUGCAUGUAUAAGUACAUUUAAAGAAAAUGUAUGAACAGGUAAUACGAUAUUAUUUAUUGAUUGAUAAUUUUUCAUUUGAUCGAUAUUUAUUUUAAUUUAAAUAUUCGUUAAAAAAAAAAUAUAGGUACUUUUAUAGCCUUUUAAAUAAAUAUCAGUAAAAUAAAUAAAUAUUCAUCGGCCCACUAAAUCCAAAACCAAUUAUCAGGUGUGGUUAAAACACUAUUAAUUGAUGCAUGCUAUGUGUACACGCCUAUAUAUAAUACUAGCUGUCCCGCUCGGCCUUGCCCGUGACAAUUUUUAUUAUUUCUUUUACCCAUAUUCCUUUUUGGUUUUGACCGCGUCAGUAAUGAACAAAAGCAAAUAGGCGGAAAGUGGGUGGUCCACCUUCGACGGACUGAAAGUAUUCUGUUAUGAUAUGUAUUUUUAAAUUUUAAACAUAAAGUCUGUAGUCUUGAUCAGCAGAAGUUUCAUUACUACGUAUCAAGCGUACUCUUUUAGCAUUUGUCGUAUUGCGUCCUACAUUGGAUCUUUGUUUAGGCAUGACUAAAACGUAAACAAACUUUUAAGGCAGUUUAAAGUUUUGUCGCAUAAUAUAAUAUGGUACAUAUAUCUUUAUAAUUAUUUGUAUUAAUAUUAAUUACCAGAUAUCAUAUUAUAGAUAUCAUAGAUACGUUUUGACCAACUUUUUACAUUUUUUUUUUUUAAAUUUCAUUUGUGUUACUAAGACAAUCCAAAUAAAUAAAUAAUGAUAAUACCUAAAAACCGAAUUUCAGGGGAUAGCUAUAAACGUUCUCCUCGAUAAGCCCUUCAAUUUAAAAAUAAUAUCAUAACGAUCGAUUUAGUAGUUUCCGAGAACAUAGAACUCAAAUGUUUUCAUUUUUACAUUUAUACAUUAAGAUUGAUCCGUUUGUGUCAUGUAUUAUAAACCUGCAAAAAACUUUGGAAAAAAAGACCAAUCUUAAACUAUCCCCAUUAUAGUGGCCAAUAAAAAUUAUUAUGCCCAUAGAUUGUGUUUAUAAUAAUUUCAGAACACCACAUUUAAAACCGUAUGAGCUCUAUGCGAGUGAAUUAUUUAACACUAUGCGGUUUUACCGUUUCACAUUUUACGAGUAAAUAAAUCAUGUCCUCGACUCACAGCUUUUAUACGGCAGCAUAAAAUAACAUAAAAUACUAUUUGACUGUUUCAACUACAUAUACGGGAUAACUGGACAAUAAGAAGUGUUACAAUAAAAUAUGAUUGAAAAAUUUAAUAACCUUGUAGUAUAGAAGUCUUUCUCUAAACGUAUAGUUCUUCCCGUAUCAUAAUAAAAAUAAUAUAAAAAAAAAUUUGAAUUUAUUCCCAUAAAUUAUCGGUACAAUUUCAAUGACUACGAUUUAAUGACGCCGAGGAAAAAUGUUUCCUAUUCCUGUGACUUAACUAAAGUGGAUUUUCUAUUUCCAUUUCACUUGCUUUAUAUAAUGUGAAUAGUACUUCUAUUGAUUUUUCGAGCAUUUUUUUACGAUUUAUUUUUUCUACCAGAAAUCAUAAUAACCAUUGCUCUAAUCAAAAAAAUGACCAGAGACCUUUUUUGUUGCAUUUUCGGUUUAGUUAUAUCAAGUCAUUGUAAAGUCAAAUAAGUCGUAUUAUGACAAACCGGAAAAAGGCGUAAAAUACAAAUGACCGAAUUUACGGUAUUAUAACUAUUUCGUUAUUAUUUUAAAUCUUUUCUAAUUUUCUCUUCUACCAAAAAUACUGCUCCAAAUAUCAAGAGUGGCAGCUUUAAAAAUAAAGAAUCUGAACGAAAAUUGUGCAUAGUUGGAGAGUAAAAAAGUAGGUUUUUUUAAUUUACAGAGUAGUUUUCUAGGAAAAACGUAGAAAAACAAAGUAAUAUUUUAUUUUUGCUUAGAGAUAAAAAUUAAAUAACUUUAUUAUGUGUUCUACCUUUUGAAGUUUUUUUUUAUUUCCAUUUAGGACUCCCCGUUUGCGAGUACGUUAUUUUUUCGUUGCGCCAUUCGCGCAAAAUCGAUUGUGCCAAUAAUGUAUUGCAAUAAUAUUCGAUUGCCUCGCUUUCGACGUGACGCUACACACACUACACACACACAACCAAUCUAAAAUUUUGCCAUAAUAAAUUACAUAAUUCGCACAAUGUUAUCCGCUCUUUGUGCCGGUCAUGCAUUGGGAUCAUCGGAUUUGACCGUUUCAAUAGCCGAGUACACCGGGUCGUCAUCCCUUCGUUUCUCCCGUUCUCCGUACCUCUAUAUACAUUUAUUAUACAGGGUACAUCGAAUACUGUAUAGAAAUAUUGCACUACACUUGUCGUAUUUUACAACAAACCGGCAGGUGUAAAAUAAUUAAAGCGUAAGCGCAGUGUAAUCUACUGAGUAAAAUAUCAUAUUACGAUUAUUAUGAUGGUAUAUCUCUAGAACAGUGUUCCUCAACCCGCGAGGCGCGACCCCUUUGGGGGUCACCAGCUAAUUAUUUAGGGUCCCCAAAAAUACAAAAUAUUAAGCCACCGUGUUGUAUAAGAUGUUUAUUUAAGGGUCACUAAAAAAUGAAAUAUUCGUUUAGGGGGUCGCGACGGAAAAAAGGUUGUUGAAUCACAGCUUUAGAAGAUGAUGACUACUGUUACCACCAUAUUCAGUACGACGAGUAUGUGAUGUUAUUGCUGCGUACAUCGUUUUUUGUACACCAACAUUUUGCGUAAAAUUAUCAACAGUAGUGGUAUAUUUUUAAUGCUAAGUGUGGCGAAGAUGCUGUUAGUUUUAAAAAGACGUCGAUGUGUUUUUUUCUCGGAAAAUAUACUUUUUCGGUUAUUGAUAAAUAAAUUAAAUGUUUAUUUUAAUUCCUUCUCCGCCUAAAAAAAAUGUUCAUAUAUAAACUGUAGCGCUGAGACAUACUAAUUAUUUAAAAAAAAUGUACAUCAAAAAUAUUGAAUAGAACAAAAGUUAUUGCAUUUGUCGAAUCCUCGUGGGGCGCUCUUUAUACCGUUUAUAAUUGCGUUUCGAAUAUAAAGCAUAAAUUCUGCAAUAGAAAUACAAAUCAGCAGCAUUAGAAAUUUCACAAACGACUCUUUGCACCACGACUUGUGCAUUUCAACAUUAAAUAAACUUGAUACCUACAAAAUAUUAUCACCCACCCAAACCCUCCAUCAAAAGUCUAUCAUACAAGUAAAUCCUAGGUGACCCAUAUAAAUAUAUACAAAAUAACUGGUGUGGGAACUUGGUUUCUUUUUAAAAAUCUUCUUCUUGGAGUGCCACUAAUAGGCCGUUGUAGUUGUCUCGACCUGUUUUUUCCCAGACUUUUUUCUCACAUUUGUUUACUGUAAUAUUUAAAUUACAGAUUGUAAAUAUAUUUUUAUAAUAAAAAAUAAAAAGAUUUACGUAGUUUAAAAACAAAAAAAAAAAAAAAUGUGUACACAUAAAUAUAGGUACCUACAAACGAUAACAUCAUAAUAAAGAUAGAUGAUUGUAAUAUGAUAAUCGCCAAUCGCCAGGCAUUGAGCGCAGUAGGUAGCAAAUAGAUUGCAUACGAUUUUAAAUUAUUAGAAUACAAGCGUAAGAGGGUUUUUUUUUUCAUUACAUAAAAUCACGAGCGUAUUACAAUAAUCACGGGGUGUUUAAGAAAAUCAAGUGACAAAAAAGAAAAUCGAAAAAAUAAUCACAUUUAUUUUCUUACAAUUAAAUAUGACAUCGUUGUAUGACAUUAUAAUAAUAUAUUUAAUUAAUUGAAAACGUCAAGUGGGGAAAAUGGAAAUUUCAGAGAUAAUGAGAAACGAUGUUGAUUUUAAAUCAAGACGCAGCCAUAAUACAUAUUUAACAUCAUCGGUAUACUAUAAUAUACCAUUGUUCCUGCAGUACAUGUUUUGAUAACUGAAAUUAUAUUCUGAAGUUUUUUUCAAACAAUUGAUUUUUUAAAACAUCUCAAUCGUUUUUAUGUUUAUGCAAUUCAUUUUCAUUUACCCAAAAUCCAUAAUAAGUGAAAACUUAAUGAUAUACUUCCAUUUUUUUCAUAGUCAACGUUUCGAGUGGGGCAAAAGGAAAUAGGCAUAUACUGUUUAGUCUCACGUGAUAACAAAAUAAUGUUGGCUAUGACCGUUUUCAUUUAAACUAGAAUUACAACGCAUACAAUCCAAACUGUUUCUUUCCAAUUGCCCCAAUAGUUUUUUUAAAAUUAAUUAUUUUAUAAAUACCUAUUUUUUUAAUACAACCUCCAGCUAAAUAAAUUAUUAUAUUUACGUCAUGUAUACCUUUAAAACGCAAAUAUUAUUAAGUUUAUACAAAUUGACCUAUUACCAAACUUAAAGGUAAGUAGAUCAUAUUAUUUAUCCUAUAGCUUUGACGGUUUGUGAGUAUGUGAAAUAUAACAAUUUAAAAAUGAUUAUAUAUCACCUAAAAAUUAAAAUAUCGAAAAAACAUCAAUUCUAGGACACAGCUGAUAAUCUUAUAACUACUUACUUUUAAGUUUGGUAAUAGGUCGAUUUGCUUUAAUAAUGAAACUAACGGUAAGCAACGAUAAACCAUUACUUACGAAAAAACGAUUCUGAUCAGAAUUCAUUUGAUAGUGAUGCUUUGUCAACAAUAUAUAUGUCUUUUUGUAGUAAAAUAAUUAAACAGGCUUUGUAUAUUUUCAUUUUAAUAUAUUUUAUAUUUUAAUAAAAUUUGUUUAAUUUUUUUCCAAUUUUCCCAGUUUUCCUACGAUUUUCUCUGUUUUCCCAUGUUUUAUACUGGUUUUUCACAUUUUCUGGAAAAACUUUGGGAAAAUCAAAAAUUGACCUCUUUAAAGUACCUUCUUAGUGAAGGUUUCUUUUAGAAAUAUUUCUAUUAUUAAAAAUUGGAGCAAAAUUGCUGGUAGAAAAGUUGUCCACAGAAAAAAAAAUCGUAAAUUAUAUUUAUUAUAUUUCGUAAAUUUUCCUUUUUUUUUUUUUUUUUUUUCGGUUUUUCGCAUUUAAUGAGAAAACUUUUGAGAAAAUCGAAAAAUAACCUCCUCUAAGUACUUCUUCUUGAUGAUUUCCUUUUAGAAAAGAUAUUACAAGUAGAAAUCCGAGCAAGUCUUCCGGUAGAAAACUUCCACACAACAAAACUAUAAACUUCUUUGUUCCACUCAGAAUCUAAAACAAUAUUAUUUAUUUUAGAUAACAAUUAUUAUUUUACAUUUAUCUGGAUAAAAUAUAAUAUAAGUAAAAUAUAUUUAUCUAGAUAAUUAGAGACAGAUAAAAUACAAUAAUUUUUCUUCAAAAUAAUAACAAUAUGUAUUAUUAAUAUGAACACAAUAUAUUAUUAUAUACCUAUUUGUAGUUAAUCUGCCUGGUAAUAAAUUUCACGAUUUGGGACUCAAAACGUAUCGAACUUACUCACGCGUGUUUACAAUGCCGAUUAGAAUCGUCGAGUUUGCAGUUUAUUUUAGAUUUAAGGUGAACGUGCAUAUUAUUAUUAUUCACUGGGUAAAUACAAAGGAAAUUAAUUUAGUGGGUAUAAUAUAGGUGUGUACCUACAAUGCAAUAAUAUAUAAUAUUCGUGAACGUUCACUGCAAUUUAAAUACAAAAUCGUCACGUCCUUUUUGAUUGUAUAGUUAUCUAUAGUAAAUUAAAUUCACGUUAUUAUUUUGAGUAAUAUGCAAUAUAAGAAGAUAAACAAUUUUUUUACCUUUACUAUCUAUUAAAAAUUCAAAUAUAUUCAUUUAAUUACACGUUAUUGGCUGCACGGUAUAAUGGUGUGACCGUAAAAUUUACGAAUUCGAUUAGCAUUUUACCUAGUAUACUUAUGCAUAAUUAUAAGUACUACAAUAGUAAAACUUGUAGAUGUGAACCAGUGGCAAACGGGGACCAUGCCCCCCUCCACAUUGGCCGUAUUUUAAAAUAUUUUUAUUAUUAUCUUUUCAUGGUGGUUAUUUUACUUUAUGCGGUGUAUUUAAAAACUGGGUAAGUUAGUCAUUAAUUUCGACUAGUUAAAGUAAAGUUAGUUUAGUAUAAAACCUGACUAAGUUAGAAUAUAAGUUAGUUUUAACAAUUUUCUAAAUUUAUAACUUAGUUAGAAGUUAGGUGAAAAUAGUACUUUAAGUUAGAGUAGAAGUUCGAAAUUAGUUAAAAAUAUAAAUUGAAAAACAAGCUUAAAUGUAAAGUAUUAUGUAAAUUAUUUACCUUAGUAGGUAACUAACUUAAAUUAUUGGUGAUGAUUGAAAAAUUAAACUGAAUUGAUCAAAACUUUCAAAUAGAUAGGUAAUAACUUUAACUUCUUGAAAAUAAAUCGGUUGAAAAUAUCAGUUAUUAAAACAUAAAAAGUUUAAUAAAAUAAGAAAUAUACAAGCAGUGUUACAUUUUAUUUGUCUAUGUUGACAUAAUCAUAAUAAUAUAAAUAUAAUCAAAUAAACAUUCAUGAUAAGAUGAAAUAUGAAUGUAUGAUACAUAAUAUUAAUGUAAUAUAGCCUAAUAUUACCUAUAUUGCAUAUAUUGGUUAUAUUACAUAGUUUUAUUAUAAAAAUAGGCCACGAACAUAUUACAAUAAUCUAUAGGCUGUAUGUCUAUAAUGCGUCGUGGGUAUCGUGUAUUACCAAUUACUAUUGACCACUGAAAUAGAUAAAAAUAUAAUAUAGAGUAUAUUCGUAUCUAUCUCAGUGCCAUAGACAUAUAAAAACCAAGGUUUAUCGAAUAUAAAGGUUAUCUCAUAAUCAUAUAAACAAAGCAAGUCCCUCGCAGUGUUUAUAACGUUCGUGACGUCACCGGCCGUACACAUUUUGUGGCGGCAAUGAGCAGACUAUACGUAAUACAUCUCGCAUGAUGCCACACCAUAUGUACUCUUCCACUGCAAUGAAAUUUAAGUUGUUAUCGUAAUUUAAAAAAUAAUAAAAAUAUGUACCUAUUUAGUAUAGGUACAAAUAAAUGAUUUCUGAAUAUCAUUGGGAUUUGAGAUUUAAAACAAAUACUACGCACAGGUAUUUAUAUGAAGAUACUCAUAUCUACCUACAUUCAGAGAUGGAGCCCUCCCCAAACACUAUUUUUUAUAUUUUGUUUACUCUUCUAUGUUAAUUAAAUAUUAAUAAACUUAACUUAAUAAAUGAUUUACAAAACAUUAUUAUUAAUAAUUAAUUUAGGUAGAUAAAUAAAUAUUUUAAAAUUUUUGACUUACGUCUUUUAGUAUACAAAAACUACAAAUUAUACUGUAUUAUCUUUGGAUUUAUGACUAAAACUUAAAUUAAAUUCUUGUGUUUUUAAUUUGAUGUUAAAGGUUAUUAAAGAUCACUUUUAACAAAUAACAAUUUUAUGGAUAUUAAUACACCUUAAGGUUUUUUUAAUUUCCAUACUAAAAACGAAGUUAUUAGAUUAUGUGUGUAUGUAAAUGUAUAUUAAAUAUUUUAUCACCAAUUUAAAAAUUCAUGAAAAUUGGUAAAUAGGUACAAGUUUUCUACCAUUAUGGUUUAUAUAUCUAUAACAGCUAUGUGUAUGUAGUAUACAGUAAUAUAUAUUUAUUAUUCAAAUACAAAAAUACAAAAUAUAUAAAAUUUAUAUGAAUUUAUAUUUAAAUUAUAUAAAAUAAAAUAAAAUUAGUACAUUUUUAGCAAACAUAUUAAACACAAUUUUAAGUCAUAACUUUUUUUGGUUUUGAAAGUUUUUGUAAUUGAAUUUUAGUCUUAUUUCUAUUUUUAAAUAACAUUGCAUUUUGACUAAAAUGUUUCAUACGGAUUAGUAUUCGCUGUUUACUAUACGUUUGUAUUGAAUUUUUUCAAUUUUUCGAUGUUAAUUCUAUACACAAUUUUAUUUGUUAACUGUUUCACAAUGUUUGGCCCUUUAGGAAUCGUCUUCUUAGUAAAUUUGUUAAACAACUGCUCAACUCGAAAAAUUAUCUUUAUAAAUUCAGAGAUAGGUACUAUUAACCCACCAUAUGAAACAUGGUUGAUCCAUGAUUUCAUAAUCAUGGCUGAGCGUAUUUAUAAUAAUAUUAUUGUUCACUUGAGCUGUACUAUUGCUAAUUUCUGGUAUAUUCGAUAAUAUAACUCAAUAAUAAGAAUAACUCAAACUAAUUUUACAUAAGCGUGUAUUUUGUGUCAUGUCAAACAAAAAUAAGUGAACAACGGUUAGGUUAGGUUAGGUUUAAAUCAGAGAUACUGAGCAAUGAUUAUUAUAAGAACUAGAAAUAAUAACUGAUGAAAAUUAUCUAGAGGUUUCUUAUUAGGAUCAUUUAGGGAGCGGAAAUUUCAAAAUUAAAACCCGAUAUCACUUUCAUAUAUUUUUAUUAUAUUGGUAAUAUUAUAUUCAAAAUAAUAACGUAUACCUAUGUAUACGUAUAGGUACUGGAAAUAAAAAUACGGAACAUAAUACUCCCACGAGACUAUAUUAUACACGGAUAGAUAUAAUAUGUGUACAUAUAUAUCUAUUCUCCGUAAUAUAUGCGUACGAUAUAUAUAUAUAUAUAUACGUUUGCCCAUAAAUAUUUACGGACGAAUAAAUAUGUGUGUUUUUUUGUAUGGAUGUAUCAUAUUGCUACCUAUACCGUACGCGGUGAAUGAAUUUUAAAAUUAAAGGAUACAUUUUUGGAAAAAUAAAAACCUAUAUGGAUUGUGAUUUGCGGAAGCGUAUUUACAAACCCUAUCCGAGUUUGGCCCAAGAGGUAUAUUUAAAUAAGCAACCCAUCGGGGUUUUCCAUCGACUAGGUAUAAGGUUUACGCUUAUAGGACACUAACAUUCUUGGGCGACCCGGUUAGGGCUAAUAGACGAGUUAUUUCCCUUCUAAUGACAAUUUGUAGACAAAUGUUCUUUUUAUGAAACUGUAUUGAUAGGUGUAGGUUAAAUAAAAAUAAAAAACCUUAAGUAUCUGUUUGUUGUGGGCCGAAGGCCAAAAAUUAAGAGAGUCAGGGCUUCCUCUUUAUUUUAAAUGAUUGUAAACGUUAUAAAUAAGCAAUGUGGAUGCAGGAGGAAGGAUGACCUGUAAGGUCAUAGUUCCCCCUACAACGCCACGAUUCAACUACAAAGAAAGUCGCAGGUUGACGUUUGAAAAUCAAUUUAAGCUGAGGGUAAACAUUUGAAAAUGGUGUUAAAAUAAAGCUUGAACAAGUCCCACAAUGAUGGUGAAAAAAACGGAAAUCCAAUUUACCUGAAAUUCUCUGAGAAAUUUGCUGGAUGAUGACGAUAAAAGAAUCACUCUGAAUAAUAUUGUCUCAUGUUCGUAUAUAUUGCCUCCGGUACUUGCAGUACCGAUAUUCGAUUUCAAUCUUGAGCACGUGAUGUGUAGACACCGAUUUUACCUUUUACAGCGACAAAUUAGGAAUAUCCUGUGGAAUUCGAAAACAAUAAAAUAUGUAUGAGUGAAAAAAAAAAAAACGAAAAAAUAAAUAUACUGAAGAGGAGGCCGGGGAUUAUUUGAACACUUUUUUUCUUUUUGUUUGUUUAUAUUUGUUUACAAAUCUUUUGAAUAACCAUUUUAAAAUAAUUCUACUGAAUAUAUAGGUUUCUAUAAUGCAACAGUUAUUCUAGAAUCCAGUCAUGCCUUAUGAUCAAUGAAUAGUGUCGUAACUAUAGACAAUGUUGGGGGGGGGGCUGCAAGUCAAAUUUAUGAAACCUAGGUACCUACCAAAAACUACCGAAAGUUGUAGGUAUGAUUACAUGUACGAUUAGUUAAGUAUCUUACACGCAAUAUUUUAUAGGGGAAACAGAGUAUAUUAUUAUUAAAAAAAAAAAAAUGAAAUAUAUCAAACUUAUAACAAUAAAUAAUCUGCCAUAUUAACAUAUUUUCAUAUGGACUUACAUAAGUUUAUAAAAUAUUAUUUAAAAACGAUUUUAUUGUCUUCCUUUUAAAUUACAAAAAUGGGGGUACAUCCCCUCAUCCCACUUAUUUUCAACGUAUUUGUGUAGUAUUUUAGUUACCUAUACCUAAUUAAAAAUUCUCCUUGCCUGGUCUUAUCAGAUGUAACAUCGGUGAAUGUUAAAAGAAACGUAGGUACAUACUUAAUCAUACGUUGAUUCUUAGCUUUUCGUUUUUAUGUACGCGCUUACAAUUGAAUAAAAUACUAUUACCCAGUAUAAUGUAGUUGUCGAAUUUUUUUUUGGCGUUAGGGGAAGGGGCCCGGGUCAUUCGCUAAUUUCUUAAAACGAUAGUAGCAUAUUAUUAUGAUGAUACGUAAUGAUGUCACGUUCUAUGACUCUACGCACGACAAUACAAUAAUUUAUAAAGUCGACGGUAUCGCGUAAGUUGGUGUCGGUAGAAAUUGGUCAAGCUAGUUUACCACGCCCCGCGCCCUGCUUUUCGCGCGCCGCACUAACGAUUGGAGCGAGUGGCAUUGGACUUCUACCCUCGUUCUCGUCCUGAAGUUUUAUUUUCCACAUUUAUAGUUUGGUAUUUUUACGUCAUCGCGAUUUUCAUUUUUGCACGUCCCGCGGCCACAUCGACGUGUCGUGUAACGGCCUGUUCGCUAAUUCGAGAGAUUGUAAUAUUCUGUCAAUUCGUAUUUUAUUUCUAUCUUGAGAUACGCAAGCGCUUUGUCCUCGUACCUUGGCGACGGUGACUGCGUGCGUGUUUUUUGCACGUUCGUCCGACAGGCGGCGGCGUCUGCGGCACGGGCUAUGUUUAUGUGAAUUUUUAGGUAGUAUAAUUAUCAAAUUAUCAAAUCGUUCUAUAACGGAUAUUGUCGUACGUUUUUUAUGAAGACUUCCGUAAUUGUCCGCGGCUCGUUGGCGAACGAGCUGCGCUUCUUCGCGAUCCAAACAGUAUACCUGCCGGUCUUGGAUGCUGACCGGAGGUUGCCGUACACAUAAUAUAGUGCCGUGUGUAUCUUUCGAUACCUAACUGUUCUACCUACAUAUAUCGAGGUAGAGAUAGACAAUGAAUCUCGUUGUAUUAUAUGUAUGAUAGUAAAUUCUUAAUAUCAAAUUUAAUACCCUAGCCAUGCAGCACAUUAUAACACUCGACGAAGAGAAACAUAUUUUAUGUGGAAUUUAUUCAAUAACCGUAACAGUUUUGAUGCUAUCUCUAUAAAGUGUGGUCGGCCAAAGGUUUACCACCAAAAGUUUUGCUGUGAGCACCGGAUUGAACCACAAUAAACCGUCGUCGUUGUUAUUUCUACCAUCACCGUCGCCGUCGCUCGGUAAACUGCUAAUCGAAUUUCGAUUUUUCGAAUAAACAAAUUAUACGCGGCUCAUAAGAAGACCAAAAAAUUGUUAUAAUAAAACGCCAUCACUAAAGUAUAAACGAUCGGGGAGAAAGAGAAAUAAGUCAAGUCUCUAAAGCAAUAUUUGCAGUGCAGAAUCAAUUUCCUAUACACACAUAUAUAUUAUCUGAAAAAGAAUAGUAUUCGUAGAUAAAGUGCGUUGAUAUUAUGUACAAACUUUAAGUAUUUGCUACGCAAACCUUGACAGUCCUUUUUAACCCUUUAGAAGUUGUUUUAUCUUUUCUAAGCGACGGCUAACAUUGUAUAAUGAAACCUCUGAGCACAAUUUCAUGCUUCAAGAUACAGUUGUUUAGACUGUUCGUUGAUAUGCCAGUUUCUUUUUUUUUUAACUCAAUGUGUCAAAUAUUAUUAACUAGUGUUAAAAACGCGAAAAAUAAUAUUAAAAUAAUUAAUAAAUAAAUGCGAAAAAUCAACAAUAAAUUACUGCAAUAAAAUCAAAAAUUUCAAAAAAAAUAUUGCACAAAAAAUGUUUAAAUUGUAACACAUACAUCUACUUCCGCGACUCGGAUUUAAAACUUAUACUACUCGACAAUCGGUAUAGAAAACAAUUUACAAAAUAAUUCAACAGUUAUACGUCCUCAUAAUUGUCUUACUUAUAAAAAGUUGAAUUAUGUUAUAACUGGGAUUCGUAUAGUAUUUGUCCGAUGGACGUUUUGCUGUAUAUACAGCGUAGGUGUACCUAUCCAAACACCGUUAUUUAAAUUUGCUAUCGGUACCUUAUUACCGAAUUUAAUAUUUCACUGAAACCCAAAAAUCACUAGUUCUAAGUGUCCCGCAUGCGUUGAUGAAAUCGUCUGAACCGAAUAAUUACGAUCGUUACUGAUAUUAUUUUACACGAAGAAACAGUUAAAUAUAAUGAGCGUCAAUUUUCGCAGUUACUCCGAUAUCGGUGUAGUUUUUAGCUUAAAACUUACCUUACGGGAAAUACUUUCAUAUCUCAUAAAAUGGUUCGUUUUUAACGACCACACUUUUUGGUGGGAAGAGGAAAAGUUCUUCCAUUGAACUCCGUUUUUCUGCAAUAUUUUAACCUUAAACUUAUAUCAUGUCUAUAGGGAAAAGUUAAUUUUAUGUUUUUUUGUAUACCAUUAUUAUUAGGAAUUGAUUGAAAAAUUAGAGUUAAACGCUUUAAAUGUUGUUGUUUAUCUAUUAAAAAACAAAACGAUACACAAAUGUUGAACGGACAUUGAGUGAUCCCCAUUGAGUGAUUACAUUGAAGUAAUUUAUUCGUUCGUAAAAACAGCGCUUCCCCCUAAAUGGAUAAUAUUGGGCAGUAAAUUAGUGGACAUUUUCUAUUAUUAUCUAACUGGGCGGCCAUUAAAAUGUUUAAAAAUAAUUUUAAAAUUUUACAAAAUUAGAAAAAUAUCGAAAACUCGCAAUGUCUCUACCAAAAAAAAAAAAAAAAAAAAAUGUAUAUCUUGUUUUGAAUAUUAUAAUAUUUUCGCAGCCGUUAUAUGAAAAAAAUAUGUAAAUGCAACAAGUCUCCGAUCCCCAGUAGAACAAUACGUUAUAAUUUUAAAUAUAAUUUUUUUAAACCAUUCUCCUUCUCCUCAUUCUUCUUCCAUUCUUGCACUCCCAGGGCUUAAAGAUCCUUUUCUACUACGUCUAGCCACAUCUUUCUCGGUUUGCCCCGAGACCAUUUCCUUUCUGGUUUCCAUUUCAUAUAAUCGCUUUGAUGAUUUCUUCUUCGCUGCUUUUCAUCAUAUGGCCCGGCCACCGAGUUCUUUGUCAUUUUAUGUAACUAAUGUACUGGUGCUUGGCGCAGCUCUUCUUGAAGUUCUGUUUUGAACUUCCUUCUCUAUUAAUUGGAUUUACUUUUUAAGCCAUUAGUUGUAGAAAAUUUCGUUUGAACAUCGCAGACAAUAAUAAUACUAUACGCGAGUAUGCUGUUAUUAUUAUUAUUAUUAUUAUCAUCCAAACUAACUUUUAUAUAAAUAAAAUAAUAAGAACGCCCGAGUCGAAAACGCGCGUACGUCGUGAUUUUAAAAUAAAAACCGACAUCAGAUAUAUAUAUAUAGUUUAAUGUAUAAUAUAAUAAUAUUAUAGACUUAUAUACAUUUUUGAAUCAAUAUUCCAGUCGCGACGGCCGUCGUCGUCGGUAGUUUUAUAUAUAUAUAUAUACAUACACUAUAAAAUAGUAUAGCAAAAGCUAAACUUUGGGAAUUUCGAGAGAUGUAGAAAAAAAAAAAAGUUGCCGUUCGUCCUACAUUCGACGUGCGCAAUAUAUAAUGUUAUAUAUACUCCUAUAUUAUAUUCGCCUCGAGGCGUCGUCGUAGACUCACGGAUUUAUUAUUAUUUUUCACAGGGUUCCGCAGUACAACGCGACGUAAUUUCCUCACCCACCUAUACGUAUAACAUAAUAAUAAUAUAUAUAGUAAAUAAGCCCUUGGUUUUUUAUUUUUUUUUUUAUUUUUUAUUAUAUGCUACUGUCGCGUCAUACGAGUAAACAAAAAGCGAUUUUAUAUCAUAUACAGAGUGAUCAAUCUAACGGUAGUAUAUAUGGAGAUAAUAUUAUCACCGUCAUUAUCCGAAAGGAAGUGCAAUGUAGAAAUUCUCUGAAUAUUAGGGGAAAAGAGCGUAUUAUUGAUACAGUUAUUAUUUGAUCGAAAUGUGGUAAACUUGAAUGACACUUAGUAAGACAUACAACUUCUUCAUAAUCGAUAUAACGGAAGGAAGAAUCAAUAAACGUAAAGGAAGAGGAAGACCGAGGAAGACAUUCAUAAAAGACAUGAUUGAAAUGGCUCGACGCAACAGUUAUUUACAUAUUGAGACUCUGGCAUUAAAGAAGGAGAAAUGGAAGUCUAUAUAUUCGCCAUAUCCUUUAGUAAAAGAAAAAGAUUAUUAUCGUGGAAAGUCUUAAUUUUUUGAAGGAAUUUUCAUUUUAGAAAAUAAUAUUCUAGAAAUAAGCAUCUCGGAAACGCUUAAAUCUCUACAUUUACUCUUGUGUUCGAGGGAUGAAAUCGCUAUCCGUCUUUUGAUUUUCAAAUGUAUUUCCAUUGUUUUCAACAGCAAAUACAACGAAUUUAAAUUUGGAUAAUCCAUUUGCGAGAUAUUGUAGCUCUGUCGCGUAUGUAAUUUAGAACUUUAGAAUUUAGGAUGCAACAUAGAAGACGCUUUGCGGUAUCGUCGAGAAGUAGUUGUAGUACGAUUACAUCCAUAAUAUCGUAUUGUCUUACAAUAUGAACCAAACUUUGACAGUGAAUAACUAGGUAUCUAAAUAUUAUAAAAUAUAACGCAUGAAUGAAAAAUUAAAAUUAAAACGCUAAUUAUUUAUUUAUUAAUAUUUUAUUAUUUAUUGUAUACAAUGCUGUUUAAAAAUCAAAAUAUAGUUAUGGUUUUACCCUAGCUAUAAAGAAUUUUCCUUUAAUAAUUAAGAGGGAAGUGAAAAAAUUUAGAACGGCUCUUGUUUCUUAUAUUUUUUAAAUGAAAAAUAAAUAAAUGCGAAACAUUUUCGGAGAUAAUAAGUGUCUUACGGUAGAUUGAUCACUCUGUAUAAUAAAACAUUAUAGUUUGCUGCAAUCAACACAAUAAACAUGGAGAUAUUUGACCAUUGUGAAAACAUUGUGAUAUCCCGUGGCUAUCCAGAACUUAUUGGAAGGAACGAAGUAUAAUAUAAUAUUAUUAAAAUCCCCUGCAGCCUUAUAUUAUAUCAUCGUGCUAUUUUUAUUUAUAGUUUAACGCCCGAAAAAUCAAUUCUCAUCAAUAUUUUUCGUAAAUAUAACAUGAGCUAAAUAUUGUUUUUUUUUUUUUUGGUAUAGUAUACUGUUGCAAAAUAUUUUUAUUACUAACAAGUAUAUUGUGACUAGAACUGGCAAUUUAAUUAUUUUAAUAUUUUAAUGUUCCAUAAAACCCCAAAAAUGAUAUUAAAAAAAAAUAUGCUUUUAUGCCCUAAAAUUUUCAAAUAAUACACUUAUAAAAUACACUAAAAAAUGAUGUUAAAAUCAAAAAUUGUCAAAAUCGAGUAAGUGGUCUACAGUAUAAAAAAAACAAUUUAAAAAAAGAAAAAAGUCGUCCAUAGAUUUUGGAAAUUUUAUCACUUGCAGCUAAGUUCAAUAUAAGUAUUAUUACCAAGUUAUAUAUCAAGUCUCUUUGUGUAUUUGUGAAAUUAAAUCAAAAGGUGUCUUGUUAUUUUUCUAUUAAAUCAUUUUUUCUGGUAGAAAACUUCGUCCGUGUUUUUAUAAAAUAAUGAAAUCGUGAAAUUGUACGUUUUCCUACGUUAUUCCUACAUGUGUGCUUUUAUUUAAAAAAUGGCGUCGAAAAUCAAAAAAUGACAAUCUAAACAACUUGAGGUUUCAGAAAAGUUGCUACACCUAAAAAUCGAAGCAAGUUUACUAAGAAAAAUUGGUCCACAGACUAGAACAAAGGAAAAAAGGAAUUAACAGUUUAGUAAAACCAAUAGCUCCUUUGCUACGUUCGGAAUCUAAAAGAGCAGCACACAGAAAGUUUUAGAAGGAAAGUUUCAAAAAUAUUUAAUUGAUUAUUAUUUAGGUAGGUACUUAUUUAAAAAAUAGUCUACGUAUAAAUUUAAACAUUUAUCAUUUUGAGUAUUUUGACCGCUCCCACACAAUAUAAAUUUCAGAUACGAUCGUGGGCUGUAAUGGUGAUGGCUUCAGCAGUGGCAUAACCAAGAUUUCCCAAUGAGGGGAGCGAUAAAAAAACCUUAUACAAAAUGAAUUUGCAUUGUUUUAAUUUAUUUGUAUACUCAUAAUAUGACCAGAUAAAAUACUAAAUACAUACUGCUAAAACGAAAAAUAAUAUUGAACAACUUUUCAUGUAUAAUAAUUUAUUACUAACAACUUAAAUAAUUAUAAAGUAAAUAUUCUUAAUGAGUUACUUAUUUCUUAUGGUUUAUGAUAAACUACAGGGGCAAAAUAUUUAAAUUUCCAACUAAAAUAUUGCUCUUUUUUUCCUGUUUAACUCCAAAAAAUUACAUUUUUCAAUAACAGUAUAUCCAUUUUAGUUUAUAUAUGUAUACAAGAAGAUUGUCGGAAACAUUCAGGUUAAAAAAACUAUACGUGACUAUACACAAGAAGAAAUCGCGAUUACGGUUCUCGAAACGUCGAGACAAAUUCCGAUUUUGUUCACUACGGGAUUUCUGCAGAUGAUAGCAGUGUCCGAUCGAGUUUUCGAUAACUUUUUGCCCCCGGUUGGGUUAAUGUGUUUUUGUCACUUCGAUGGCCUUUAGAAAAAAAAAAAUCAACAUGUAUUAUACAAUGCAUAUGAUCGGUUUGUAAUUUGUUAUGGUGGACUUCGUCGCUCGUACUAAAGUUCUGCUUGUUAAUUUAUCAUCGAGUUAAUAAAACAUAAAAUCGGAAUAUACUAGAUUGCUAACUAGCACGGCCUUAGAUGACAAGAUUAAACUUUGUUAGAAUAUUAAUGGUGAUAAAGGUUCCUUUUUCUCUCUCUCUCUCUUAUCAAAAUGUAAUAUACCUUAUUAAUAUCUGUUAUCAUAAUAAUAUAUAGGUGCAUAACAGUAUUCAAAUCACAAAUAAUAUAAAUAAGUUCAACCAAAUUUUAAAUUUAGAUGCUUAAAUAAACAUCCUGUAAACUACUUAAAAAUAUUUUCGAUAUUUGUAUAAAAAAAACCUUAUAAAGAUCCCGUAUUUAAUUUUUUGAGCAUUUAACAAGUAUAUUUCAAAAACUUUUAUUCACAAAAAACCAAAAAGAACUAAAAUUCUAAACAUUGUGUAUAUAGGUAGCAAAAAAAAUUUUUAAUAUUUUAAAAAUUUGUGCACAUUUAAAAAUUGCCUUUGUUAGUAUUCGCCACUCGGUGAUAAUUUUAUCUCUUUAUUCAUUGAAUACUUACAUAAAAACAAAAUCAUAACUAACAAAACUAUUAAAGCGUAAAUAUUCCUUUUACAAUUUCCGACUUUCACUAUUAUUAAGAAAAAUCAAAAAAGUAUCUUUAGGGAUAUCCACAUGUAAAAUGAUGAAAUAUGCAAUCAUAACAAACCCUUGAAGUAGGUAGAUGAUUGGCGUAUGAUAUCUGAUUUAAAAUGUGUUUACAAAGAAAAAAAAACAAACAUGUUUGUGUGCUCUAUAAGUUUUAAAAAUGGCUCUACACUCUCACCCCGCGUUAUCUUUUUCUGUUCGUCCCUGCCGUGAUACUGUCCCCUUACUUCAUAUUUUAGAAUAAUUUUAGAUAUAGAUAAUAUAAUGAUAACAUUAUUUACGGUUGUAGUAUUGUGAUACAAAGAAUGAGUAUAACAAUGUUUUGUAUACCAAUAAGUAAAAAAACAAAACCUUUUUGACGUAUAUUAAUCAAACGAUUUGGUAUACUGGCAUAAAUUACAAAAUAUAUACCUACUUAUUUAGACACACCAAUAAAAGCAAAAGUAUUUAUAAAAUGUAAAAUGUAAAAAAAUAAUGUCUAAAUAAAACAUUUGGAUGGUGAUUUUUUUAAAAAUAAAGACAUUAAAAUAUAGCAUCUCCGUCGUGACCUUCAACUCAAACUAAAAAUAUAUUUGCCAGUCCUAGACAAAAAACAUACAAUAUUUAACUGCAGCUUUACGACAGCUAUAUGUGCACGUAAUAUUUCACAAUAUUUUACGUUCGUUUAAAAAUUAUAUGUUGCCAAUAUAAAACAAUAAUCAUUACCCAACACAAUGAUUGUUUUUAUUUCAAACAAUAAAUUUUAUACAAUAAUAAUAAUAUUUAUUUAUAGUUAACGCCGGCUAUACAAUAAUAAUAACUAAUUGUGAUCGUUGAUUGUUGAUAUGAUCAAUGUUUUUUAUGAGCACUGAGAUUUCGAUGCAAUAUUAAUUUAAUUUUUGUAGAAGAAAAUUGAAAUUUUGUGAAAAUCGCCCUAAAACUAAAUAGCAAAUCUGAGCUGAAUUUGUCAAAAAAUAUAAAAUAAAAAUAUUUAAGGUCACACUUACAACUAAUAUAAAAUAUAAUUUCUACUUAGUGGUAUUAGUGUAGUGAUCAUUAUCAAAAAUUAAAGCUCCUCUCUUAGUAAAAAAAAAUCCUAGCUACACCAGAGGUAUCAAAGUAGAUGCAAAGUCUAGAUCUAGAAAUAUGUCAAUGUCUGGAGUAGGUAUAUUAUUGCAUUUCACUCAAUUCAUUUCUAAAUUACUUUUAUUUCAAAAUAAUAUUUUAAGAAUAUACUCUUCUCGUAUCUCUAGAGGCAACAAAUUAAUUUUAAUCAAAUUAUGUCUCUUUCCAUAAUUUUAUUAUUUAUUCCAAGCCUGCAGGGUCACACUUCAUAUGCGCAGAGCAAAUCAUUUUGUUCACAACAUGCUUGUUUAUUUAGUCAUGAAGCUGUGCCGACGAUCAAAAUGCUUCAAAUGAUUUUCAGAAAAUCCGUUACCGCUAUAAAGCGGUUAUUUGAAAAUAUCAUUUUCAAUUCGGAAACCUUAUUAAAACAAGCAAAGAUAAUAAUAAUAUAUGUGAAUAUUUUAAACACCAUACUUUGUAUAACUUCAUUAUGAUACUAUAUUUACAUAAAACUUUGCGAACUCGAAAUAGUGGUGUCUACGCAUUUUAAAAUGAAUACAUUAAUAAUAUGGUAAUGUAUACUCGAAUAACAUUAUUUCAAUGUACAAAAGUUUUUGUGUUCUAGGACUUGGGGUAUAGCUGAUAUCCGCGCGAAUGAACUCUUGACUUUUGCAAGGCCCUUUCCGUUUAGACAUUUGUUUUUUGUCAUUCGGACACGGAAAGUAAAUCAUUAUUAUUUACACAUUAUAAAUGACCACAUCGUCGUCAUCUUGACAAAAUAGUAAAAUUAAUAUUAAUAUAAUUUUUUGUUACAAAAUAUACAUUCUUAAAAAUAUGUUUUGAUCCUAACGAAUGUAUAUGAUAUAUUUAUAAAAUGGUCCAAAAUAUUAUAGGUCAUGGGUUGUUUUAUUAUUUCCUUCCUCAUCCAAGGAAUCACCCUAUUGUUGAGUAGAACCGAAUAGUUUUAAGUUCAAAGUCCGUUUAGGGGGCGGAAUGGUGCGAAAACCAGGAAGCAGGGACGGAUCUAGAGAGGGCCAAGUGGCCUAGGCACCCCAGACAUAUUAUUUAUCCGAUUUUUUUUUUUUAUAAUUCUAUUGAUCCUGAUAUUACUAUAUUUCAAUCAUUGAUUUGUAUGAUGAAAUAAUGUACAUAAUGCAUUAUAAUAUAUGUAAAUUUGAUUUGUCUUGUAAAAAAAUUGUUUGUUGCUCCCCCCCUCCAUCCCCAAAUCUUUGCUCGUGCCUGCCAGGAAGAGUGUGCCCUGUGCACACAAUUGAUGUUUUACAUGGGUAAGUAUAUAACAGAAAAGAGAUUAAUGAUGUCCUAUGACUGGCAUCACUCGACCGUUGAAAAAACCGAUCCCAAAAUACCUAAGUACGUAUACUAAUAUUUAUAUCGAUCUUCGUUUUUGACGGCAAAAUACGGUAAGAACGUUCUAGAAAAAUACGGCAAUAUGACCCUAUAAUAAUAAUAAUAAAAAAAAAAAUAAAAACAAGGCUGAUCCUAGUGAUUGGUUAGAUUACAUUGUUAUAAGUGAUGAAAGGUCUAGGAUAUAAAGGGGAUGAUUAAGUUUAAAUCCCGGAUGCGACAAUAAAUCAAAAUAUGCACAGACAAAAAAACGAUUAUCUGAUUUUUAUGUUAAAAUACAAUUCGAAAACUUAUCCUAUUAAUAACUGUACAUGUACUUGUACAUUAUAACUGUACAAAAAUACUUGUAAUAAUAUUUCUACAAUUUCAGAUGAAAUUUUUUAGCGAGUUUCGUUAAAAUUUGGUAUACAAACUCUAUAUAUGUCAAAAAAAAAAAAAAGAUCGCAACCUUAUUCCGUUCGAAUUUUUUUUUGCCAAUAGAUACAACCUAUAUAAUGAACGUAUAUCAAAUUAUUAAUAAAAUUUUGAUGUAAUGUGCGAAAUAUUUGAAUUAUAUGUAAUCCAAAAUUUAAAUGACUACAUAAAAUUAUAAAACUAAAAAAUUCAUAAUCCGUUUGAGCACAUAAUAUAGCCAAUGUUCAGUACAGUAUUCAGAAUAGAGUAUGUCGGCAAAAGAGCACUAAUAAUUAUUCUAUUACCUAAUAUUUUUUAGAACAUAAAAACAUAAAAAUAAUCGAAAUAAUUAAUAAAACAAAUAAUUUCAGAGGGGGCACGCGCUCUAAAUUCUCCCUCUCCACGCCAAGAAGCUAUGUUAUUUAUUAAAAAAAGUGUGUAAUUUUGAUAUUGAAUAAAAUAUGAUUGUAUAAUUAUUUAUACGAGAGAGAAAUUAAUAUUUAGCUCCUCUUUAAAACACAUUCGUACCAUAACUGUCUAAAAAAACGUACAAUUUUUGUUGAAAUAAACAAAGCUAAUUAAUAUAUAUAUGGGAGGUAAAACAAUGAUUAAUUUAUUUAUUAGCACAGUUUCACUUAAGUCAAUUUUUUCAGUUGUUUAUUGUUUUAGCAGAACUAAUAAAUCAUUAAUAAUUGAAUGAUGAUAACAAAUUUAAAAGUUCUGAUCGAACUAAAAAUUGUUACGAAUGUAUUAACUAUAAUAUUAAAUGACGAAAAUCGUCCUCACCGUUGAUAUCUAUCUAUUUAUUUUAUUGGUCAAGGAAUUCAGUGUUAAUUCAAGUGUUCAAAGAUUUGUUUUGGGUGCAGUUUACUUCCUGUUGCUGAAAAUAAAUGGAAGUACCUUUUUUGAUCAUAAUAAAAAUCCGGGUGCAGCUUUUGUUUUUACAUUUAAAAAAAAAGGGCUUUUCGAGCGCAGUUUAUGUAUAUUUUCUCGAUCCUCGGCUCAAAAUGUAAAACCGAUCGUACGCUCAUAGUUAAAACCCCAUGGUGAACCAGGCACGAAUCCAAAGCAAAGAUCUGGAGGGGGAGCCGAACAAUUUUUUUGUAACAAAUACAAUUAAAAUAUAAUAUAACACAUUAUGUAUAUUAUUUUCUCAUACAAAAGUCUCACUCAAAAAUCGGAGAAAUAAUAUGUCUGGAGGGGGUCUGGGCCCUUAAGACCCCCCCUGGAUUCGUCCUGCGGUGAACGAUGACAAUAACUAUAAUAAUAUUAUUACAUAUUUGCAUGAUAUCUAAACCUAGUAAAUUAUUAUAAAAUGACGAUUUCAAUAUUGCGAAAGUAAGAACGAAACAAAAAUGAAUACAAAAUUAUGCUUGUAUAAGUACGAUUUAAUCACAUCAGAUAAUUUUUAAACGCACAAUUAAAUUACGAAAACGUCCAGUGAUUUUAAUAAUAGUUGUAUUAUUGUUCAGCAGUCAUCAACGGUAAUGAUUAUUAUAAUUUUAUAUAGGUACGUGAUAUGUAUAUAUUGGUGUUAUAGCCGCCAUGGAUGACACGACUGUAAAAAAAAACAAAAAAAACAGACGAGAUUAAUACAAAUAAAAGCGAGUAUAUUAUACUUGUUGUUGCGAAAAAACAGAUAAUAAUUUAUUGCACAGAACCUUACAACAAAUAAAGUUUCAUUUGACUUUACAUUUACCGUUUCUUCAAGAUCCGAGUUGUUUAGCUAUUUUAACUUAUGGUGUUUGGAUUUAUCUUGUUUUUUCGAGCAGAAUUAUUGUCAAGAAUUUUGUUUAAUCACGUUAGAACUUCGCAUUUACGGAUUAUCGGAUUUGUCUCGUUAUCGCAUUAAAAAUACAAGAAUAAUAUUUUCUCCAUCAGAAAUAACCAAAACACGAAUUUCACUGAAACGUGGAGCUGUUCGGUUAUUGCGAAAAACCCGUCAAUAAUAAUUAUUUACAUCAUAGAUAUAUUAUAUGUGUAUUUUGUUUUAUUUAUCCGUUACUAUUUAUGGGUAUUGUAUAAUAAUUAUUAAUUAUCAAUGUUGCCAUCAAAGGUUUUUUUUUUUUUUUAUCAGAGGUACCUACCUAAUAUUAUUUACAAGGUGAUUUAUUGAACGUAAAACACUUAUUAUUUCGCAAAAUAAUGACUUUUUAAAAGGAUUUUUUUUUUUUUGAAAAUUUAAAAAACCUGCAUUAGCUUUAAAAUAUUACAUUACCUUUAUUUUUUGUCACCCUUAUUUUUAGGGAUGAAAUAAUAAUACUUUAUUAAUUUUCAAAUGGAAACCUAUAUAAAAAAUUCCAUAAAUAGAUGAGUGUUAGUUUAAAUCAAUUUUGAUAUUGAAAUAUUUGACGGAACCGAAAAUAGUCAUUACUUUUCAAAAUAACGACAGAGUUCUACGAUAAACAAAAUUACCUUGUGUAUAUAAUCUAUCUGUAAAAUAAGAUUUCCAAAAGUGCACAAUCAGAAAGGGACAUCGCCACCGUGCAGUUUUGAUUACGAACAUAAUAAUACGGUGUAACCGGUUUAUAAUUACAGAUUUUCUGCUGUUUUGUUGUUUUUUGAUUUAUAAAUAAAUUAUUGUAUUUACUUAUUUUGUGUUUAUUGGUUUAAAUAUGAUGUUUUUUCUGACUGUCAGCUUAUUUCUAUCAGAAAUCUUGAUCUAAUAUUCUAGAGUAACAUCUUUCCCAAAAACAAAAUUUAAAAAAAUAAUAAUGCACGACAAUUAACAUGGGUUUUGGGAACCCCCCCGAAAUGUCCUACUAACCGUAGGGAAGCCUUGAGGGUUUUCACUGAUUUUCUGGGGUUUCACUGUAACGUUAUCAUGCCACUAGUAGGAAAUAUACCGUUUACGAACGUAAUAGAAAGAUUGCAUUAUAGACAGCUCGAUAUACGUGGAAAGAUAGCUGUCCUUAAGGGACCUUAACAUUUUGUCCUUCGAGACGAGGUGUUUUAGGGUUAAGGUAGGUUCCACUGUGUAUUAAAAAUUAAAAUAUAUGAUAUUAUAUAUAGGUCCAGUGUGAUGUCAAACGAAAUGUCUCCCGUGACAAUUCAUAAGGUAUGGUCGUAUCUACUUCAGAGAAGGGGGGGGAUAUUAUUAGAAUUUGACGAAUAGGUACAAGAUUUUUCCAUUUAUAAUGUGGUCUUCGUUGCACUACGUUAUUUUCGAAGUAUACUCUUAUAAUAUCAUAAAAACAUAAAUUUGUUUUUAAUUGUCUAAAUGAAUAAUUCUAUUUUCUAUUAUAUCUAUCAGCACUACUGUUGUCGGGAAAUAUUUUCGCCCCACGAAUCGUUUUUAUCUUCACUUUUUUAUCGGACGGUGAAUGGGUGAUAAAAUACGUUUAAAUGUAUAUCAAAUAGGCAGUGAUUAGUAUUAUAAUAAUAAUAGUUUACAAUAUUCUUCUUCUCUUUCACCUUCGUCCCAACUAUUUGGAGUCAGUCACUCUCGUUCUUAACUUCUACUUAACCUGAUCUUCCACCUCGUAUACAUCAGCUAUCCUCAAAUUAUUCUCAAUCGCAACCAACCACCACAUGUCGGUCUUCCUCUCCAUUUCUUUCCUUCUACGUUUAAUUUCAUUAAAAUUCUUACUGCUUCAGAUUCCAUUUCAAUCUAUUUUUUCUCAUUUUGCCUAUUACCAUACCUAAGUUACCUCUUAAGUACUUAUUCUUUAUCUUAUCCCCUUCGUUAAUAUACUAACCUAAGUAUUAUUAUCUCUACUACACUCACCCUCUAUUUUAUUUUUCUGUCUACACUCUACAGCCAAACACUUCGAAUUAUGCAACAUAGUCUUACCACAUUUUUUUUGAACCUAUAACUAAGUCUCAUUGGAAUUCUCACAUGAAACACAUAACGGUUCUAACUACUUUAUCCAACCAAAUUAAACCCUAUAUUUCACAUUCACACGAAAGACACCAUUAUUUUUUUACAAAAGAUCCUAGAUACUGGGGGCUUUAAAUUUCACCAAAAAUUAUUUUUUCGUGUACUAUUUUUUUUUUUAUUUUUUUUAGAUAACUACAUAUUAUUACAAACAAACUAAAAAGACCUUUUUUUGGUACUUAUGCAAUUUUUCCAAAAUGGAUUUUUCCACAAAUUUAAACCUUCCCCUAUACAAAAUGUACGACUUAUAUCUUAAUAAUAAGAUCAAUUACAGAUAUCUGUACAUUGUACUAUAGUACAUUAUAAUAACAUAAAAUAUUAUAUAGUGUAAUUUUAAUAUAGAAUGGUUUGUAUUUUACCAUGGUUAAAAUUUUGAAUAAUAACAACGAAUAUUAAUAAAAUAUUAUAAUAUAUUUUUGUUUUGAUAAAAAAUGUAAGGUACAUUGUUAUUUUUAUUUCGAAAAUGUAAUAAUUUAACGUAAUUUUAUUAUGUUUAUUGCAAUACAUAUUAGUUAAAUCCGUCCAACUAACGUAAUACCAGGAAUAUCAUAUUUCUUAUGGGUAGGCGUACAUACCCGUAUUAUCCGAAAUGACAAAAUAAUGUAAUUAUAUUGAUUAAUUUUGAGAGUUACGUAACAUUUUUAUUCGAAUAAUGAAAUAAUUUGGUUCGUAUCAAUACAAUGACAUAAAAGAAUAAUGCAUGUUCGUUUAAUUUCCGUCUCUCUCUCUCUCUCUUUUUUUCUUUGGAAUAAUGGCGAAAAUGAGUGAAAAUCAUACACAGAAUCUAUAAAAUUAGUAUGCUCAAAAUGAGCCACUUUAUUUUUUUUAAUAAUGAAAUAUUUUAACUCGAAAUUUCCUUCUGGAUCAAAAACAGUAGGUAUUAUAUACAGUAGUGAAUCGUUCAUAAAUUCGGAUAUCGAUUUCUCAAUUUUUUUUUUUUUGUAACAAUUAUAGGAAUAUUCCUUGCCAAAAUAUACAAAUCAUUCUUGUAAAUUAACAUAAUCGCAGACAAUAAAUGAACAAUUUACUGAUGAAUGACCAGCGGAGGGAGGUUAUAGAUACUUCACACAUCUAGCUCUGACAUGCCUGGCUUAGGCAAAAAAAGUUUAAAAGAAGUUCUUUCUUUCCCGUUUUCCCAUCGGUAAGUAUACGUUCUAAAAUCAGACAAAAAUAAUGAAGUAAAAUGACGAGCAACUUUGAAUUUGCGAUAUAAACAAAUCGCGUAUCUUAUUAUAAUGUAAUAAUUUAUUAUUCAUUGUACGAUUUUGCGGCCAACCACCGGAAUCUAAAACCGUUUUUUUGCAAAUCUUUGUUCAAUAUAUAAGUGAUCGAUUGCAAAAAAAGCACAGAAUCUCAACGUGAGUUGGGACUGGGACUGAAGGGAAAAAUGAUUACGGGUGAACGAUUAAGAACCGUUGCUAUUAACUAAUUUUUAUUUUUACUCCCACAAAAAAAAACCCCCGGUCGAAAAAAAAGCGUGAUUAAUUUUAUAUUUCGUUCUUGCAGUGUACGAUUUUUUUUCCGAAUACCAGCUUGUUGUGCUCAAUAGCCCAGCACAUAUUAUUAUAAAUGAUGAUAAAAGCGUCCCUUUUAUUUGAGUACAUACAUACUGACUGUUUUAAUAUUAAUAAUAAAUUCCAUUUUAAAUCUCUCCUGUAUAUAUGUAAAUAAAAAAUCUGUUUUUAUAUUUUUUAGCGAUCGCAAAUUGCAGCAAUAAUACAAAUCAUCUAAAUUAAAAAAUACAAAUAAAGAAUAAUUAUUUUAAUAAUAAAAAUAAAUAUGGGUACUUAAAAAAGCUUUGAUAUAUAAUGUUGGCUUAAAAACACUACGUGAAGUGUCAAAACGAACCUAACAUAAUCCAGGAACAACCUAUGAUCUACUGGCCAACCAAAAUUUCCAAAAUUUUUAUCUAUUUUUAUUAAAUUAUUUUCAUGUUGAAAACCUACCCACCCUUAAAUUAAAUCAGAACGUAUAUAAGAGCUUUGGUUUCUUUACACAAAUAUCGUUUCAUACGGAAACUAAAGGAUUUCGGUUUAAUUAAAUGGUUGUGCUUUGACAAAACGUGUUUGCCAGCAUUUUUACUAAUGCCAAUAAAACACAUAUGAAAUUAUAGUAACUAGCGAACACAACCACUAACCUAACACAAUUCAGAAGAUUGAACGUCAUCAAAUUAAUAGCGUGCACAGGGGAUGAAGGUUAGUGGUUAUAACCUUCCCUCAUUAUUGGCACUUUAUCGGCUUAAAAAUAAAAAAAAAAUUAAGUAAUUUAGUAUCGAAAUGCAUAUUACAUUUCAGCCAAGUUACGAGGAAAAGCUUUAUGUAUUUAUUAGAAAUUGGCUUUUUUUAGAAUCCGGCUUUUAAAUUACUAGUUCCAAUAGUUUAAUUGGGUAGAGAAGAUGAUUUUACGAUUCUUAUUUGCUUACAUCACCUUCCAUUGAAAAUUCCUGGACACGCCACUACUUCGCAAAAAUUGUAAAAAAAAAAAAACCCAGUGAUGCAAUUUCAAAUAAUUCGAGUAAAAUUAUUAGAAUAAUUUGACGACAAGAGAGUGUAAAGAACUUAUACGAUAUUUCUACUAUUAAAAUGUAUUUAAAAUGGCAGUGAUAUUUUCUUUCAUAUCCGAAAUUGUUUGAUGAAACUAUAGAUCGGGUUUGUCAAAUCCAAAAUCACGAUGUUUUUAAAUUAACAAAAAAAAUGCAUUUGCGUUCUGAUAAAUAAAUCUUUUAUUUGUAUGACUACUGAAACAAAUUUAAAUUGUCCGACUUCAUACUCAGACUAGUUUGAUAAUGGUACAUUCUAAUUCGUGCUAAUUUGCUUUUUUUUAAAUGCAUACACUAUAUACAAUUCAUGGUUUUAAAAACAGAUUUUAUGUAAGAGUUGUUUAUGUAUUUUUGAAUGAUAAAUUUGAAUCAACAUAAAUUUCGAAAUGUGGCAAUUUGUGAAAGAAUUUCACUUAAAACACACGGAUCAGACAUUUUCUCAAUGUAAACUACAUAUUGAUUUCGAAAUAUGGGUGCAUAACACUAUAAAGCAAAUUUUUUCAAACGUACAACUUAUCGGAUAUCAAUGUCAUUUAAGUCAAGCCUGUUGGCGUUAUGAAUGUAUUUUUAAUUUAGUAUUUUAGAUAUAUUAAACAUAUCAUUUUUUAAAUAUGUAUAUUAAUUUAGCAAAUUUAAAUGGUUUACAUAGAUAAAUGCAAAUAGAAAAUUGAGACAAGCAUAUUCGGAUGACACGAAUGAUUUGGUGGGACUUUGAAUUGGCUUCGUAUGUGUGGUACUCAUUUUCGUACGGAAUCGUACUGAUUUAAGAGUCAGCUUGUAAAAAUGACCCUUUUUGCCAAACGUACAAAAUCGUAUAUACUGUGCCGUCACACAAAUGAUACGCCACCACACACCCCCUACAAAAAUGUAAAAGCGGAAUAUCUCGUCAACAGGUUGAUAGAAAUCAGAAAUUUCAAAACUAAAAUUUAUUUAAACUAAUCCCUCAUCAAUUUAUGAAAAUUGGUUUAUAAGUUUCCAUUUGAAAAUCAAAAUUAAGCAGUUGUUUCACUCUUCAAAACAAGAGUGACAAAAAAUAACCGUAAUCUAAUAUUUUAGAGCUACUUAUAUUUCUUGAAUGAACUAAAAACCAAAUUCCGUAAAGUUUAUACUUUCCGAGAUAAUGAGUGUCUUACGUUAUGUUGGUUAUUCUGUAUAUAAAUAUUCGAUGACAUUUCUAACUUACAUAAUUAUUUUCCACCGAAUUACAACGAACAAUAAAAUCUUAUACGACACAAACCAUUACUGUGUAAAUAUUACUGUUGUUCCGGCGUUUUUCUCGGGUUUUCACCAUUAUGAUGAAAACUACAAGAAAAAUUAUAAAAAUAACAUCCUUAUUGCACCAAAUAUGAGACAGCAUUUUAUAUCAUAAACUAUUACCCUUAAAGUUGAUAAUCGGGGUAAGAUUUAAAUUAGAAAAGUAGAUUACAGAUUUACAGAAAAAACCACAUAUAAUAUAAUAGUAACCUAUCAUAGUAGAAUCUGAAAUAAAUAUAUAAAUAAGUAAGUAAAAACUGAAUCUGCAAUAAUGUUAUUAAAUAGGGUUUUUUUUUAUCAACUAUUAAUUAUUGAUUUAUGUUUAAAAAAAAACGGACAUAUUUUGUUCGAUGCGUGGGCUACUGAUGUAGGUGAAAAGUUGGAAAGUAGGAAAAAUCAGAAAGGAAUUUCAUGUAUAUUUGUAUGCGUUACUAUUCAACCAUAAAUCUUUGCUAAUGAAAAACAAUUUUGAACGGAGUUCCAUUAUACAUGUUUUUAUGGUUUUAAAAGGCUGUAAUAUUUAUGAUUUGAUAUUAAAAUUAAAAAAAAUAAUAAUAAAUAAAUAAUGUAACAUUAAUCUCAACUUUUUCUUGUUUAUCACUAAACAUAACUUAUAAAAAAGCACUUGUUAAAUUUGCAAGCAUUUCUGUUUAGUCAAACAACUUUAUCCAUAGAGUUUUACAGAAUAAAAACUACGUACGCAAAUAUAUAUUUUUGUCUAAAUUUCAAGUUUCUACGAUUAUUUCAAAUUGAAUUUUACAGAAAUAAAACAAAUUUGAAAAAUAAUACGAGCAUUAUUUUCGUAAAUUCCUCAUUUUUAUCGGUUUUUCCCAAUUAUUAUGACAUCUGUUUGAAAAAAUUCAAAAAAUUACUUCCUUACAGUAUCAACUAGAUAAAACUAUUUCUCGAGAAAGGUGCUACGUUUGAUACAUCGGAGUAAGAUUUCUGGUAGAAUUUUUAUAUACAGUAUAAAAAAAAUAAUUAAACAUCAUUGUAAAACUAAAACAUUCCUCGCUUCGCUGAGAGUCUAAAAUUUGUGUAUGUGGAUUUGGAUAUGGAAGACGUAGCCUUCCACGAAGUAGGUUGAGUUAAAUAAAUAUAACGGACGCGUCAUUCAUUUUGUUUAAGUCUUUUAGUUUUGUAUAGACGUUUAGUCUCUCUGCUUUAAUUUUUCCAAUUCGAGGUCUGGGCAAACUUUAAUAAGAUUGGUCGGUAACAGGGAAGAAAGACAGAAGUAGGUAUGGGAAAAGGAUGUAACAUCCGCCAUAAAAUAGGGAAUCGUAAAAAUACAAAACUAAUUUCUUUACAAAAAAACACCAAAAUUUACGCAUUCAUACAGAAUUUCGUAAUGAGCUAUCUAACGAUCAAUAAAUAGGGUUUUUUUUUUUAGAUAAAAGAGCUACUCAGAGACGUAAUUUUAGAAUUGAAAAGGUAAACAUAUUUCUAUCGCAUACGGAUUUUUUUUUUUUCAUAACUUUAUACAAGUUUCGACAAAAAUCAAUUGGCAUUUUCAGAUAUAUUUUUAUUUUUAUAUAAUAGCAAAAUGAAAAAAAAAAAAACUGAAAAAUUGUAAUUUGGUAUCUAUUUAAAAUCAUCGCAUAAGUUUUUGUUGUUGGAUUACCAACGACUCGUCGACACAGAUUAACAUCAAAAUUAAAUUUAUAAAAACAACAUGGACUUUACUAGCGAACCGAGCAGCAUAUAUAGGUUAAAAAUCAAAAUUUGUAUGGUGACCUAUAGAAAAAAAAUCUGAAUCUGAACCUAUGCGCGAAGUCCCCGCAAAUGUAUUUCCUGCAGUGGCAAGCGCAAAAUUCGAUUAUGUGACAAACGAAUAAUUCGACUGGAACACGUACCUAUCUAUAUAUUUACAGGAAUAAUAAAUCGGAGUGCCCAAAAAGAGUUUUCUCUAAUGCCGGGUUGUACCAAAUAUUUACACGGAAAUAAACUUGUUUUUCAUGGGGUUAAAAUAAAUUCUGUUGCAUAAGUCACGUUUUAAAUUUUAUCGAUUGAAAAAAUGUACUUUAUCAAAAGUUAAAUUACAGGCCCAUUUAUCGUUAUAUAAAAAUGUAUAUACAGUUAGAUUUCGUUUUCAGUGUUUAGUGUUACUUAAACUUCUGGUAUCUAUAAUAUAAAUCUCUUUAUAUGUCUAUGCCGGUACAGUGAAACUAUUUAUUCGUUAACCAGUAUUCUAGUAAUAACCUGAAUAUUAAACAGUGAUUGAACAACAUAGGUAAAUUUAACACAUGUCAAAAUUUUAAUUUAUUAACCGUCAGUUUGUUAUUAUAAAUAUAUUUUAACGCGGAAUUUAUCAAUAUGUAACGACAAAUUUGGUGCCACCGGGCAUAAAGGCUUGACUGGUAUCCAGAUCGUUAACGUCGGAAGCUAUAGAGUGUACUAAAUUACUAGACAUAAACUCAGGCGCGUGUAAAAAAGGGGGGAUUGAAGUUCAUCCCCCCUCCCUCUACGAAAUUUCAUGAAAAUUAUAAUGAGAGUAGAUUUAUAAUAGAGUUUCAAAAGUGAUUUCUGUGAAUGAAGAAGAUAAAUAGAAUUUUGGUUUUAUUUUUAUUAUUUUACUUGAUAUAGUAGGUAUAAAUUGUUAUUAUUGUCAUUUCUAAUUUGUUGUGGUUUUCCUGCUUUCAGACAAUUAUAACUGAUACUACGAUAUUGCAUAGUCCGCAUUAUCAUCACAAUAAUAUAAAUUACGUUAUCAUUUAGACUGUAUUGAGUAUUCACUAAAAAAAUAUUAAGUGUAAAAUUUAGUAAUAGGUACCUAAAAUACUAAAAAUGAAUGUUAUGAAAUAUUGACAUUUUUAAUGCAAAAUAAAUAAUCUUGCAAUUUAAAGUAUGUAAAUUUCUUUGUUAUAAUAUAAUAGUUAUGUUAUUAUAUAAUAUAAUAAUUUGUUAUGGAAUAAUAUAAGCAGACUUUUAAUAUUAUGCAACAGAAUGUCAAGUUGAAUAUACACGAGACAUAUUUUAUUAUUAUAAUUUGCGUAGUUUUGGAGAAAACCAAUCCAAUAAUGCGACCCUCGAUGGAAAAUUAAUGCAUGUACGCGUGUCGUACAUAAAUGGUUACCGGUAGCUUUUGGAUUAUACAUACAGGGUGUUUUAAUUUUAUCGUGAUUUAGCGAUUAUUUACGAAGAUUUUGAGUGAAACUGGUUUUCGUUUUUUCCUGUUAUUAUUUUCCCGUAUUAUUUAACAAAUUUUCAAAAUCUCACCCUUAUUCUGUAUUCCAUUAACACAUAAUCUUUUUCUCAAAAUGUUUACUAGCGUAAUAACACUAUUAUUUAGAGAAAAUAAUGAGUUACAAUUGUAACUCAUAAAUAAUAAAUCGGCUUUACUGUUAACAACAUAAAAUGUAUACAGAAGAAAUAAGGAAGGGUUAUCAUUUAGAAAUAAAUAUGAAAUUUAUUAUCCUUUCUGACAUUCUUCUGGUCUAUAUUUUGAAUUGUUAUUUCAUCAACUCUGUUAUAACAUAAUAUUAUAAGUGCUGUAACUAACAUUUUUUGAAAACCAUACUUUUUUCGAAAAUGGUUUGAAAACCACGGUGGAAGUUGUUAUUGGAAAAUUAAAAGUUAAUAUCUACUCAUUUAAUAAUUAUAAAUAAACAAAUUUAAAAUAAAACCUAAACAAUUCCAAUGGUACAAAAACAGAAACUAAAUAAUUUACUUAAAAUCGGGCUUGAAAAUUGUUGGAUCAUGAUAAAAUAGUUACACUGUAUAUUAGCCUCCUGUAUUGUCGUCAUCUCGGUACUCUAUAGUCUAUUUUACUUUUAAGCACGUUCUGUAAGCUCCGUAUAAUAAUAUAAUACACGUAUGCAGUAUACACAGAGUUUUUACUUUUUACAGUAAUAAACUCGGAGACCGGAGGAUCGUCUAAAAUUUGAAAACAAUGUGUUCUAUGACAAAAACUAAAAAAUAAUACUUAUGGACGUAUACAUUCGAUAAAUAAUAAUAUAGCAAUUACGUACAUCAAAUAUUUGUGUGUAUUUAGUUUUAAGUUUAAAUUUUAAAAAUUACUAUCGUAUAUCUGCGGGUACUCAAAGUAUAAAACGCGACUAAAUAUAAAACUGAACAAAAUUAUUGAUUUUUGGAGUAUUAUUAGACUUUUGUUUUAAGAUUACAGCAGUGGCCGCUCCCAUCUCUAAUUUCAGCUAAUUUUAAGUUGUGUCAUGAAUAAAUCGGAUCUUUUUUACUAACUGAAAAAGUAUUCUUCGAAAAACUUACUUUUUAGUUAAACGAAUAGCCUUGUUCUAACACUCGGAAUUUGAAAAUCGAAUAACUUAUCUUCGCUACACUCCGAAUUAAAAGUAAAUGGUUAUUAAUAACGUAAACCUAUUAUAUAGUGUCAAUUUAAGUCAUACGACAUCGGUAAUGAUCUCAAACGCCACUAUAGUACCUCUAUACGUAUAUUAUGUUGUUUUUCGUCGUGUCGUAGUAGCGUAGUUUAAGCUUUUACAACGAUAAACAAACUCGAGGAUUGUUAAUAAUUAUUUUUGGCAGUCGGUCGAUCGAGAGUAGUUUCCAGUUGGUCGGUCUUAUAAUACGCAUUAAAUUGGAACAUUGUUGUGUACGCGUUUAAUUUAAUUCAUUUCACCCGUUGUCGACAAAGAGCCCCGGAAAUCCAUAUUCAGCAUUUUUUUUUCAUUCUCUAUAAUACCGUGAUAGUAUUAUCAGUAUCCAUUUAUAAUCGUGCAACCUAAAACAACAAACUACGCAGCGUAAUAUUUUUGUUAAAUAUAAUUUGUGUACGCAGUUCAAAGUAUAAAUCUGUAGUACGACUGUCAAGUAGAGCUCUUGCACAGUCCAGUCUUUUCUGAAAAAAGUCUGGAAAAAUUGCCAUACUGAUUGUAUAAUCAUAUCAUAAUGUGCCGGUGUCAACUUGACAAAUAUGAAAUACCUAUAUGGUUGAUAGUUUUACACUUAAAAUCAUAUUAUUACGCCCUGAGUGAAAUUGCAUGUAAAUCUUGUUGAACGUUUUUAUCUUGUGAUUCUUUGUUUUUUUUUCAAGAUGUAUACUUUAUCUAGUAAAUUGUACAUGGUGCAAUGAAAAUACUAAGAGAGACUGAUUAAAAAAUUAGUAGAAAUAAAUGUAAAUCAUAGAGAAUAAGUUGAAUCCAUAAUAAUAGUAAUAUGUCUGUUCUUCAUUAACGUCAUGAGAGCAUAUUUAAAAUCCUAUGUAAAGUAUUAAUAACUGUCCGUCCCAUUUCUUCCUUCUCUUAGCUCUAUGUACACAUAUAUUUAUGACGGAACAAACUUCUUAGGGAAAGGCUGUGCGUCAUGUACCGCGCCACUAAAUUCGUAUUAUAUAGACACCGAUCAAUACUUUUUUCUUUGAACUAGGAUACCUAUAAAUGAGUGUAAUUUUAAUCAAGGCCAAAUUCUAAACUGUUCAAAACGUAGAAAAAAAAGUCAGAAUUAGAUAAAGAUUUUCGAUCGUAAGACACACGCCCACAAACGAUUUGUAUACUAUAAUAGUAUGCUAUGUAAAAUAGAAUAUAUUUGGUUAUGAUACAAUAUAUUAUUAAAUCGAAAAUCGAAUCGUUAAAUCGUUUUAAAUCGAUGAAAAUUUAUAUUGUGUUCAAAUAAUCGUUAAAGUGAAUAUAAAUAAUACAUAUAUAUAUAUAUUUACAAUAAUAUAUUAUUGUAGUAAAUAUUACCCGAAACGGAUGAAAAUCACGUGUUCUUUCGACAAAGGACAAUUUAUAAAAUAGUAUACAAUCUAUCAAGGGAGACAAUAACGUCACUGUGACUAACGGUCUAUCUCCUUCAACCCCUCUUCUCUCCCCCCCCUUUAACCACAGAUAUUUCUUUUUUCUGACGGCCAUGCUGACAGUUACAGGGUAUUAUUAAUUCAACAAUUCAAAAUAUAUUUAAUUACCCAGUAUAGUUCAAAAAUUAUGUGCAAUAAAUCGUUACAAAUUUACGAUUUUUUUUUAAAUGUAAAGUAAAAAAAAAAAAAAAAGCAAAACAUUCUUUGCUCCAUUGGUGGGCCAUUGUUACAGGUUUAAAAUUGGAAAGAUAGAACAAAAUAUAUUAUAACGCGAUUUAUUAGUAUAUAUCUGUACGAAACGAUAACAUAUAAAUUAUUUCAAACGAUAAAGAUUCUACCGUUAUUGAAUACGUUUUUCCUCUUUCUCUGGUUUUUCUUAGUUAUUAAGAAAUUAAGAGAAAAUCAAAAAAAUAAUCUCUUAAAUACAUUAACUGGACAAAAUUUACGACCGGAAACUACCCUUGAUGAUUGAAACAAGAUUUCUAGAAAAAAAGUUGUAAACAGACAAAAAGAAAACAAAAAAAAAUUACAGUUAGAAUUUAAACAAAAAAUCAUACACGAUUGAUAAAAACCUGGAAUUAAAAAAUUCCGGAACGUAGAACCCAGAAUCACAAUAAUUCGGAACGUAAUAUUCCGGAAAGUAACUUUCAGGACAUAGAAUACGGAACAUAGAAUUACGGACGGAAAUAAUCCAAAAGGUAAAAUUCCGAAAUUAAGUUAAAAGUAAAUGGUUCCUAAAUCUUUCGAAUCAAUAACCUCGUUUUUUAAGUUAGAUAGCCUUCACACUUAUGAAAAUAUUUUAGAAACCAUUGAUAUUAUCUUUGGAAUAACGUUGCGGAUUAUUGUGGACAGGGAAAUUAUAAUAUUGAUUUUUUUUGUUUCGGAUUAUUACGUUCAGAAUAAUUAUAAUCCGGAUAAUUGCAUUAUUGCAUCCCGGGAUUUUACGUUAGAAAUUAGGAUUAUUGCAUUCUGGAACAUAACAUUCCAGAAUAUUACAUUCCGGAUUAUUGCAUUUCGGAUUUUAUAGCCCUAUAUAGUAUCCUAAUAUACAAUUUAAAUCCUCAUUAUAUUCAAAAUCUAAAAACGGAGGUUUAAAAAAAAAAAAAAUAAAUGGAAUAUUAAAUACCUAAUCGUUAAUUUUUUAAAUAUAAAAUUAUUAUUAUAACUUUUCACAACGAUGUUACCAUGAAACUAUCAUUAAAGAAGCAUUUGUGUUCUUUAAACAUUUUCAUAGUCGUCUUCAAAGUCAUCUUAAUUCCAUAGUCGAGGAUCUUUACACCCUACUCUUACAGAAAAUCCUUACCACAGACUUAAAAGCUUAUGUAAAACCGUUUUUUUUUUUUUAAAAAAUUCUUUUAGAGAGGUUUUGGAAUGAAAUAUGAAAUGAAAAAAUAUUAAGUACAAUAUAGUAUAAUUUCCAGUUAACUUAGAAAAAUAUUGUUUUAAAUGCAAUAUUCAUUACAACGUCUACUAUACUAUACCACAUCCGAAUAAGUACUUUCAAGGGAGUUAUAAAAUGUUAUAGAAUAUUGUACUGAACAAAAAAACAAACAAAUAUAAAUUGUAAAACUUCAUGAAAAUAUUUAUGUUUUAGUGCAAAUGGGUAACGUUAGCGUCAAUAUUGUAUACGCUGAAAAUACAAUAAUAUAAUUUAUUGCAUACAAACAAGUACUAACGCUUUUUUUUUUUCAUCAGCAUGUUUGUAAACAUUUCACAACUCGUAUAAUAUUAUUUGUUGUACAAUAAAUAAUACUAAUAUUAUAAUGUUCCGUCUUAAAGGACGUGCUAACUCUCGUAUUUAAAAGGUAACGUAUAGGCAGUUCUUAUCAAUUUCGAAGUUAUGGGAAAAUUAAAUUUUAUCAGCUUUUAUUCAAAUUUACUUUCAAAUCCGUUCACCUGUAAUCCCAUUAUCACUAGUAUUUAUUGUGUAAUCAUGAAAUACAUGUUUACGUAAAACCGUUCCGCGCUUGCAAAAACUAGAGUCAUUAACCAAAUGUUCAUCAUAAAACAAAGAGAACUUUCACUGCACAACGAUGGUUUAAGUUUAUCGAUAUUGCUAUUACGAAAUAAUUUAUUUAAGUUGGAAAAACUUUAGCCUAACAGGUUUUUAAACAAUAAUAGCUUUUUAUGUACUUGUAAUAUCGAAAAAAUAAAAUCAACGUACGUUAUACAUUACGCAUUUUCUUUUGUCUACAUUAAAAAUAUUAUCAUAUUUAGUCUUAAGAGAUUUCACAGUGAAAUUUGUCGUCUCAUUAGCGUUUUUAAUGGGCAACAUAACAAACAUGUUUUCAAAAAACGAGAAAUGCCUUAAAAACCGAUUUUAAGAGAUAAUACACUAUUAUAGAAUCUAUAAAUAAUACCAUUUUAGCGUAUAAAAAGUAGUAUUUUAUUAUUUUGUUUUUAUUUUUUUUAUACCACAGCCUUCUAUCUUUAUAUGGUAAAUAAUCUCCUGUAACUUAAAUAUAAAUUUCAUUUCAAAUUCCCCACGAUUUGAUACAUCUCCCUGAUAAUUUGUAUGGCUGUUGUUUACAUGUUUACCUAAAUUUAUCAGCGAAUCAGAACUUUUUUUAUGAAAUCAGUAAGCUCGAAUCGCCUCCCAAUGUCAACCGUAUCGUGUUUGGAAAAUAUUUACCUCGUACGAAUAAAUAUUUUUAUUUCGUUUUCCAGCAUUAACAAACUUCAUGUUCAACGUAGAAAUAACGAAAAAUUAUUAGACGAUUCUGUAAAAUUUUCGGGGCAAUGUGUCUAGUAAUGAAAAUAAUGAAACAGCCAACAUAUAAGUUUUGGAAAAUGUUAACCCCGCGCAACCAAAUAUGGUGAAAAAAAACACACAACCGAUUGAUUUAGGUAAUAAUAAUAAAGAAAACAAUAAAACGCUAGUGAGGUUGUUUUUAAAAUGUCAUAAUCUACAAAUUGUACGAGUAUUAAAGGUGUUGUGUGUCUAAAACCGAAAACAUGCUUUUUCAACAUUUUUGUUACAUUAACCAUUAGAGACAUUCAAGACAGCGAAUCUAACUGCAACGGCCUCUUACAUAUAAUGUUUAAUUUAUUUUAGUUUUGGUAUAGACGAUUAGAACUAAACAAAUGGUAAUUUUUAUUUUUAUUUGCGUUAAACAUUUUUUUACGAACACCUAUGGAUCGUGUUAUAUACAAAUCGUUGAAUGGAAAACUAAUUUGAUUUUACAUUUUAUAUAUUCCGUACUUACUGUGGAUAUUGGUUAACGAGAAAAAAAAACACAAUUAUGUAAGAAUAAUUUUAUUCGAUUUUAAUUAUAAUAAUAUUAUGCAAUGUAUAGUGUAUACGGGAAAACUGUAACAGCGAAAUAAAUGUAAACGGGUCUGUUGUUUAAUGGGUAAAGUUUGAUUUAUUUUCUUAUUUUAUUGUUCAAUAUAAGUAUUGCACACUAUUUUUCAUAUAAUAAUUAUAACAUCACAAAAGAACUGGGAAAAUCGUUAAACAGAAAUAAUAAUGUAAAAUACUAGUAUAGGUACAAACAGAAAACAAAUAAAAUAACAACUCUCAGUCUCAGUGGCGUAUUUGCGGUGUUACGAAACAUACGUAUAUUUUAAAACCCAAUUUAAUUUACAAUUAAUUGUAAUAAUUAAUAAUACAAGUUAAAUUUGAUGAUAAAUAAUAUUAUGCGUCUGUAGGUACUAGGUAAGUACCUAUUAAGGAGCGUUCACCCAAAUAAAUGGCCUUCUUCACCUUUUCACCCGUAGUUUCACGUUCAAUAUUUUGGGAACCAAUUAUGAAAAUUAAUUACCUAUGUUAGAUAUUAAUUUAUUAUAACUUACCAACAGUGGCGUAUGCAGGAUUUUCAAUGGGAGGAGGGGGAGACGUAAAAAUAAAUAAUGACUCUGUUGUCAAAAGAUUAAGUUUGAAAAACAAACUUGGUGCUUUCUUAGUUCUUAUUUAUAUUAAAAGUAAAAUAUUCACAAAAAAUAUGAAAACAAAAAAAUACAUUAAUAUUUAAGUAAUCAUAAAAAUAAUAGGUAAUGAAAUACAAUUUUACUUUUACUUUGUCCAUUCUAAGAACUGUAGACGUUUAGGUGAGUUUUUAAAAAUUGUUGAACUAUUUCAACUUCGGUAAAUUCGUUUAGCUUCUGAGCGGAGCGAGGAAUGUAUGAUUUUAAAAUGAUGUUUAUUUUGCUCCAAUUUUUAAAUGUAGUACUUUUUAUGAAAUAAAAUUUGACUGAGAUGGUACUUUAGGAAGGUCAUUUUUGAUUUUCUCAGGGGUUUUUUUAAUAAAUGGGAAAAACCGAAAAAAAAAAUAGAAAAAUUUACGAAACGUUUUAUUUUCAAACCAUACAUAUUACGACCUUUCAAAACAUAUAUAACCGAAGUCCGCUCAGAAUUGUUUUUCGUUAUCAAUGAUUUGCGUACAGAUAUACAUUCAAUUUCCCUUCUACCUUUCCAACUUCUCACCUACAACAGUGGCCUACCUAUCAUGCGAAGUAUGUUCACUAGUUUUUUUUAUUUAUGUUGGCUAUAGUUAAUUCAUUAAGACGUUCUUCCGUCAUAAUUGAUCAAUCAUAUCUAAGAUCAUAUGUAUGAUUUCAAACGUUUUAAUAUUAAAAAUAUUCUCUCUGGUGACACUGAAGUAAUUUGCAAUGUUGCAAACAGUCUUAACAGUACCUGAAUAUUUGGUAUAAAUGUAUACAAUGAAAUAGUGUAUCAAUAGCUGAUUGUUUUUUAUCAUCCCUGUCAUUCUGCUGACGUCUCCACAUAUGCAGUUCAGCUCUAGGACAUAAACUGUCAUUAUACGAAAGUUCUUCAUUAUAAAUGGUAGCUGUCUUUAAAAUAGAGUAACCAUCGUUAAAACUGUUGGAAUCAGUUUAUGCAGUGGCUUAGCAUCAAAUAUCCUAUCAUAAAAUCAUAUGCAGAGCUUAAAUUAUGAUAAUUAUGAAAAAUUAUAAACAAAAAAUUAUAAGUGCACAGACAUUCUAAAAUAAAUUUCUGGAUCUGUAACAUCUAUAAUUAUAUGAUGAUUUUCAAGCAUUUCUAUUUAGUUUAUUAAUUUGUAUCCAUAAAGUACCUACCAAAUAAAAAUUACGUAAAAAUCUUGCAAAAUUAAAAUGUCUAUAAAUAGCUUAAAUUUUUUGAGAAUUUUACCACGUCUAGAAAAAGUAAAUAUAAGUUUUCUAUCAAAAUUUCAAGUCUUUUAAACUGAAUUACAUUAAAAAUACAACAUUUAAAAUAAUAAAAGAAUAAUUAUUAUUUUUGUAAAUUUUCCCGUACUUUCUGCAUAUUUUUCGGGUUUACCGGUAUAUAUACAAUAAGGAAAAAACCUCUCGGAGAGGAUAUGCAACCUCUGUGGAAUUUAAUUCACUACUAAGAAGUGCACUACGCCCCAAGAACUAUGGGUAAAGGGAAUGGUUUAUGCUACGAUCGCGUAGUUUCAAAGGUAUAAUUUAUAGUGAAGUAUAAUAUAUUAGUUAUUGUUUAAUACUUGAUUUUCUAUAGGACCUAAUAUUCAAAUUGUAUACGAUAUAUCUCAAGAAUAAUUUUUGUUUUGUGUUUUUGCUAAUUGUACUAGUGUUCAAGGCUGGAUCAAGGGUUCAGUGGGCCUUUUACGUCGAAUUUUGAUGGGCCACUCUUUAUAUAAAAUAUACAUGUCUGUAUUACAAAAAUGUUUAAUGAACAUUUUCAUGUUCUUACAUAAACGUGGCUCCUGUUCUCUUUUUUCGGGUUUACCAGUGGUGAUGCCGGUGUUUCAAUUAUAGGUAGGUAAUCUAAUUUUACAAUUUCUACAGUUCCAAUAUCAAUCGUUUCAAUCCACCAAUGAAUACUUCAUUGCUGAGUCUUGAUCAGUGGCGUUUUCAAGAAUUUCCAAUGGUGGGGGAGGGGUUGUGAAUAAUUCCUAGAAAAAUGUAUAAGGAGCUAUUGGCACACACCCCUCUAGUUAUGAUGUUUAGUAUUAUUUUUAAUAAUUAUAAAAUAAUAAUACAAAAUUUAAUGCACUUUUUAUUUUUUAUAAUAUAAAAUCUAAUAUCCAAGGGUUUUUUGCCAGAUCAUCUACCACUUCCUCAGCUGUUAAUGGAACCCUUCCAUGAAUGGGUAAUGGCUAACAUUGUAAGCUCAAUGAGCAGGGUCUAAAACAAUUAAACAGAUACACUUUAGUACUAUAGUUACCAAUAAAUUCAAAAGAGGUUCCUUUGUCAUUGUACUCACAAAUAACUUUUGAGUCGAUUAGGACAUGAAAAAGUUCUCUUCGGAGUUGCAGUAGAAACUGGUAGUGUAUACAGCAUUUUUAACAGGCGAUAGAUAUUUGGGAACAUCUCUUCAUUACAUAGUCGUAACGUUUCUAAUGCAUUUUUCGUAUGUUCCUUAUUUCGAUCUAAUUGUUUAUGCCAUAAUUAUAAUUCAGAUUUUACAAUUUUAUCAAAUUCUUCAGAGUAUAUUUUAGAAAUUAAACACCUGAAUCCUUGGAAAGAAAACGACCAAUGAAGCGGGUGGAGGUUGAACCCCAUAAACACCCUCUGUGAGUAAGCCCAUUGUCCUAACACAAAUGGAAAUCUAUAAUAGAUUUGAUAAAACGGAUGUGACGUUUUAUUGGGAUUAAUUAACGGCGUCGAAUCAGGAAAUUUUAUAAAAAUGAUUAUUACCGUUUGAAAAUAUAUACAUAGAUUAAAUAAUAUGUUGUAAAUUUAGCUACACACAAGUUCUUUGAUAUCCAAAAUUUUUCAUAGUGUGUUAAAAUGUUAGAGGCUCGUCUCCAGUCCUUUUUAUUGCCAUGUUUUCACGAAACAAGAUCGAGACACUGUCGUCGACGCCGAGUUGAUAUUCGUUUGUGGCCAUAUUAUAAUAUAGGAACGAUCCGAAGGCAAAAAAAAAAAUCGGGUUACCGAAUUUGUAAAAUAUUCCACGAUGGGUUAAAUUCGUUUAUAUACUAUGGAACGCAAUCAUUAAGAUUAUUGGUUGUAAGAUUAACAAGAUUUAAUGUGAUAUAAAUUCGUUUUUACUGUAAUAUAGAAGUAUAAUAUAUUAUAUUAUACUAUUAUAUACUCUAGAGUAAAUAUUUCGUAAAAUGUUGAUACCUAUCGAUUUCAACGCACAUUAUAUUAUUAUUAUUACUAAACAAAAUGUAAAAGUUUUAACGAAAGUUGUUUCUUUUAUAUUAUAAUAUUUUAAGCGUCUCUUAUUUUGUUCUCGUUCUCUGAGAAAAAAAAAAAAGAACCAAUCAAAACUUUAUUAUUCACUCACAUUCUCUAUGCGGGCAACAGACAAUUAUAAAACUUAUAAGUAGGCAUAUUUGUAAUAAUAAUAAAUCGCAAAAUAAAAAAAAAAAAUCAAUAAUUAAACCAACGGGUUUGACAAAAGUGGAUCUAGAAUUUAAUAAAAUAAAUUUUAUUCAAUACUAAAAAAUAAAUAUAUUUAAAAAUUAAAAUUAAAAAUAUUUAUCUAUAAAAAUUGUAAGAAUAGUUAUUGUAAACGAUUAGGGACGCUUAGAUAGAUCUAUUUAAUAACAAUUUAAUGUUUUAUAUAUUGUUACUUAUAAAUUUUUAACCUGGACGUUAGGUCAAUAAAGGAAGGUUUCAUUCUUAUGAUUGCUAUUACGGAUUUUAAACUUUGAGUAAAACUUUAUGACCCGUGAUACUACAUCAAAUUAUUUACUAACGGACAGAUGAUCAACGCGUAAAAUAUAUUAAUAGAUUAAGAUAUCAAGAUAUCCUUUGCUCCAUGAGUCCAGACGCCACCAAUCCUGAACUUUUUCAAAGUAAUAAAACUGCACUAUAUCAAAUUAAACGGGCAAAACAAAUGAAGGUCUAUAAAUCGGUCGAUAAAAAAAAAUUGGUUUCUACAAAUGUAAUUUUCAUAUUUUAAGGAUUCAGUUCAUGUGUAAGCCCCAUCUGGGGGGGGUUAAAUUUCCUAUUUAACACCCUUGGAUGUUGGAACUAACCGUGAAAUUUUCACCGAACUCGAUCGAGUAGUUUUUAAGUCUAUAUUAUAUUAUAAAUAAUUGUGGUUACUUGUACGAAUGAUAAGAAAUAAUACAAAUAUAACAAUCGUUUGGUGAUCGAUUUGAUAGGUUAGAUAUUUCAAAAUGAAUUGUAUAAGGUUUGGGGAGGUGUUCAAAUGAAAAAUUCAUUAUAACAAAUCUAUAUAAAUGAAAUAAAAAUAUUUCUGACAUAGUGUUUGAGUCGAAUAUGCGGAUGCUAGUGUGACGGAGCUUCUUCGAUACACUCAGAGUCUAUAAAUAAAUUAUUGUUUAUCGAGUACCUACCAUGUGACACGUGUCUAUGCGAAAUGAAAAUAAUAUUAAUUUUGAACUCUAUAAUAAUAAUGUUAACGAUUUUUACGUGCAUAUAUACUGAUAUAACUACGACUUACCUACGUCAUGACGAUAUUUAAAAAUAAAAAAAAGUCGCAAUAGAAAUGAUAAAAGCGGCCUUGUUUAUUUAGGUGUCUGUUUAUCGUGGGACUCAAGGGGAAAAGCAAACACUCUAUUUAGAGUUAUAUUUUGCGAAACCGACAGACUUGCGUUUAGUGCCAAUACACAACGCGACAGCAAAGGUUCAAUGUUAAACCAGAAAAAAAAAAAACGAAUAAAAAUUAAAUUAUUUCAUUAAACUUUUUUUCGCCAGUUAUUAAUUCGCGACCCGUAGAAUUCCAUUUGUUUUUAUUCUGCGUGAGAAUCGCAAGUUAUUUGUAUAGUUUUUUUUUUUUUUUUAUGGCUUAUCCAAACCAUUUUUUUUUCGAUGACGUUUUUAGAAUUAAAUAAUUAUACCGUCGAUGUUGCAAAAAAAAAAAAAAAAAAUACCAUUACUGAAAGGUACAUUUGAUAUAUCCAUUCAGUUCUUUUAAAUUUAUACGCGUUUUAUUUUUUGGUUUUUGUUCAGUUUUUUUAUUUUUUUUGGUUUUUUAUUGUACGGCCACUCGUACGAAUAUAAUAAUAGACAAUAGUGAAUGUACUUUUAGAGCAACGCGUGAUGUGUUUGCUAUAAGAAUUAUACGGGCCAGCUCCCAGUAUUUUUGUUCGAUUGUAAGGUUUUUUUUUUGUUUGUUUUUUAAUUAGAUUUAUGGUAAUUUACUUUCCAAUGUUUUUACGUAUAUAAUAUAUGUAUAAUAAAAGCACCCGAUUUAGAACACGACCGCAGGAACAGAAUUCGGUUAGGGUUCUAUAUUAUAUUAAUAUAUGCGGAAUCAAAACAAAGUUUUGAAAGUGUCGAAAAACCUGCGAGAAACAAAAUAGCACAAUAUAGGUAUAUUGAGGUAGUUUUGGGACAACACGAAUACCGUGGACAUUUUGAUUAUACAUUAAAAUGUCACUUCAAGGUUACUUCACUCGCUGAAAAACGAAAAUACUGUUUCUGUUAAUAAACGAUUUUCAUCAUGGCAUCGGUGAGAUGAAGGGUUAUGUGAAGGGGUUUGUAUUGUUUAUUUAUUAUUAUUUUUAGUUUAUGUUUGUACAAUAUUUAUAAUUUCGGUAAAAAAUAUGACUAGGACAGUCCCAGUCAAAAAGGGAUUUUUUUCUAAUAGUAAAAAUGCUCCUAAUUGUUCUCAUCGUACCUCAAAAGAAGCGGCAUUUUUUGACCGGGGGUACUUUAUUUGAUUACAUUCUCAGCAGUUUUUCUGGAAAACUAAAAAACAGUCAUCAAAUGACGAUACAUAAGUUUUAGCUUUGAGUCAUACAUUGGCUAUAAAGGCAAAAACACGACUAAUAACCUUAUGUUCUACAAUACAAUCUUAACAGUUUAUUAAGUUCUACAUUCCACUCAAAAUUGGUUUUUUGAUUUUAAUAAUUAAGUUACCUUCAGUAUAUAAAAUAAAUAUAUUCUAUGUAUGUAUUAUACGUUCCAAACUUUCAACCUUUAAUAUUAUGCCUGCCCUACUAUCUAUACUAUGCUAGAUCCUAGAUAAACCUAUCGAUUUUCUGUAUGGACGCAGCUGAUGUUCCUAAAACUAAAAAUAUUACAUUUUAAAAGAUUUAAAUUGCAUUAUUAUAAUAAAAACAACAUUGGGAAGGUAGAAUACAUAAAGUUAUUUAAUUUCUAUCUGUACGCAACGAUAAACCUUUGCAAACGAAAAACGAUUCCAACUAUUCUGAGUGAGAUGAGGGUAAUAUACAUGUUUUGACGAUUUUCAUCAAAACAUAAAUAGCUAUAAAUAGCUCAAAAAAUACCAGAACAUUUUAAAAAUUUGACUGCGUCUAUAAAAAUUUAUUAUCAGCAUGUAAUCUGUGAAAAUUAUGUGGCUCUGUGAUUAUUUUUAAUCGAAUUAUAACAAAAAACAAAAUCGAAUAUAGUGAAACCGUUAUUGCUGUAAAUGUUGCCGUUUUUCAUAAUAAUGCCAAGAAACCUCGCGGGUGACAUCGAGAAAUACCCGAGUAUUCCCUAACUGAGCAGAAGCACGAAUGUCCUUCUCCAGUUAUGGUUCGUACUUCAUAUUACCUUGACAGUACUCCGUACCUAAAUUGUCACGCAAAAUAUAAAUUAAAAACAUAGCAGCUCUGAAUUUUCUACAAACAGAAUAGUCCGGAAAUAGUACGCUACGCCACUAGCUAUUUUCCACCUCCUUCAACCUAACCAAAUCCGUGGAACAUGUCGCGCACCCGUCGGGGCUUUUCUGGCCCGCUGUCAAGGUACGUGUCCAGGAAGUAAUCGACAUCCGGCUCCACCUCGGUGGCCUCGCCCGGGCUGUCGGCACCUGCUGCUCGACUGACCAACUUGCCAUUGGCGGCGCCAAUGGAUUUUCUAACACGCUCUUAUUUUAACGUCGUAUACUUUUCUGUGCGACGUGGCCAUACACAACACUUCUAUAGAAACGACAACAACAAAAUAUGCGUUAGAUUGAAAAGAAUUUAACGUAUACGUACUUAUUAUUGUUAUUAUUAUUAUUGUUAUAUUAUUGUCUAAUCCGGGAUGUCUGACACAAAACAGAUAAGACAAAACAUUAAUCGAUAAGCACUCCAUGGUCGAUUUUUUUUUUUGAUUUUUCUAUUUUCUAAUUGAUAUUCUGUCCGGUAGGAUAAAAAUUACACGGCCCUAAGUGAUCAUUUUUAUAAAAAAAAAAAAAAAAAAAAAAAAAUUGUCAGACGCAACUUCUGCUCGUAUUUAUGAUAAUAUAUAAUUAUAAUUGAAACGUACUAAAUAUUUAAUUAUUUUAAUAAUUCGCAGCAGUACGGAUAGCUCUCAGGGGUAGAGCACAUGCGGAAUGGCAGGUAUUGGUCAGUGGAGAUCGUUCUGCGGUCAAGGAUGAUCAAUAUUUCAUCGACAACCGUUCUCUAAUCUUCGGAAAAGGUAAUAAAAACGACACGACGUUAAUUAUUAAUUACCUUAACUAUAAUAGUAUUAACUAGGUUUUUAAAUUUAUUUAUAGUUGUUAUAUACACGACGAAUGUUCAUAAUCAUUACGUGCUUACUUGUGUAAAUAAAACGAUACAUACAGGGUCUUCCAAAUUUUAUGUUACAGUCAAAUUUUCCGUGAAAUAAUUAUUUUCAAAAAAAAAAAAGAUUUAUGUAAAAACUCUUUGAAAUAAUAUGUCCUAAAAUGUUAUGUUUUCCCCGUUUUUUCACCUUUAUUCGCCGUUUAAAUUACUACCUACCCGCUUUUGAUUUUCAAAUAUUAACCGAAAUUAAAAAUUCCAUAAACAAAUAAAGUUUUAGUUUAAAUACAUUUUGAUGUUAAAAUGUUUAAUUAACGCCACGUGCCGCAACCAUAAUAGAAAUUGAGUUUUUUUUAAAGAAAAAAAGGAAAAAAAAAUGUUUUGAAAAAUGAAAAACAUUUCAGAAUAUAUUAUUAUUCCAAACAAUUUUUACAAGCCAUUUUUUUUUUUUUAAAUAAUUAUUUCAUAGAAUAUUUGAUUGUAAUAUCGAAUCUGGAAGACUCUGUGUUUAAUGCAAUAUGAUAAUAAUAUCUCAUAUUUUGGUUAAAAACAAAAUUAAUUUGCUCUAAUAGAUCGACAAGAAUGCAAAGCACAUAUUUUGCCUCGCGGAUUCCAUCACUUCCCGUUCAAAUUUCAACUGCCCCAGAGCUCGUUGCCAUGUUCGUUUGAAAGCAAACCCGGUUACGUUAGAUACUACAUCAAGGUAUAUACGUAUAUAAUAAUAAAUUAUACGUGUUUACAUUUUUUUUUUUUUCAUCACUCAACUUUCCUGCAGGUGACCCUCGACAUUCCGUACGCAUCGCCACCCCAAGGGAUGAAAUACUUCACCAUCAUUGGACCGCACAUAGACUGCAUGGACGAUCAAUAUCUGGUAACACGUUAUUUUUAACGAAAACAUUUUAUCGAAAAAUUGCAGUAAUUUUAACUUGGGUAUUCGAAAAUGUAAUGGUCAAGAUACUUGAAAAAAGUAUCUAGAUACAAGUUACCGGAAAAUAGAUACAACAAUUUUUACCUCCAAAUACAAUAUUAUAGAAAUAUAAUACAUUCAACAUUUAUCAAAGAGACACUGUAUAGCAGAGGUUCCCAACAUUUUUUGACUCACGGCACCCUUAAUUAUUUUCUAUAAACCCGGAGGCACCCUAUGGCCUAUAUGGCCUAUACUGAAUACGCAAUAGUAAUAUAUCGUGUAUUUAAAUGUAUAUUUUGUAACUUCGGUUUUAUUUAGCUAAGUGCCUUAGUAUAAACAAAAUUAGUAGGUAUUGGGUAUAUACCCAAUACCACAUAUAUGGCAUAUAUGGCCAACACAUAUGGCAUUUUACAAAACAAAUUAUUACAUUGAACAUUAACUAUAGCAAUGGAUAGCAAUCGAACCAGUAUGGAAAUUAAAAUAGAUCGCAGUAUCACUAUGUACAAACUAUAUGUAUUAUAUAAAUAAUAUAUUAAAUUAUAUUUUACAUAAUUAAUUAUAAACAAUAAUCUGUAUACUAUAGAGUUUAGUACUAUAGUCUGUUUUAUUACUCACAGUGCUAUAUUUUUCAAGAAGUCGUCUUUUUGAAAAAAAAAUAUAUUUCAAAUAAUUUCGCGGCACCCUAAGUUUAAGUUCGUGGCAUCCUGGGGUCCCGCGGCACCCUGGUUGGGAGCCACUUCUAUAUUGAAUAUAGAUACUAGAUAUAUUUUGUUUUACCUUGAGAUGCAAUAGAUACGCUGUAUCUAAGAUACAAUAAAAACAAAAUGUAAAAUAUUUCGAUAAAAAUUAUUUUAUAAAAAAUACACGAUAAUAUUAUAUUAGAUUAAGGAAAUGCCAUAAAGUAGAACAAAAAACUGACUUUAAAUGUAUUAAGUAACUAUAGUAUCUUUACAUAAGAAAAAUUAAAAUAUACAAGAAACAAAUAUACCUAUCUAAAAUACGUACCUUACAACCUUAAAUAUAAGUACCUAAGACACUGUCCGUCCCUGUUUUUAAAUAUGAAAUUACGAAAUUUAUAAAUAAAUUCACCCACAAUUGUGAUACCUUUUUCGUUAGGUAUACUUCUACAUAUUUACUGUUCUUUUUUUUUCGUCCGUUCUUGAAUGCAUCGGGCGGAGCACAUCAUGUACGCCCCGUGUUUUAGCAAACGAACAUGAAUGAUGGAUGAGAGUAGAUCGAUGAAAUCGGCAGACGGUAUCUCUCGUAUUUUAAUUUUCUAAAGAACAGAAAUUUCGCGUACCUAUGCAUUUAAUACAGAGAAGAUAAUAUAUGUAAUUUGUUUUUUUGGCAUUACGUUUUAUUAUAAUAUGUCGUACCUAUAUAAACUAUAAUAAACUGUAGAAUACUAAUACGAUAAAUAUUAACUCACGUGUAGUCGCGCACACUAUGAAUAUAAUAAUAUUAUAAAACUGAUUAUUUCCUAUUGACAAAUUUCGAUUUUGUCAAUUUUACGGAAUUUGCACAGUUAGCGUUCAAAAUACAGCAAAACAUCUCAAUACGGUUUUUCGGUAUCUCUGAUAUACAAGUAUAAUAUAUUAAAUUAAGUUUGUAAAAUAGAGGAACAGAUAUAACCGAAUGCGACGUUUUAUACACUCGUACUGUAUAUCAGCGACUAUCUUAAAAUAAUAUAGGCAUGUGUCUUUAAAAUACAGUACGACCGGCUAUAGCUAUAUUUCCCAUUCAAAAACUAAACGCAAAAAGGAAAACGGUAUAUCCGUAGAAAAUUGAUGUCAGCAAUUUAUAAAGUCAAUAGUAACAAUAUAUCAGUUAGGAUAUUUCUAUUUAUUUUUUUUUCUGUUCUUGUUUAUUCGGGAUUUUCAUAAAUUUUUUCCGAACCGCACGUGUAUACAAACAAAAAUGUCCGCGUAACGGCCUUGGGUAACUACAUACACAACUCAAAUAACAAUUUUACAAUAAAUGUUCUUUUUGGGCUAAGGACUGGAAGUCGCCGAUUUUAAAUUUUACACCUACUCAAAGGUAUACUUAAUCGGUAAAUCCCUAUAUAUGUUAUUAUGCUCUAGAAAUUAAUGAUGCGGCGUGGAAUAUUUUUUUUUUUAAUUAAAUGUUUCAAAAUAUCAAUAAUAUUAUUAUUAUAGUAUUGUGUAUAACUACGGUAUCUAAAAAACAAAAAAACAAAAAUGAUAAUAACAACGAACUUACGAUCAAAAAACCAAAUUAAUAUCCAAGUAAAAUAUAAACUAUGAUUACUACCGUAAUGUCCGUAAUUAAUAUUACCUACUUAACCCGUUUUCGGAUAAUAGUACACGUCAUGUCGUAUCGAUUGAUUGAUUUAUGAAAUAACGUCGCAUUAAUAUCAAUUAAUCAAAAUAGUAUAAUAUAUCAAGGUGCAUUGAAACAUACUAUUAAUCCACCUUGGUACAUAAACCGCGUUGUAAAACUUGUAAUGAUUUUCCUGGAUUCCCGAAAUGGUCUAAACAUCACUUAUAUAUAAUAAACAAAUCACUUAGUGUGUUUACCCAAAUUUGUUGGUUAGAUUUUGCAUACAUUCAAAUUCUGAUAUUCGGAAUUUUUACAUGUAAUUUACACCGGAUAUUUUAAAAUACUUAGACAUUUAAGGAGUAUUCUGUGGCGAUACUAGCUUUGGUUUUUCAAACGAGAACCUAUAUCGAAAAUUCCAUAAAUAUACGGAGUGUUACUUAAAAUAAAGUUUAAUUUCCGACAACCCGUUGACGAGAUAUUUCACUUUUAAGUUUUGUUAGGGGGAGAGUAGUGGAGUAUCAUUUGUGUGGCGGCAUGGCACGUGAUGUUUUAUUACUAGUCCACUAAAUCUCAUUUAAAAAACCAAAGUCAGUAUCGCCAAAGAAUACUUCUUAAAUGAUGUGAAAAAUCUAAGAAUCCGAAAAUAUCGGUUUUAACUAUACACUUAAAAAUCAGAAUUUGAAUACGAGCAAAUUUUAACCAAAAAAAUUGGAUGAGCGCACUUAGUGAAUCAUCCUGCAAAUUUAUUAUAUUAAAAUAUUUUAAAUAUAUUAUCGAUAUAUUUACAGAAACAUAGGUGAACAACGGGCCAAUAUUAUGUAAUAAAAAAAAUCAUUAUGUAAGUAUGCGUGUACACGUAUGCAUUUUUGUGACGUUUCGUUCAUGAGACUUUUAAACUACCUACCUAUACACAGACCAUGCAUAAUAUAUAUUAUAAACAAACGUGCAGUAUGAUAAUUUGAAACAAAAAAAUAACAAUAUAUCAUCUACAGGUUUAUUCGGGAUAUUAUAAAAAAUCGAUUAUACAAAAUAAAAUGUAAAACCCGGGACAAAAAGAGAGGUUAGGUUAGGUUAAUCCAACCAACUCUAUACUCUGACUUCUUGGAUAUUUUUAGCAUUUAAAAUGCGAAAUAGCGUUGUUGGAGAUAUUUCUUUUUUGUCUAAAAGAAUCAAUACUUAUUUGGUGGACAAUUUUUAAAAGUAGUUGGAACCUUGAAAUGUAAAAAUGUAUUUUCUUUUUUUCUUAUCUAUACACGUUUAUAUGGAAACUUGUGAUGUUGGAGAAAUUAUUUUUUUGAGCAAAAUUAUUAUAUUAAGUUUAUUGAGCUUUUUAUUUGAGAUUUUUGUGGAAUAACCUGCACAAUUUUGUUCCAUUUAAUCGUGAUAUGGUGCAGGCACGUACGCAGGGAGUGUUUUGGGUGUUCAAACGACCCCUAAAUCUAAAACGUCACAAUACGUUAUAAAUAAAAAAUAAAAUUAAAAUAAUUUACAUAAUGCAGUCAUAUUUUAUGUACCUAUUUUAUGUAUUCCUAACAUAUCGGUUACAUCCGAGUUUGGGUUCCAGACCUUAGUGGUUUUGACAAGUAAUUGGGUUCAAAUGGAUUUUGGUAUUAUAAAUAAGGGUCUACUAUUGUUGGGUCUCGGAUUUCUUCAACUAAUACUCAUAUACUAGUUGAGACCUAACGUUUGCCGAAAGCAUCCCCUCCUUAUUUACGUUACAUUACUUAAGUAACAUCUUAAAAUGGUUUUUAUAAAAGUUGUAGUUAUUCAGGAGUGCAUGAGUAAACGCCACAAUUCGGCCAUCCGUUAAUCAACAGGUGUUAGAAUUGCGGUUUUCCCCUGUAUUUAUUAGAAGGGUAAAGAAUUUGAAAGUUCCCUCAUCUUAGAUUCAAGGAAAAGAAAAAUCCAACAAAUAUUAUUAAAGAAAAUAUUUAAUGCACAAUUAUUUUACUAUAAUAUAACAUAUUACUUGUGGACAAAACAACACUAUCACUGAACUCCGCUCAGAAUCGUAUUUUUGUUGGCAUUGGUUAUCGUUGCCUAUAGAGACACACAUUAUAUUCCCGUCUGUAUCCUACCUUUCCAACUUCCCACCUAGAAUAGUGGCUGCACGUCAUGGGGACGGCCAUUAUUCUGGGACAAAUUUUUUUCAUGUCUUCCAUAAGUUUAUUUGUUUAUUGUUUGGAAAAUGUACACACAUAUGAUAAAAUUAAAAUACACAUUGUAGAUAUGGAAAAAACAACGAAAAUAAUUGGUUUGGCUAUCUCUGUUUCUAUAAAUAAUUUAUCUACUUUGCUAUUUUAUUAUUUUUACAAGUAUCAGAACAUUUUUAUUAUUAUUAUAAACUUCUAAAUAGAUUCUUUUGAACAUUUUGUCUAAGUGAUACUUUAAGGAUGUCAUUUUUUGAUAUUUCAAACGGUUUUCAUGAUAAUUGGGAAACAACGUAGAAAAAAUGUACGAUUGUAUAUAUAUAUUGUAUAUUGUAAUAAAAUUGUACAAAAUAUAUUUAAUAAAUAUACAUUAUAUCUUAUAACUCGAUGCUAAGAGGACGCUACACUGGUAUAACAGGCUAUUUUUACCCACUUAAUAUAUUUACCCUUUCCUGUUGAAAAUAUGCUAGGAUAUUCUUACUCCCAGUAAAAUUAUCCUGAAUUAUAGUAACCCCUCCCCCUAAUAUUUCAAGGGGUUAACAAUAUACUGGUUAAUUAUUACCCCUCACACUUUAUUUGCUACGUCCAAUCAUUUAUAAUAUUGUAUUAACAUUUUGUUCAGCAGAACCAUAUUCUAUUCUUAGUUCACCAAACAUUUUUGUUUUUCCAUUAUGUAAAAUUAACAUAGAAAUGUUUACGCCCUCUCGUCCAUUUUAUUCGUGUACGUAAGAAUAAUGUACUAUGCAUUUACCUCCAUUAAUCAAUUUUAUCGGGAAGGUUACAACAAUGUAGGAAAUACUUAACCUCUUUUAUGCAUUUUUACUAUUACGUAGGGUUAAGUUAGAUUAGGUUAAUUAGGUAAAAACCUAAGAAAAACGGGUAAAUUUACGAAAUUUAUUAUUUUCAAAUCGUAAAUAUGUAAAUAUUACUCGUUUAUGAUCAUGAAUUAAUUAAUAAUAAUAAAACUGAAAAAAGUACGUGGUUUUGGAAAAUUUUAUGUAUUUUAAAGGGAUCACUAUUAAUUUAUGUCUCGUUUUUAGACGAUAUUUUAUUUAAAUUAUAGAGAAGAGAGAGAAAAAAUAAGAGGAUUGCACAGUAGAAUUUUUCAAACCUAUGUCAAUUGGUCGUGGUAUACAUUUAUCGUGGGUAUAAUAUACGACAAAUUUUUUUUUUUGGGGUCGCCAAAAUAUUUAAAAAUUUUGAUUUCAAGUUUUGGCACUUGACUUGAGAAAGAUUCGCCACUUCUAUAGUACACUCUUGGUCGCAUUGUUAACUGGUCGUAGUAUAAAUUUGCCGUAUGAUUAAUAAGUCUCAGACCUUUUCGUCGCGAAAUAUUAACAUUGGUUUAUGUAACAGUAUACAAAUGGCUAAAAAUAAUUAUUACCUAUGUAUUUAUUUAUUUAUUUAUUCACUUAAAUUUAUUACCUAGUCAAUUUCAGUACUUUAUCUUUAUUAUUAUUAUAGGUAUUAAAUUAAAUGAAUUAUACUAAUAUAAUUCUUAUAAAAAUCGAAAAGCAUUCUAAAAUUAAUUGGAUUUUCACAAAACUGAUAAACUCCGAUUUCGAAAACUCAUCAUCAACUCAUAGAUUAUAUAUUAGUCGAAUGUAUUAGUUUUUCCUAUAUAGUGCAUCCACAUUUCAGUUAUCCGUAAUAGACUGUGUGUAGUGCAGAUAUGUAGACUAGUGUUAUACUGUAUAGAAGUAGUUACUAAAAAAAUAAUAUAACUCUAGAUUUAAUAAAAAGUGAAAGAGGUGAAGAUAUAUGUGUGAGGGUUUUUUAUAUCGUUAUGAGAUCUACAAAAUGAAGAAAUGCUAAACCGUCGAAAAAUGAUUCAAUUGUGCUGGAGUAGAAAACGAAAUAAAUAUAAUGAUACCGUUGAGCCGCUGAGAGAAUAACCAAAAUAUGCCAACGAUUUAUUAAAAAAACAUUCGAUGAAUAUACGAGUAUGUCAGGGAUAGCUCAUGAAAUAUAAAUAUAAAUAUUAUUUUUUCAAAAUUUAUAAUAUUUUUAAGACAAACGACAACGGUAUUGUUUUUACACAAUUUACAUAUUAAUUUAUUCAUAUUUAAUAUUAGUUUACAAUAUUAUGUUGUAUUACAACAUAAUAAUUUUGUAUACCUGUUUGUGGAGUUGCUCACGAAAACUUUUUUAUUUGACGCCAAUAAUUUCAAAAAUUACCAAUUUAUCAAACGGCUAAUUAACCGAACGACCAAUUUUACCACGACCUACAAUCGACUGUACCCCGAAUUUGUCAUCUCUGAAGUUCAUAUCUCAUUAAUAAAUUUUGAACUUGAUGUUUGUUAACUUCGCAUUUACAACAAUGACCUACUUAUUAUACUAACUGCAAUAUAUCGAGUAAGAGGAACAUAGUAUAGCGACGAUAUAUUAUUUAACACCCGCAAUGGACUAAAUGGCAAAUGCUUUGAUGACGUAUAGGCAAAGAAAUUAUUUUAAAAUGUCACCUAAAUUACUCCAAAUCGUUCAUAAAGUCGGAGAAUUGGAUCAGGUUUUAAAUGCGUAUCCAGAAAACAAAAGGUUACGCCGUCACAAAAUAUAAAAAUGUCUUCGGAAUAAGAGUAAACAAAACAAUAUACUAUGCAAACAAAUAGACGCAUUGAUAUUCGAUUCCAAGAUAUUGUAUAAUUUAGUGUCCGACCAUAUUAUAAUAUAAACUGUGAAAUAUAAAAAAAAUAGCUGGUCCUCGAUAGAAAGAAAAAUAAAUAACUUGUUCAAAUAAAUAUUUAAAAAAACAAUCUAAUAAGAUGUAAUAAACUAAAUAAAUUGAAACUUUAGUACUAUAGCAUCCCUCUUAGCGCUAAUUUUUUUUUUUCGUUUGUGUUGUUUUUUUUCUAUGUUAUUUUUUUUUAUACUCAGUAAAAAAACGAUUGAAUUAUCUAAUAAAACAUCCCGUUUGUUUUGAAAUAGCCAAAAUACAAUAAAAGCAAACAGCGUAUUAAUUUUAUUUUUUAAACCGACAUUCGAGAGUAUGAAACUUUUUAGAUAUAUUUUUUACAAUGCUUUCAAAAUUGUCAUUAUAUAUAUGUAUACAAAACAUAAUUCUUCCGAGUGAAGGAAUUAAAAUUUAAACGAGUUAUUAAAGUUACCUACGUCGUAGUAUAUUUAUUUUUUCAUAUGGAUUUACACAAUUUCCAAAGCAUCGAAUUGGAAAAUUAAAAAAAUAAAUCAUCUUUUCGCGAUCAAUAUUGGAAAUAUUUCGUAAAACUUUUCGAAUAUAUUUACUGUCCGAAAUUGUGACAUCGCUGUAAAACCAUUUGCUCCGUCAUCCAAUUGCUCGUGUAAUUUAAAAUGCUCCAUAUAUAUUUUCUUUUAGUUCAGAAUUCGUUAAAUAAACCGCAAAAUCACAAAAUAGUAUUGCCUAUAUGAUUCAUAUAUGUAUGUUAUAUUUAAAACAUAUCUGUGACCCUUUUCCUCCAAAAAUAUGAUAAAACUGUUUGCCACCACUUUAUAACAAACUAAAUCUAGGUCAUACUCCUUCAUCAAAAAUAAUAAAAUGUUCUUUACUAUAGACAGAUAAUGUUUAUAGAUAAAUUUUAAUAUGCAAAACGAUAUAUUUCAUUUUAUUAUAUACAAGUAAAAUUGAUUUUGGUUUUUAGUUUGAUUGGUUUUAUUUUUUUUUUUGAUCUUAUUCAAAUUAUGUUCAAAAUAUCACCCUUAUUCCGCAUGUACACUAUAAACACUUAUCAAAUAACAUUUGAAUAUAACAAUUAUAAUAAAAAUCAAACCGAAUUUAAAAACAAAACGUUUUUCCAAAAUUUUAAUAAAAAUUGGAAAAAUGCACUAAAAUAAUUAAAAUAUUACUAUAAAAUCAAAAAAUUCAAAAUAAAAUUUCUUAUUCGAAAAUACAUAAAACAAAUUUCAGCUAUAUCCCGUAACACGGUUAAGUUAUUCUCUAAAUAAUAUAGAUUUUCACACCAAUUAGUAGAAUUUAAAACGACUGUUACUUAGAAACUAUUCAUCGGUUAUAAAUGUGUGAUACAUUAAAAUUUUCAGAAAAAUAAUUUUUAUAGAAUGACUAUCUUAACAUUUUCCGAAAAUAAUAAAAUAAAAAGUUAUUUUCUUUAAUUUUUUCAAUAAAAAAAAAAAUUAAUUAAAAUAUAAUUAUUUAUAGUCCUCUUCCUUGUAAGUAAUAUAUAUAUAAAAAAAAAAACAGAAUUUGAUUAUCUUUUUUAUUUCCGAAGAUAUUCAAGGGAUGUAUCUUCGUGGGACAGCCUGUAUAACGCAGCAACAUUGGAUUUAACAUCAUCCUAUUGCAUCGGUCUACAUUUUAAAACUGUUCUAAACUUAUAACUCAAACACGAAAUACAUAUCCGAUAUAAAUGUUAGAUGUAACAACAUUUUUAGAAAUAAAUUCCUGUUUCGAAUUUGUAUGUUGAAAGGAGGUGAUUGAGCUUUAAAAAGCAAAAGUUAAUCAUUAAAAUUGUAACGAGUAUGUGUACAAAACGUAAAAAUAUCGCGUUGAAAAUAAAGCUUCAACAUUAGCAUUUCAAUAACGAUUGAAAAAAUUAAGAAAUCAGUAAUAAAAUUGACUUAAUAUCCUCCGAGAAAAUCGCUGGAUCAUGAUGAUAAAAUAAUCAUCCAUUAGCUGUAUAGAAUAAUACAAAGGAAAUUGUUAGAACAGUCAAGUUAAAAUAUUCCUCGCGUCGUGUCGAAAAGCGCCGUUUGAACGAUUUUGAAUUAAAACCACUCGCAUUUUAUACACGUUGGGACCUCCGAAGAAACGAUAUUGAAAUACAAUCGAAUAUAUUAUAUAUUAUACUGCAUCUAACUAAUAACACAGUUUCGCGAAAUACACGUGAACGCUUUUGAUCGCAACAAAGGGAACGCACGUAUUUUAAUUAAUUAGUUAUUUAUUUCCAUGUUAUAAACGACAUUUCUACUUUGUUACUUUGUGUGUUUGUUUGUGUCUGUAUAUUAUACUAUACAGUAAGUAUUAGUUUGAAGUUUUGAUUCAAUUGAUAAACUUACGGGUUAUAGGUUACAGUAUAUCUCGACGCAUAAAACAAUUUUAACUAGAAAAAGGCUGUGACAGUUUGGUGGUGUUCUGCUGUUUUAGAAGGGAUAUCAGAAAGGAAUAUAUGUAUUUAUAUAUAUAUACAUAGAGCGAGAGAGAUAGAGAGACAGAGAAAGAGUAAUUUAACUUAUAUUUUACACAAUAAUAAACCAUUUCUAAUUCGUUUCUGAAUAGAGGAUUAUUAAUAUUUUAUUUAGAAAAUUGUGUAAAGUUAUUUUUUAUUUUUAGAAACUAAUAAAUGAAUAUAAAAAUAAGAUUUUUCUUUAUGCAGACAAUCUUCUUAAGAUAAAAGCAGAUAGAAAAAAAAUUGAAUAUCAAACGCUCUAGAUAAGUCUGUCAAACGCGGUUGGACGAUUGCUUUUAAAACAGUUAAUAUGCUUCAUAUGGUUUUUAAUUUUUUCUAAUAUUUUCAUUUAAAAUUUCAGUGUAGGACGAAUAAUGGAAUUGAAAGACAUUUUAGUCUACAUGGUUCAUUAAGGACAGAGCAAUUUUGUUUGAUCACGCCUAUUCACUUUCGUUUAUAAUUUCUAAAUCUUUAUGGAGAUAAAAUAGUAUAUAGUUUCGAAUCAAAGAUUAGAUUUCAAGAAAUUUGAUAGGACAUAAAAUUGUUAUAUUUGACAAAUUGGGAUCUUUGAGUUAAACAUGAGUUGAGUCGUGAGUGGUGAAAAUAAAAGGUCGGCAGAUCCAAAUUUUUGGAUGCAUCAGAACCUAUACCAGUUUUAAUUCGUACGCUUUCUUAUUCUUGAAAAACAUAAAUUAUUUAUAGCAACGGGAAUAUUUUCUUUUUACAAGUAGAUACAAAAUGCUGGGUAAAAAUAUUAAUGAUGUUUUGGCCACCAUUGGUGGUUCUAAAAACAAAAAUUAAUCGACUCCUCUGGAAACACACAAAAUAAUGAAAACUGUUAAAAAAAUGGAUAGCAACAAGGUAUUUUAGUAAUAUAUAAUAUACUGUAUAGUAUAGAUGUAUACUCUAUAGUAGAUGAACUAAAUUGCUCUAUAUACACCUUCCAACUACCCACCUGCAUCAGUGACCUACCCGUGAGCAGUAUCAACUUUUUUUAAUUUAUCAAUUUGCACUUGCUCAACCAUAAUAAUAAUUUGCCGGUGGCCGUGGUGAUUGCAGUUUAUUGUAAUUUACAGCGCUACCUACUAUAUUAAUAUAUUAUAAUAUAUAGGUGCGUGCAGCAUUUUAAUAAAUCAACGCGUACAGACGAGAUUAUAUAAUAAUAAUAAUAACCCGGAGCUUGUGUAAAUUAAAAAAAAAAAAAAAAAAAAGCCGUUUGGAAUUUCGUUAACUUUUAAGUUUUAAUUUAUGAUUGUUGUAGUUUAUAUUGUAAUUAUUAAUAACUUUUUUUUUUUUUUUUAACGCGAUAAUUGGGUCACCGCGUGUGUUAUAUUAUUAUAAAUUCGGUAUCCGACGAGAAAGGCAGUGUCACAUCAUCGCAUAUAUACAUUUUUUACUAUGUGGUUAUUUUUUUUUUUUUUUCAUUCACUCGGCGGCUUGAACGUAUACAUAAUAUAAUUAUAUUAUGUAAACUGCAUUUUCGUAGAUUGAUAGACCCCACUGAAUAAUAUAUAAUGUAUAUUCGUGUUUUUUUUUUUUUUUUUUUCAUGAUUGCAUACAUUUAAAUUCUCUUCUGCGUAUAUUAAUCGAUUUCAAAAAAAAAAAAAUUUUAAAAAUGUGCACGUGUAGGAUGAAUAUAAUAAUAAUAAAAAUAAUAAAAAAAAGUAAGUAAUAAUAAUGGCAAUGAUAACCCUAAACGAAUAUGCGACGCAGGGUCCCGUGAACUCGUAGUCGUAUACACGCACGGAAACCAUUUUGUAGUAUGUAAAAAACUCGAUACAGUUAAUUUUUUAUUUUAAAUCUAACAUAUGAGGAAUUUUUACGCGUGGUGUUUUACGGGUAAUUUAUAUUCCGACGUGCUAAUCAGAAAUCAGAAUCUAAUAUUAAUAUAUUAUGCGUGAAAAAAAAAAUAAGUAAUCAGCGUCAGUCUUCAAUAAUAUACACCGCUUUAUAGCAAUAAUUAAUAAUUACUAUAAAACUUUAUAAACUUAGAACAAACGAUUCUAUAAUUUUUUUGGGAAUUAUACGAUCGCGUGGAUCGUUUGAAUUUUAGGCGUUACGUUUCUUGAGUAUCGUCUGGCCGUUGCGUAUUAUAUAUUACAUAUUAGUCAUGACCUGCAAUCAAAGCGCUAAUCGAAAUCCAAAUAAUUUAUUUGAUUUGAUUUAUUUUUGCCAUUUUCGUAAAUUUUUGUUUUCGCCCAUCGCGCGUCGAGUAGUCUUACUAUAAAAUUAUAUGCGCUUUUUCCGUGUCAGCGAACAAGUUUUCGACCAAUUGACUUGCUCUAAUCGGCAACUUCAGGGGUGAUUUCUGGUGCUGAAUAUCGUAUAGUACGAGUUGUUGACGAGUCUGGGCGGUAAUCUGUCUUUCAUUGUUGUACACAACGAUUUCAGUUCAUUUCGAUUGUGUUAUUUUGUUGUAGUUCAUUGAAAAAUAAUCGUAUAAGACCAGAAAAUUUCACAGAAUACUUAGCAACUUUUAAACGCGGUGCAAUUUUCAAAACAUUCUAGGCUUUUUGUAUAGCUGACUAUCGCUAUUUGAAAUUGUCGAGUUUUUCUUUUUUUUUGGUUUUUUGUGGGUAACAUAUUUUUGAUGUUUAUCUGUAGCCAUCAGUUAUUUUAAUAACAAGUAUUUGAAAAGAUCAUAUUAAUACGAGUGUGUCGACGAAAACAAUAAAUACACGGCAUUUUCCUUACCCAUUAGGAACUUAACUAUUCUUAUAAAUACACGCUUUCCGUUCAUGUUGAAUUAAGUUGAAAGUCAUAUUAUAUCUUACUUUCAUAAACGUUUUAAAUUUAAAUGAAUGAUAAAAUAUUUGUCAAAAAUAGUUGUAAUCUAUUUAUUUUUUCACAAAUUAAUAUACAGUUUUAAAUAUAUAUGUUUGAAACAAUAUUUAACAAAAUGAAAAGUUUUAGCUCAUCUAUUCAGAUUAUCAUCGUUUUUCGUUAGCAUUAAUGAUUUAUGAAAUAUACUAUACACUUUACAGUGCGCAAUAAAAAACGAUUUUGAGCGGAGUAUCGAAAAUAGUACAGUAUUAGUUGUGUUAUUUUACUUGUUACUAAGGUAAUCUAGCAGAAACCAACAAAAAUCUAAAAAAUAACCAAAAAGAGUCUAAGGAGUAAGAGAUAAAAACUGAAAAAUGUCGAUAAAUGUUUCAAAUUAUGUACCGUACCUAUCCUACCGGGUAGAAUUUCCGUAUAUUUUGAAGUACCAACUGAAUGGAAAAAAUUUGAACAUUAGUCUAACUAAAAAAAAAACCAUAAAAAGCAAUUAUUAAAAAGAACAUUGGGAAUUUUUAAAAAUGUUUCCAUUAAAAUACCACCAGUCAAACAAUGUAAAUUUUUUGAGGUAUAAUAAAAAUGUGUUUCUACUAUUACUAAUAGUUCUAACUUCAUCAUCGUACUUGAAUCUAAAACCGGCAUGUCAUAUUUUCGUCAGAUUUUUACAUUUUUUAAGAAAAAUCGUAGAAAGUCUAGAGACAUAAUAUUUUUCAAAUAAGUAUAUACAGUGAUAGGUGAAAAAUCUGUAUCUUUUAAGAUAGGAGAACAAUUUAGAUUAUUUGUAUUUAUCGAAAGUGUUUUCCGAGAGAAAAAAAAUUACAUCUAAGUAAAACUCAUAAAGCUUUUCGCUGCACUCGUAGUCUAACAACGAUAAUACGCCGCUAAAAAUAUUACCCUGUAUAUUGUAAAAAAAAAAAUGAAUUACAAUAAUUAAAUUGCAUAUAACUAUACGCUAAUGACUCGGGAACUCGGCGAUGCCUAAUUUUAAUCAAAAUGAAAUUAUAAUGUGGUUAUUAUAUGUUUCCGAGGUUUGGCUGCUGCAAAUUAGUACGGUCUAAUACAAUUUGUUUACAUAAUAUAUAACCUAACCAAAUGCAUAAUAUUAUGAAAACGAGAUAGUAUUUGUUGUUUUUUUUUUUUUUUUUGUGGUAUUCAAAUUAUUGUGUACAGCGAUAGUCACAGUAAAAAAAUAAUAAUCGAUUGAUUUUAUAUAACAUAUACCUAAAUACCUGUAUAUAGUAAUGUAUUGAGUUUUAAUGUAUUAUCUAAACGCGUACAAAUAAAGAAAAACCAGAUGAAUUACAUAUAUUAUACACAGGUACAUUUUAAAUAACAGAAUUUUAAUUCACUCGCGUAUACAUACAUUUCAAGUCAUAAAUAAUAAAUGUAUAAUAGCAGGUAUAAUAAAUAUAUAGUAUUAUACAAAUUUUACUAUAAAAUGUCGUUUUGUCUAAAAUUCCCUUUCGAAACCCCGAGAAAGUAAUUUAUUGCACAUAAAUAUGUCUGCUAUAUAAUAUGGAUAAUUGAACCAUACUAAGUUGGUUCACUAAAAACGGGUAAGUAUAUAUAUAUAUAUAUUUAUAAUAAAUAUUAUUUAAAAUAAAGGAUAAAAACCGUAUAAGAUGGGCGGGAAUUUUGGAUUUAUGUGGGUUAAAAUGAUGACGACUAAACCGUAGCGAGGGUCAAAAUAGAACAAAACGUUUAACAUAUUUUACGGGUGAUAAAAACUUGACAUCCGGUUGCGUAUUUACAGACCCUAUUCGAAAGGAUAUUUUAUAGAAUUUUCACUAGGCGCAACAUUGCGAAAUAAAAUUGAAAUCUAAACGAUAAUUGAACCCAAAAUGAUUAUUUUUUGUAAACAAAUAAUAAUAAUAAUAAGUGAAUAUUUUUAUCGACUCUUUUCGUAACAGAACAGUCAUUAAAAACAAUAAUUACUAGACAAAUUUGUGUCACUUAGUGAACUAAGAGAAAAUGUCCACAGUAGAGUACUGACAAGUAGGUUAAGUUUUGUAAAACUCUCGAAACUCUUAAAACUAACUCGAAUACGUUUCUGCUUAGACCGAACUCAGAUAAGGUCUGUAAAUACGCGACGCUGUCUGUAUACAAAAGUAUAUUUGAAACAUCUAAAAUAGGAAAAAAACGGGACAUUACAACUAAGUCAUUCAAAUUUGAUUCCAUUUUGAAAUCGGUGAUAAUGUUUUGUAGAAACCAAUUGGUGCGCUGGAGAAACGGACAAAAUGCUUUUUGUGUUGCAAAAGCAAUCUAGUGGUAUUGCAGUGUUUACUGGAGAGGUCGGCGUACGUGUGCGGCGAGGCGUUAAGAUUAAAGGCCAACAUAAAAAAUCAAAACCAAAAGGACAUUAGGCUUAAAAUCAGAUUAUUCCAGGUAAUUUUUUGUUUUAUUAUUAAACUAAACAUUUCACAUAUACUAACCACACAUUAUUAUCUUUGUUUGUUUAUUUUUGUUUUUUACAAAACUUUAAUAAUACCUAUCUUUAAUUAAUUAAAGAGCAUUUUUUAUUUGUGUUAAAUUUAAAAUGAAAUAUCGUUACGCGACGACAAACAUACAAAACAAAUAAUGUUACAGAUAAUAAAUACGUAUUUAUUUCAAAUAUGGUCAAACUCGAGUCUAACAAAAAUGUUAAAAAUAUACUAGCACAUAUACAGUGUGUCACAUCGUGAUCGACGGAUUUUUGUUGCGCUGUUAAUAUAACAUUUUUUUGAUUUUUUUUUUUUUUUUGUUCAAUCGGUUUGUCUUCAAAGGGACGUUAAUUUGAAAAAAAAUGUUUAUUUCCAUCCACUGAAGACAAAAAAAAAGGAAUUUUAUUUAUUCACUUUAGAAAAUUUUCAAAAGAGCCAUUUUGUAAAAAAUAUUAUUCAAUCAAUUUUAAUCACACAUUCAUAUUCGAUGAAUAAUUUCUUAGGUAUAGCCGUUUUAAUUAGGCGUGAAAACAUUAAAAAUAUUCAAUAAAAUAACACGUUAUGCGAUAAGGAAUUACAAUCAGCACGAUAAUUCUUAACCUUCUAUUGAAAUUAAAAUGGCUAUGAUUUGGAAACUAUUAAUCGAAUAUGAAUGCAUGGUACAUUAAAAUUUGUAGAAUAAUAUUUUUUACAAAAUAGCUAUUUUGAAAAUUUUGUGAAGUGAAUAAGUAAAGUUAUUAUUUUUUUUUAUGUUUAGGGGAUGAAAAUAAAAAAUUAAUUAUUCUCCAAAUUGAUGUUCCCUCGAAGAAAAACCUAUUGAAAAAAAAUUGAAGAAAAAUCGCCCAAGAAAAAUCCAUCGAACACAAUGAGGCACAUUGUAUACUGUUCGUAAACAUUUAUACUAAUAUUAUGAAGACAUAAUAAUUGUUUUGUAUGUUUGUAAAUGAUAAGCUCAAAAACUACUUAACCGAUUAUUUACCGAUUUUUUCUGUAUAUUUGAAUUAAACAAUUUAUAAAUAUUUUGUAUAAUAAGUUAAAAUGUUAAAAUUAAAGUUACAGAGAAAAACUGCGAUACAGUAUUGUUUUUCUUUUCUAGAGCUGAGGCGAUUGAGUUUGUUAUACGGACACACGGUAUACUUGAUGAAUUGUGGAAUGACGGUUUCGAAAGUUAAAUUGCGUGUUAGGAAUAGUUUCCGAAUUAUUUAUAAUUGGGCUAAUUCUUUUAAGAACUAAUUUUUCGACAACCUUCGAGAAAAGAGGUAGAAGACUUAUUGAUCUAUACAAAAAGGGGAUACCAGAGGGUUGCCAGGUUUUGAUACAACUUUUAUAAUUGAGAAUUUCCACUGAUGCAGAAAGUAGGAUAAACGGAUAAUUACAUUAAAAAUGUACGUGAGGAAUAUUAUAGCUUUCUUUGGAAGGUGUUAAGUUACUUUGUAUGUUAUGAAAUCAAAGUCAGGAUCCUCCUUUUUUGAGAAUGUAACGAGCAAUAUAGGACUUCAGCUGCUGAAGGUAAUGCUUUGGGACUAUAGUCAUUUGCAAGGGGGAAGACAAGAAGUUUUCAAUUUCGUUGGAGAAUGCAGGGUUGUUAAUAUGUCUAUGAGGUUUAAACACUUCGGUUAAGUAAGUUUUAAAGAGUUCUCCUUUUUCUAAGUCAUCAAUAGCGCUCGUCUUGUUGAGUUGUUUUAGAGGAGAAUAUGAAGAUUUUUCUUUAAAGACUUUUUUUAUGCUUUCCAGAUUAAUCCAUCUUGGGUGGAUAGUGAGACCUAUUGAUAGUUCGUGAAUGAUUCAUUUCUUCAAUUAAUUAAACAGCAUUUUCUAUUUUUGUUAAAUUUAAAACUGAGUGACAACAAACAUACCAAACAAAUAAUGUUAUGCAUAAGUACAUAUUUAUUUCAAAUGUGGUCAAACUCGAAUCUAACAAAAAUUAUUAAAAUAUACUAACACUAUACUUUCGUAAACAUUCUAUACUAAUAUUUUAUGAUACCUUUAUAAUUAAAUCAAUAUAAUAAUGUCAUAUUUUUAUACUUUGAAAGCGUACAGCAAAAACUAUAAAGUAUACUACUCUAAAGUACCCACACUUUCGAUCUAUUUAAUUAAAAUAACAAGAUUUUCCUCAUUAUCUCGAAUACUAAUAAGAAUUUCAAAAAAAUAACCUCUUUAAAGUACCAUACAGAGAACAUUUCCUUUCAGAAAAAGUGCUAUACUUGAUAACUGGAGAAAGCUUCCUGGUAGAAAAAGUGUUCACAUAAAAAAAAAUAAUACAAAGUAAACAUCAUUGUACAACCAAUAAAUUUCUCGCUCAGAAUCUAAAAUCUAUUCAAAAUUAUGAAAAACAUAUGUCGUAAACACAUUUUAGAUUCUAAGUUUGGCGAAGAAUGUAUUGGUUUUACAAAAAUGUUUAUUAUUAUUUAUUUAAAUUAUCUUUUUAUGUGAACACUUUUUCUACAAAAAGCUUACUCCGAUUAUCAAGUAUAGCACUUUUUCUGAAAUAAAAUGUUCUCUGUGUGGUACUUUAAAAAGGUAAUUUUCUAAAAUUAUCAUUAAUAUUCUAGAUAAUGAGAAAAUUCUGGUUCUUUAGAUUAAAACAGAUCGAAAGAUUAAUAAUAAAUUUAUCAUUAGCAACCGUUUUUAUUUUUUUUUGUUAUUAUUAUAUUUACAUUACUUUAAUCAUUGUUGUCAUGGAAACGCACAUUUUUGUAAACAUUUUACCAUAAUAUGACAUAUAUAUUGUUAGCAAAGCAACACUAUCAACUGAAUCCCGCUCAGAAUCGUUUUUUCGUUAUAGCAUUGAUUAUAGAAUAUUCUAAAAUCAAUGGUUAUAGCAAUGAUUUAUCGUUGCUUACAGAUAUACAUUAAAUUCCCAUAUGUAUCCUACCUUCUCAACUUCCCACCUACAACAGUGGCUGUACCCACGUGCGAAGUAUGUCCGUCUUUUUUAAUAGGUAUUUUUCAUUACAAUAAUAUAUCAUUAAUUUUCACGUAUAUACUUUAUACCAUCGCGUCAAUAAGGUUUCAUAAGGGUCGGUUAAAAUACAUUUAUUUGCGCACCAAACAAACUCGUAUAAUGGGGAAGAAAAAGGUUUUCGGUUGUUUUUUUUUAUUUUUUCAUUCUAUACGUUUCAGAAAAAGUACUAAAAAUUCGAAUUCUACGAUAAGUGAACCAAAAUUGAAGUACGGCCCCAUAUAUAUCCUCGCCGGUAUCCCAUAGGGAUUUACCAUUUUAAAGUGGUUAAUCUAAUCUAUAAAAUAUAUUGUAUACAUAAUAUUUACUUCUAGGACUUUUUUAGAUAAUGUAAAUUAAUGUAACAUUGUAGCUGAUAAUUAAAUUAAAACUAUUGUAAUAUAACAAUAAACCGAUGUAGCAUAUGUACGAAAUACAAAAUGUAUGUACACAUUGACGCAACCAGAAUUCAGGAGUAUUCAUCAUAUUGAUACUUUUUAUGAAUUUCAAACAAAUUUCUCGUCAGGUUUUUGAGAUAAUUAAAUACUAAAUAGAUGAAGUGAACGACAUCUACGUAUUCAAAAUUAUAAGGGAUCCCUAAUGUCCGUAAUUUCAAUAAGAAUUAUGCAACUAUACGUAUGAAUUACAUAGAAUUUGAAAAAAUCUUAAAUUUCGGGGAAGAGGAGGGUUAUAAUCCCUCUGGUUGCAACACUAUAUUAACGAAUUAAAACUCGUGUUAAUUUGAUAAUAUUUUAUUCAAAUUGGGUCAGGGUUGGUGGUUUUAAAUUAAAUCUCAAGUACGUAGCUUAUUAUUAUGUCGAUGCGACCAUCGUCCGUAUUAAAACGUCAUUUACCUCCCAUCGGACACAUAAUAUUAUAUUGUACAAUAAUUCGUUCGCAUUAUUCACUUGAAUUAACCGUUCGUAACCUACAUUCAUCAAAAUGUAAAGGACAUCUUAUAAAUAAUAAUAUUAUAUUAUCGUAUUAAAUAGGAACCUAUAUUUCCCCAGAGUGGACCAAACGAAAUUGAACUAACACACCCCCGCCACCACUCUUCCUUGGAAUCCUAUUAUUAUAGUUCGUUUGAAUAUUCUGUAGAUAACACAACACAAAUCGAUUGGUGCCAUUAUCAAAGAUCCGAUCUGAAAUAUAUCGCGUAAAUAUUAAAUAAUAAAUAUAACUCUUCAGAGUAUUUACGGUUGUUUUUAGGUAUCUGCAAAUGAUAUAGUGUGUAAAAAAAAAAUUUUAUCGCUUUGCUCGCCAACCUUUUGUUAAUUAAAUAACGCUUUUAUUUUAAAAUCUUAAGCCUUGACUGAAUGGCCUUUAAUAAUUUAUUAGCGUCAUCAGCCCCCUGCUAAACUCCAUUUUGAACAAGCCGACCGAAAUAUUAAUAUCACCUGGGCGUCACUCAUUUGUACUCGAAUACCUUUUUUUUUUUUUACUUUUAAAUAACCAUUGGUCACUUAAAAACGUUUUAUUUUGGACAAUAUAUGAUAUAGUAGGUAUUAUACCUACGCUGCAUACCUAUAUGAUACGGUACUUUCGUAGGUAUAUUGUCCGGACUACCCGCUUUGGAUCGAAAACCUUACCUAUAGCUAUUUUUCCCCCAGGUUUUGCCAACUAUUAAAAAGACAACAAGGAAUAUAAAAAAAUAACCUCUUCAAUGUUUGGUGCAAGACGAUAUUUGCUACCAGAAAUUACCCCUUGAUGUUGAUGAUUAUACUCAAUCAUUACAUACUUAUUAUAGUAGCCAUUUCUAAAAGUGGUACAAUUUUCAAAACAUUCUAGCGGUUACUAGCGAUUUGAGGUAUCUAGGUAUUUAAAAAUGUUCUUGAUUUUUUAUUUUUUAUUUGGUGUAAUGUGUGGUGGAUAUUAUUUUUUGGAAGAAAUGGUUAAAUAUUCAACAUGGGAUUUUUCGUAAGUUGUAUAUAAUACAAUAUAGCGAUAAAAAAAAAAACCGAGCGUAAUAUAAACGUUUUAAGUUCUCAGAAUUGUUUUUCGACAUCAAUGAUUUAAAUCAUUGCGAACACAUGUAUUUAUAAAUUUAAAUUUAAAUAACUCUAUAGGUAUAUCCCAUGUAUCCUAACCGUCCGAAUUCGCUCUUGUGUAUCUUUUUUGUUUCAGAACGUUCACUAUUCGGUGGACCGCGGCAUGUUGGGCGUGAAUCAAAAGGUCGUCCAGCACUCGGUGUUGGAGUAUGUUGGCGAACCAAUACACACCGGGUGCGAGUCGCAAUGGGAUUCCGCCGAGGGCCUGGUCUUGCCGGUCAUGCCGCCGACAUUGAUCGGCAACUGCCGGCUGUUACAAAUAUAUUACGUGCUCAAGGUGAGAUGAAACGUGAAACCCUAAACAAUUCGUUUUCUUGUCAUCGAAUUUCCCAUCUCCGCCACACUGUAGCGUGUCGUCGUUCGUUUCACAGGAUUUUGUUGUUCUUACUUACCUAUAUUCGCGCCAGCACAAAUAAAUUGAAAAAAUCGUGUCCGCGAUUAAUACACGUCCCGACCGAACACAGGAGUGAAAUUAUUUGGUGGGCGGGAGGGCAACGAUGGGGACGCGUGCGCAAAAACUAAUAGGUUAUGUAUACAAACUAUAAUGUUCAUAGAGUAUAAACACAGUUAACGCGCGUUUAAAGCGUGUAAAGUUUAAACAUUUUUGGUUUGUAUACGGGUUUUUUAUUUUCUUAAUCAAUUUUAACAUUUUGAACACGUCCGUAAUCUCUUCGAUAAUAUUUCACUGAUAAUAAUACAAUAAUAUCGGUACAUAUUCUUGAAUCGCCUAAAAAUAUUAUAUUCGACGAUAUUUUGGUAAAGUUUAUCAAAUUUCACUUUUUUUUCAGAAAGCCAAAAAAAUAGUAAAACAGUUUUUAAUGAUGUUUAUUGCAAGAUAUACAUGCAUUAAAUGUGGAAUACGCCCUUUUAAUAAAACACCAUCAAAUUAUACUAGACACAUUCUAGUGCAUGUACAAACUAUUUACAUUUUUACCUAUGUCCCAUGGUCUAAAACUAUGGAGAGCACCAGAUUAAUUAAGAUAAUUAAAAAAAAAAACAAUUACCUAUAAUAUUUCACUUUAAUUCGUCCAAUGUUAUCCUGAACUUAGCGGAAAUAUUGCCAUUAUGAAAAUUAAGAAAAUUAGGAAAAAGUUCAUAAUACCAGCUGAAUGAAAAAUGUUGGGGCCAACCAAGGAUGAUAGGAUAGUGUUGAGUGGAGACGAAGGAGGAAGAAUUUAGACGCCCUAUUCCAAAGUACAAUAACAAAACACAUAAUUAUUGAACGUUCUAAAACACGAAACAAAAUGUUCAGUCUAGUUAGUCAACUUUCAUGAUCCGAAUAUUGGUUUAGUUUGCACUGGCAGUCCUGGUCCACUAAAUUUAAUUGAAUCAUCAGUCCGAUUCAGUCUAAACAAAAAACUUAACAGUCGUCAGUUCGGUGUAACUACGAUAUUUUGUCUGACCCGGUACCUAAAAUAAUGAAAAGUGCAAAACGCUUUUAGAGUUUGAUAGAGAAAGCCAGAGAAAAAAGAAAAGCACGUACUUAUUCGUUGAAACGUUUUCAAACAAAUUUGAAUUUAAUGGAUUAUCGAGUUCCGUGCGUUAAAUGUAUUACCUACCUAGACUUUAGGGUAUGUACAUUAAAUGACACGACUUGAUCAGUAAUAUAAGUAAUUUAAUUAUUUUCUGGCGUAAAUCAAUUUACACUAUACAACAAUAUUAUGACAUUACAGAACCUACACAAACUAAUUUCUCGAGUUCCGCGUGUUUAGAUAUGCAAGUUGUGUAAUCAUUUUCUUUGUUUCGUGAAACGUUUACAUACCUAUAAAAGAGGAAUUUCAAAAACUGCACUUUCAUUAAAAUCAAUUAAAAUCCUAUUUAAAUAUUGUAUAAAUAUAUGUGUCUAAAAAAAUAACCGAUAUAUUUGUAGAUUAGGUUAAGUUAAUAAAUAAUUUGAAAACUAUACUUAGAUACCAGAUAAUUUAUAAUAAAAAAUACAAAAAAAAGCAACUCCAAAGAUUAUACGAAAAAAGAAAGAAUUUUUUAAGUUUAUAAGAUUUAAAAAAAACCAUUAUUGGACAGUAAUUAGUCUAAAUAAGUAAUAAUUGAAGCAUAGUAAAUACAUACAAAAGUACAAAUAGUGUGUUUAAUUUCUAAAAACUAGAGAAACUUAUUGUUGUUAUCCACCACAGACUUAAUAAAUUAAGUGUCCAAAAUCUGAAAUAUUGAGAUUGUGUAGAAAAUAUAUUUUUCAAACUGUGUUAUAAGUUAUUUUUAUUUUGCACGAUGCAUUCUUUAAAAAUAAAUUGAAAAAAAUAUACUAAAAUAAUGGAGAUGGGUGUAGCCACUGUUAUAGUAGAUAAUUAAAUGUAUACCUGUAAGCAAAAAAAAAAAACGAUUCUGAGCGGAGUUCAAUUGAUAGUAAUGCUUUGUCAACAAUACAUAUGUCAUUUUAUAGUAGAAUAACUAAACAGGCUUUAUAUAUUUUCUUUAAUAAUAUUUGUUUCAUAUUGUAGCGGUUUUCCCCCGUAUUCCUACGUUUUUCUCGGUUUUCUCAUGUUUUAUCCCGGUUUUUCAUAUUUGCUGGGAACUCUUGAGGAAAUCUAAAAAUGACCUCUCUUAAAUACCUCUCCACGCCAAUUCCCUUUCAGAAAAGGUGCUACACGUAGAAAUCCGAGUAAGUCUUGUGGUAGAAAAGUUGCACACAAAUAAAAAAAAAAACCAAAUAAACACCAAAUUUUAAUUUGGAUAAAAAUUUGAAUAAAAACCAAAUUUUAGAGAAUACUAUUCAAUCGGGAGUGGAUUUAAAUAGCUAUAAACCUUCCCCAGACAAUGUGAAACAACUUCCCAAAGUUUUAUGGCAAUCACACGAAUGGUGUAGUAAUGCAUAAAGGACAAUCAGACAUAUAGAAGAAGAUUGCUAUCUCAAAAAUACGAGACAAUUUGAAGAAACUAAUUAUUAGUAUUAUUUUAAUUCAGCAUUCUCAAAUUAAUCAAUAUUUAUUCAAAAAACCUUGGCAACAAAAAUGUAUUUUAUUUUUUUAUUAAUCAGAGUAACGUUUUAAUAUAAAAUUAAACAAAAAUUAUCCGGUUUUAUUACAAACAUUUUAGAUUCCGAGAAAAAUAGAGGGUCUAUUGGUUUUAUGAUGGUUUAUGAUGUGUGCUUUUUUUUUACUGUCUAUAACCAACUAUUAUACCAGAAAUCUUGCUCCGAUAUAUCAUAUUACCUUAGCUAUAAAGGAAAUUUUGUCUAGCUGGUGUAUAAAGAAGUUAUUUUUUAAUUUUCCAAAGGGUUUUCGAAAUAAUUAGGAAAAACCUGAAAGAAAAUUAUAGAUAAAACACAAAUAUUUACGGCACGAUGCGACAUUACCGAUUUCAUUGUUUUUAAUAUUUGAAACUUUACAACUUGUUUUCUACCAGAAAUAUUGCUCCAAUCGAAAAUGAUUAAAUAUCUAUAUUAUUCUUUUUAACAUACAGCCACUGAAAACUGUCAGUUUUUGAUAUUUAAAGUACUUUUUAUCAAGAUGGAAAAACAGUGUCAAAGACGACGUGGAGAAAGUGAAAUGAGGGGUGGAAUGGAAAAAGUAAUCAUUGGAUAACUUUUAGAGACAAAUUUGUUGGACGGCAUUAUCUUAAAGGCCGGAGUCGCAAAAGAAGAAAGUAUUUUUAAUAACCAAUGGGAAAAACCAAAAAAGAAUAAGACGAUUUUUUUCAAACUACGAGGCAACGAUUUUAAUAUUUAAAAUGUUUAGGGCUAAUGUUUUCUAUCAUAAAUAUUGCUCCAUAAAAAAACGAUCAAAAUCUUUUUUAUUGCAUUUUUAAUCUAGUUAGUGAGUAUGAAAAUCGUUUUUUUGAUUUUUCUUUGUUGUUUGAAAACUAUACAUUUGAUAAAAUAAAUUGUUUUUACAAAAUUGUUUAAAAUAGAUACUGAUGGAUGCAAAAUAUAACUUAGAUACGUUGUGCGCAAAUUAUUAUUAUAGGUACCUAUUAUUAGAGCGUCGAAAAUACUUUGAUACAGUUCACUAAAAUACUGAUAACCGUGGACGAAAUUUACUAUCGCUGGAUUUAAGGAUAAUACAGGUUGUAUAAGUUUAGCGAAUUUAUAAGUUGCCCAUGUUCAUUCUUAAAUUUUAUACCGACUCGUACCAUGGGUACCUAUGAGAGGGGGCAAGUCUAACAACUUGCCCCUGUCUGGAAAAAUAAUAUAAACUAAUAAUUUGGAUAAAUUGAAGUUCAAGCAGUCAUCUAGCAUACAUUUUGAGAAUCCUUUUUAUUUUGACCUACAACUGAAAUUUCAACCUAUGGGCGCCUGCGACUAUCGUACAUAGAAAAUGGAAAAAAACGUAUGAAUUUAUUUUUAAUUUUUUUUUUUUUUCUUUGCACUGCGUUACACGGUGAUAAUGUAUUGAUAUUCAAUCAACCACUAUCUAAUCUAUUCGAAUAAUAAUAUGGCUGUUAUACGCGUAUUAUAUAAAUGAUUAUCUUUAUUAAUUAUGUUUAAGUUUGGUUUGCUCAUUUUUUUGCCCCCGAGUUGGACAACUGAUUUAUUAUUAAUGCCUGAGCAACGCCGGAUAAUGGCAGCUAAAGUUGUAUGUGUACAAAGAACAUAAAUAUAUAAAAUAAUAUAGGUACCUACCACCACGGUAAUUCUAUUUUCGAAGUGAUCUCGUCUUGCAGCGAACAACCAGAAAAUAAGAAUAAAUAAACUCUAACAACAGUCAAUACACGACUUAUCAAUACAGGACUUAUCAAUUUUCGUGUAAGCACCAGAAAAAUAAUUUUUUAUUAGUAAUAACAAUAUUUAUGCUGUACCAUGACCAAAAGUGACAUAAAAAUACAAAAAACAUUUACACAUUUUAGAUUCCGAGUGAAGCGAAGAACUUAUGAUAUCAGAAAGAUGUUUUUUUUUUUUUUUUUGCGCAACUUUUCUACCAGAAAUCUUGUUCCGAUUUACAACGAUGGCACUUUUUCUGAAAGAAAAUCGGACUAGGGGGUACUUUAAGGUGGUAAUUUUUCAAAUUUCUCAGGAUUUUUCUCAAUAUAUUGGAAAAACCCGAAAAAAAGAGAACGGAAAGAUAGGUACAAUAUUGAACGAAUAUUAUUAAGGAAAAUGUUUAAUGCAUAUAUAAUCAUUUACCAUAAUAUGACAUAUGAAGGCUAAUCAAAACUUCCAUACUGGAAGUAUCACUUGAAAACGGAGCAUCGAAGAGCAGUAGGAUUGGUAUCAAUUGCUUCUAUGACUUUUUCUGAGUACAUUUGUUUUUAUUGAAUCCCUAUAAACUUCUUCGGUUUGAUUUCACCGAUAUUUGUGUAAAAUAUAUUUUUCCAGUUUGGCGAUUUUGUAAUGAAUCCAAAAAAGAACGUCAUUUGACAGUUUCGGAGAUUUUAGAAAAUUCGUCUGCAUAUUUUUUUCAGUUUUAGAGAAAUGCAACAUUUGAACGUUUAUACCAAUAAAUAUGGCAGAUGCGCCGUCGAGUGGCAGCAAGUUUCGCUUCUUUUGGAUUCAUUACAAAAUCGCCAAACGUGAAAAAUGAAUUUUAGAAAAAUUUCGUCGAAUCAAAACGAAAAAGUUUAUAGAGAUUCUUUAAGAAUAGAUGUACUCAGUAGAAGUCGUAGAAGCCAAAGUUCCAAUCGGUUUGCUCUUCAACGCUCGGUUUCCGAGUAAUAUUAUCAGUCUCGAUACUUUUUGAUUAACCCUCGUAUGUAUCGUGGAAAAAGCAACACUAUCAACUGAACUCCACUCAGAAUCUUUUUUUCGUUAAUAAUGGUUUAUCAAUGGCUGCUCACAGGUAUACUUUAAAUUCCCGUCUGUAUCCCAACUUUCCACCUAAAACAGUGGCUGCAUCCACGUGCAAAGUAUGUUCGUCUUUUUAACAUCUUUUGUUCGAUAAGUAUUAUACCGUGGUCAAAUUUUAGAUUUUCCUAUUUUUCGACCGCGAUUCUCGCGCCUUUUAGAAACGAUUUUUUUAUCUUUUAAAAUAAAAUUUAAACGUAAAGAAAAUAUGUUCAGCUACAGUCUAUUUUUUUAAGAGUUUAUAUUCAAAUGUGAAAUACACCUAUUAAAUAAAAGAACGAGUUCCAGCGAAAUGAGACAAUUUUUUUUUUUUGAUAAAUCACUCCUUUUCACGUCGGUGGGGAAAUUCGCUAAGUUCAAUUUAUCAAAUAUUUAAAUGACGUCACUGUAUUUAAACAGCGUUCUUGUCACAACGACGACGUUCGAAUAAUAAAUCAUAUCUGCAAAAAACAUUACGUUUGCCGAUAAAAAAAAAACUCCAAUAAUAUACAUAAUCACUUACAAAAAUAAUAAUUCACCAAAUAGUAUCUCACCUGCUUAGAGACGAAAUUUUUAUUUUAUUUUUUCCAAAGAAGUGUAUACCUCUCAUGUAUAUAUCUAUAUAUCAUAUAGGUAGGUGCAGUAAUUGGUUUAACGAAUUUUGACAACCGUCGUAUUUUUCAAUAUAAGAUAAGAAUAACCCAAUAUUAUAAUACAUUACUUUUAUUAAAAUUCCGGUUAUAUUGUUGAAUAUUUUAAAAGUGUACAGAAAAAGAUGGAUAUGAAAAUUCGAUGAGGAACUUAGGACCGAAUCCCCCGUAUCCGACCCCCCGGCUAUCCGGAACUGCAUCGAUAUUAUAUACACGCACCAUGCUGUAAUCAUUUAUCAUAUUAAAUUAUUUUAUAUUUUAUAGGUCUGUGUGGAUUUGGGUAAAGGAGACGAAGACCUGAACAUAACUUUUCCGAUAACAAUAGGCACUGUACCGUUCAGAAUACCGAAUUGCAACAAAACUCCAAACAUUUUUUACAGUGAGUACUAAUCUAUUACAUAAAUGUAUACAUUAGCGGUGCAGUAGCGUAUGGAAGAGAAAAAGAAAAUUAGUUGGGUAAGUAAUUUAAUUCAUACACUGUACGCAGCAAUAAAUCAUUGCAAGCGAAAAACGACUUCGAGCAAAUUUAAAAAAAAAAAAAACAGAUUUCCAAAAUCUAAAAAAAUAUUAUCGAUUUUUGCAAACGAAACCAAAAUCGAAAGAAAACAAAACCAAUAUUCAAAAUCGACAUUUUUUUUUUUUUUUUGGUUUCGAUCCCUGUUAAAAAAUAUAACCUAACGUGCGAAUGCUUAAUUAUAGGGAUCAAUCUAUCGUAAAACACUAAUCAUCUCGGAAAAUAUUCACUUCCGGAAUUUGUUUUCUAGAAUAUUUAAGAAACAGUAGCUGUUCUACAAUUUCAUGUUUAUGUUUUUUUGGGAGUAAAACCACUACCCACUUUUGAUUUUCAAAUGGCAACCUAUAUUAAAAAUUCCAUAAAUAAAAAUGAAGUAGGUAUUAGCUAAAAUAAAUUUUGAAGUUGAAAUUAAUUCGCGAUACCCACACAUGAGUGAUACGCAAAAAACAGUUUGAUAACCUCUGCUCCAGAGUGAUCUGCUGAAAUGCAAUUUAUCAAAACUUACCAAAUUAUUUCAUAAAUUAAAUUAAAUCAAAUCACACAACUAAACAUUAUAUUAGUACAUAAAUUCUAGUAAUAAUAAUGUAUUUAUUUUAUUAUUAAUUUGAAUAUUUAACUGUGUAAUACACUGAUACCUUUUAUUAAUAUUUAUCGUUUAUCAUAGCAAGAAAUAUAUUAGUUUUAUUUAUUUAUUCAUUGAAAUAUUCAAUGAGUUAGGUUAGAUUGGUCCCAUGUGUAAAAUUAGUAUACUAUUAACUACCUACUUUACUAUGAUGUGUAUCUGAAUUUUUUUUUUUUCUAUUCCUAUAAUUUAUUGACCAGAAAUCUCGCUCCAAUCAAAAAUAACGCAUUUUUCACGUAGUCGAUGUAUUGCAGGGAGGGCAUUUUUUAAUAUUCAGUAUAUUUUCCGUAAUAAUUGAGAAUACCCGGAAAAACGAAGGAAAAAUCGGAUAGUUUACGACAUUCACGAUUUCAUUAUUUCGAUUUUGUUUUUUUUUUUUUUUUGUAAUUUGGUUUAGAUGAUAGAGACCUGAGAUUUUCAUAGAAUACUUGUAUUAGACUUUAAAAUCAAAAUUAGAUAGAUACAAUUGUCAUACUCAUAUCAAAAUAUUCUGGCGAUUUAUGAUUUAUUUAUAAGAAUUAAACAUUUUAGACCUUUUUUUUUAGUAUUUGAUUUUACGUGGACAAAAUUGUUUAGCUUAACAGAAAUGUUUGGAUACUUAACACGAGGUUCAUUAAAAGUUAAACUUGAUGAUCAAAAAAAAAAAAGUUGAGUAAAUUUAGUAGUUUUUUAUUCAUAACGAAACCACUAUUUGCGUACAUUUUCCCGUUUUUCUUACGUUUUUUUCCAGUUAUUAAGAAAACUGCCUACAAAAUAUCAAAACAAUUUUUAAUUGGAGGAAGUUUUCUUUUUUUUUGUUCAAUUGAAUUUUUGGUCUAAAAGGCCAUAUACUUACAUAACAAUAACAAUAACAUUUCCACCCCUUGAAUUACUCGAAGAAAAUGUGUUAUCUGUUCACUUUUAAAAAUAGCCACUGCCGCCACUUAUUUUAUAAUAAAUAUUAUUCUAAAAAUUGAAGUCUGACAUACGUAGUACAUUAUGUACAUAUACAUGUCCGAUAAAUAUUUUGUAGCCUUAAAUUAUCACGACUACUUUUUAAAAGAGAUAAUCAAUUUAUUUUAUUUUCUGAAUUUUUAAUCAAAAUGCUUUAUUAAACUCAAAAAUUACUUAUUAUACAAAAUAAUAAAGAACUUAUAAAUUUUUAAAUGAAUAAAUAAACAAAUUGAACACUAUAUUUUUGAUUAUUUUAAUAAUUUAUGAAGACAAAUCUGAACGAUAAUUAGAAACUAUGAUCCAUAAUAAAAAGUAAAAUUUCAUAUUUCAUUACAUGAAACCAAUGAUAAUUUAUACGUACUAUAAUUUAACCAGCUUCAAUGUACUCAAAUCGUUGCUGCGCUUUGAUAACUGUCCAUUUCGCCAACCUCUACAUGUACGGCACUGUUCACUUUAUAGUUCUAGCUUCUAGUCGACAAAAAAAAUUUGUGCAUCGCCGAACAUAAAGCGAUUCGGUUGUGCUCAUUCCAGGGCCAAAUUUAGGGGGUCCAAAGAACGUUCAGAAGAACUUGGAAUGGAAAGAUUAGAGAUACUUACACUAUUUAGUAGUAAAUUUCUUUUGCGAAUUUUAAUAAGAAUUUGUUUUUGUACAUUUUACCUCUACUCUGUUUACCAACGAAGGCCUCUGGUAUCUGGUGGUCCUUCCCGUUACACAUUAUAUCAUUAUAUAUUAUUUGCGCAUAUCCAUAACUAUAAUUUUGCGUUGCGCCUGUGCUACGCUGUACAUUAACUAUUGUUGUUAUGCGUGCGCAAAGGUGUGGCGUGCGAUCACGUGGAGGGCGGUAAGUACAUCGGACCGGAGUUUCUGCUCGGCGGUCACGUUUACGACGGGACGCAGACCGAACAGAUCGUCCUGUACCGGCCGGUAUACGUGAGCGUCCGCGAACCGAGUAGCCCGACGGCCGAGACCGCGACACCCGCGUAAACACACACGCCGUCAACCAGGCGCCGCAUUCUCGUCAACAUCAGCAGAGUUCGCGGCUGCCCCGUCAACGUCUCGCCGGCAUCUUCAGCAGGCCGCUGAAAAAAAAAAAAAAAAAAACAAACACAUAAUUACAAUAAUGUUAUCGUCUGUUAUCGUUAAUUUCUUUAAUUGCAUUUAAAAUUAUACCUACUACUUAUCUAUAUUCAAUCAAUUACGAAAAAUGAACCACAUCAUAUACCCCGCAAAGUAUGCAUUUCGAAAAUACGGCCAAUUGGAAAAGGGGAGGGGGGGGGCGCAUGACCCAGUGAUCACCCUGGCUACGCCGCUACAGAGUUAGAUUAUAGGCAAACAUUGAAACACUCGUCUACCGAAAAACGUUUUCAAUGUAGCGAUUAUUUUAUUAUAUUGUGAUCCGGCGAUUAUCUAACGGUGGUUUUGUGCAAAAUUGAUUUUGGUUAGAUAUUUCCAGUCAUUACGUGGAGUAUCGUACGACGAUCUUAAUGUUCACAACAUAUUAUAUUAUACUCAAUUUCACUCUUAUUAUUCCGUAUCUACGAGUACGCCAUAAACACUUAGGUAGGUUAGGUAGGUUAGGUUAUUAUACUCAAUAUAAGUCCGUCGAUUCUGUACAAUACGCUCUGACGAGCAACGCCAUUGAAAAAAUUCAAAUUCGCAGUGAAAAUCCAUUAGAAAUUGGUGGUGUAGAAAUUAGAAACAAUCGACACGAACGU
Cinara cedri is the source of this 93479-nucleotide messenger RNA. NCBI's taxonomy places the organism in Eukaryota, Metazoa, Arthropoda, Insecta, Hemiptera, Aphididae. The record is from the annotation of a GenBank genome assembly.